Molecule: messenger RNA, 96227 nt
Organism: Xyrichtys novacula (pearly razorfish)
Lineage: Eukaryota; Metazoa; Chordata; Actinopteri; Labriformes; Labridae
Source: the annotation of a GenBank genome assembly
UUUCUUCUUUUUUUAUUUUUUUUUAUUUUUGUAUCUAACUUAUGCAACGCUCCGCAGAAAACCAGCAGGGUGCAGACAUGAGCUUUCUGUAAAAUGUUAUCUCUAUCAAAAUCAUCUUUCUGAGAUGGACUUUGUAUGGAAAACUUUCUACCCCGAGACACAAAUCUGAAUGUAUGCUCUCAGAAUAUUCCAGCUAAAUAGUAAUUUCAAAUCUCUGCAAGUUAAACAGAGAAUUGAAGCUCUCUAAAAGGGGAAUUCCAGCUGAGGAAAUCGGGCAUUUAGAGCCCUUCUUGUGCACGGAUAGAGGAGGAAAAAAGUGGGUGUACACAAGUUGAGCUGUGUGGCUCCACAGUGCUUCAGUUCAGAUGAGCUCACCCAGCCGAUGCGCACAUCGUAGGAGCCGAGCAAUGUGAGAAGAGAGGAGCGCGAAGACGGCGAGCUGCAGCCCUCUAGUCACAGGGAAGAGUGGAUGUUUUUGCCCAAAAGGUUCCCGACUUUGUUCUCCGCGUAGUCCACAGGAAAAGAGAAAAGAGAGAGAGAGAUGGGGAGAGCGUAAAUGACUGUUGGAAAGACUCAAUGGAUUUGUAGGUUGCCUGGAUGGAUGUGAAUCCACUCUUACAUCGAAGACUGGACUGGACGAGAAGAAGCCUACUUUAAACACUUCAUUGUCUUCUUGUCUUUUUUUUUUCUCUCUUCUUCUCUUUCUUUUCUAAAAUGCCAGGAUUUCAUUCAUCAUUUGACUCAAUCCAAUUCAAGCCAGGCUGUUCAUUUGGAAGGACGCCAGAGCUCCAGUCUCUCAAAUCUGCAAGUUCAGUCCAAUAAAUUGUGACAUUGUCUGUCAGCCUUUGGAAUAAGAAAUCGAUACUGAAGAAAAGGGGACGCGAUAUUCUUCCGGAAUUUUAACGAUCUGUUACCCCAGCUAUCCUUAUAAAUAUGCGAUUUUGCCCGGAAUAGCUUGGUUCGGUCCAGCUUCAGGCUUUUUGAAAGCUGGAGCAGCGCUGAUAGUGACUGAUUAUUGCUGUUGAUUUUUUUGUCCAUGCAAGACUCGGGGUGGAAACAUGUCUGGCCACUUCUUUGAGGGGAUCACUGCUAUCAGAGAUGGCAUUUUGGUCCAGCACUUCGGUUUUCACGUCUAAAGUGCCCCGGAAAAUCUUAUUCAUGUUCACCCUCUCCCUCUCUGUCACCUACUUGUUCUACAGCUUGAUGAGCUGCUACAACUCGCUGCAGUUCCCCCUGCAAGAGAACUACGCGUAUCAGGGGAGGCUGGUGACGGAGGAAACAACUUUUGUGACAUUGAGGGAGAAACUUUACUCCGCGUCUCCGGGCUUGAACGAAUUCACCGAGGCCGAGGGGACCACCGCGGCGACCCGCACGAGGGAGCAUGCCGAGGCCGAGCAGAGGACCGUGGAGUGGAUUAGGACUCAGGCGUCUCCGACGAAAUCCGCGGUGGCGGUUUAUCACACCAGCGCGCAGGAGAAGGAGCACCAGGAAUUCAGCACCACGGACAGCGAACUCAGGGUGAACUGCACCAUGGAUUACGGAGAGAAGAAACUUCCCCAAGCCAUCAUCAUCGGGGUGAAGAAAGGGGGGACCCGAGCGCUGCUGGAGGCUCUCAGGGUGCACCCCGACGUCAGAGCCGUGGGGAACGAGCCCCAUUUCUUUGACAGGAACUACGAGAAGGGGCUGGACUGGUACCGGUAAGUUAUUUCAUCGGAUUUGUUUACGCUUUAGUACGUUUUACCAACAAAACCUGUGCUCUCUUCUGCGCCUUUUCAGCCAAAUCAAUCCAUUUAUGGUAAUAUGUGUCCCACCGAUUCAAAUGGAAGUUUGGGAAUACAUUUGCACCAGAAAAAUGAAGGAUAAUAACCAGAUAAUCUAUAAAAUAAGAAAAUAUCUCUGACUACUUUGUUGCCAAAGUUAAAGGAAACUUUUACAGUUAAAGUGCACCUAUUACAGCAGAAUACCAAUCUGCAGCAACAGAGUCUGGGAGAUUUCCUAAUUCUAAGUUGAUUUUCAUUCACUCCAUACAAGCUCAGACUGUAAGAAAAUGCAUGUUAAGAGCUGGAGCAGAGCUAAGCAAUGAUGCAAACGUGACUUGAGUUUAAUAUAACUCUAAUAUGGUCUUUAAACCAAAUGUUUAAACUUCCAGAAAAAACAUGUACUGUAGAUCCAUCAGCUGCACAAUCAUAGUUUACAAUCAACAAGUUAUAAAGUGUGUUUAAAAAUAUUCAAACUAUCUAAUUAAUCACUAUAAUUUGUGUUAUUAUUUAGGAAAAUAAACCACACCAAAGCAGGUCAGCUGUCACAAAUUUCUGCUGUAGCUUGGGCCUCACAGUGAUAGCACAAAACACCCACUAAACAACAUAUAUAUAUUUUAUUUAAAUUCAUCACUAAACCUCAUUUUUAUUCUACCUGUCCAAAUUAAGACACUUUCAUGUGAGUGCAUCAAGCUGCUUCACCUAAAUGGCAAACACACCGUCUAGUAAUUCAUAUAAAGCUGACAGUUUAAGCCAGUUGUAGACAGUCAUUGAUUUGUGCUGAUUCACAUUCACAGCGUUUAUUAGACUACAUAUCAUAAACUUUACGUAACACUGUGGAUAUUUCUCUGUCCUGGCAAUAACUUAGUUUUUUCUAAUCUCAUAGUAUCCAACAACAUGUCAGGACACUGUCAGUUCUGUGUUAAUCAACCUCCUCUGACUGUGUUUUGGUCUGUGCACAUUGAGAUGUUUGACUUUCACUUUGAGUUUAUCAGCCUGAGAGCCACCACCUCCCACCCCACCCCCGUGUUUAUCACGGUCAUGCCUAUAGAAGAAAAAAAAAUCAAUCCGAGGGUUCAUUCAUGGUCAGUUGGUCAUGGUUGUGUUAGGCGCUGUUCUCACAUAAUGAUGUUUGACUCAAGAUUUUUUCUAACUGAGUCAAUGAGCUGAUGAGAAAGCCGCUGACUCAAAGCCCCCUUAUGGUUUCCUCCUGUCGAACCGGGGGUCUGUCACACCCGGUGUUUGGGUGGGUUUUUUUUGGGGAGCAUCUGCUUUCAUCUUUGGUGCAUAGACAUGGGAGCUCUCGGCUGUUCAUUUAGCUUGUGUUAAUGCAAGCUGUUUCAUUACGCUGUCAGUGAAAGGCUCAUUAGACAGGAGGAUGACAUGCUUACAUAAAUAAUAAUAAGUGUGCUCAUGGGUUUCAGGGCCCCUGAGCUGAGCAAAUCCCUGAUGGGGCCUUCAUUUUUAUAUCCGCGGCUGUCCUGUGUGGAGAGCUGCGUUCAGGACGCACACUCAGGCCUCAAUUUGCAACCAUUUGAAAUUAAUUGGUAAAAAAAUAAUCAUAAGUCAAGACGAGACCGGGGUAUAAAAAUCCUUUCAUCCCACGUUUGUUUGAGUGUUUGUUUGUUUCUAAAUGAUGCAUUAUACUGAGCCUCUCUUCCUGCUCGGGCUAAUGUGCCCUUAAUGGAAGUGAAAUUAUGAUCGGUUACAGAUGUUUGCAGUCAUUUGACAUUGGUGGAGUCGUCUGCUAAAAUGUGCGAUUCAUAAAUUCGGGUGUCUGUCUUAGGCAGCACCUGCUUUUGACGGAUGUGGUAGACAAAGUACAGGGGAUGUAACCUGCAGGCAUCAUGUGAGCUUGUAAAUGUUCAAAAAGGCAGCAUUCAUGUUUCCAUAGAUCUGUUAUUUUAUCCGUUACAGUUACACAUUUGUGAUCUUGAGAGGAUAUCUGUGAGGUUUUUCUUGUUUGUUUUACAUCUUUAAGAAGACUCCUGUCCUGCCACUUUAGUUGAUCCUCUGAGGACACUUCCAUUGAGUUUUCAACUGUGAAUUAAAUGGAUUAAUUGGAUUCAUUGAGUUUGGCCUGCAGCCUUUUGUCUCUGCAGUGCUGUGUGGUUCACUAAAGGUCUUAGCCAGCAGGGUUUGUCCAUAUAGUUGAAUCUUUAAACACUGAAUUGUGAAACAUUUUUCCGCCACUUUCUGCAGGAUAUCACCUUCUGCUCUGGACAUGUCGCGUAAAAUACUGCUCCUCCUUGUCCGGGAGCUUUACAGUAAAUUCCCCUUCUUUUGCUUUCACUUUUGCAAAGCAGAGCCAAGGCGUCAUAAAAAAUCCGCUUCCUCCAAGGAUGUUAUCAUUACCCUGUCUGACAUGGCCAAACGCCGGUGACAGUGGUAGAAAGCAGGUUAUAUACGUGUUCCCUUUUUUGUAGGCAACAGCAAACGCCCACUCUCAUCCGGCAGUGACUGUGUGUGUGAGGAGGUAAAACAAGUGACAGGCUCUUGCUCUAGUGAAUAAAAGCAGAGACUUGCAAGUUCAUAGAGUCAGAGGGUUAUUUUUAAGGGAGCCUUUUUAAAUUACUGUACUUAAUCAAGUCUAAAGUAAGAAGACAAUAAAAAAGAAACCAAAAGAGACGAUUAUCUGAAGCUUUUAUUGGCAGUGUUUGAAUGUGAUUUGGUCUAAACUUUGUACCUUUUAGAAGUACGCAUGAAAAGAAAAAAAGAAAGAGAGGUUUUAUUGUAAGUUUUCUUGGAUAUUGCCUUAAAAUUUGCACAUCAGCACUUGUUGCAAAUGAUUUUCCAUUAUUUUACUUUUUGGGAAAAAUUGACCUCCUGCAACUUUUCCUCACAGAAUCAUCACAUUUUGAUUUAUUUUUGUGAACUAUUUUAAUAUACAGAAAACAAGACAACAUAUCAGACAUGGUCAGAUACAAUCACAAGGAAAGCCUGCGUGACACAUGAAAGGAACAAGGGAGGAGAUCAAAUCAGUCAGAUAGUGCCAGAGGUCUGAUAAUAAAGUAGAACAUCAAAAACACAUAAAUACACAGAGCUGUACAAACAGAGCGAAAACAACCAAAAAGUAACAGUUUAAAAAAAGAAAAGAAAAGAAAACAGCCCUCUAAGUUACAGCAUCACUAAAACAAAUCAGUUGUUUAUUCCCAACUGUUCCUAUUACUUUCAACAAAUUAAAGCUCCUGUAGGGAAUUUUUGGCUGCUCAUGAAACAAACUUAAAUUGGGUGGAAAUUCAUUCUUAAUCUACAAAAAGCAAAUACAACCAUCAUCAACAACACUGAGAAUCUCUGUUGCGAUUUUUAGAGGAUUUCUAUGAUAAUUUUAAAUGCAUGGCAUCACUACCACUGUAUCAUUAAACAACAAAAAAGAAGAGGACCCCAACACUACAGCCUUGCAAAAAUUUAAAAUUUGUGAGACAUUUUUGACUGAUAAUAAGAAAGCAGAGUGAGAUUGAUCAUAAAUAAACACAAUAUAUAUAUUAUAUAUAAUUGUAUAUAAAGUAAAGGAUAAGUGAACCAGAAGUUCUUCACUCUGCUUUAAAGCUCCUGUGAGAAGUUUUUGGUUGGUUAUGAAACAGACUGAUAUCAAAGGUAAUGUCUCGGUGUGGUUUACUAAAGCAAACGAGACAAACAGCAACAACGCUAAAUAAUUUUAUAGCAAUUUAAAGGACCUUGUUUUAAAACAUUGAUUCACUAAGUGAUCCAGAAAGUUUAAUGUAGAAAAACAGUGCUUACAUAUGUACAGGAGAAGCUUGGCAAAGAUAUGAGAGGUGUCGUUUUUUUAACCAAAAAGCUCCUCAUCAAUCAAUCAAUCAAUCAAAUUUUAUUCAUCUGUAAUCCAAAGACGCUUUUCAAAGAAAAAGAACAGGUCUAGACCAUGCUGAUGGGGGCUGAAGACUACAAAUGACCGAUUACUGGCACCACCACCAGCUGAAACUAAAGCUGACAGUCGAUGUACCCGCCAGAUGUUAGAGCUAAAUAAAAAUGAAGCUCUUUGUUCUUUUUUGUGAACAUGCUCUAUAGGGUUGUUUUGAAAUUUCUGAAUUUAACUUUAAAGUUUUUCACACAUCUGAUUGUAGCCUCACAAGGAUUAAGACCCUUUUUUUCUAUGGAAAGAGAGCUGCAUAAAUCCAGCACACAUCUCAAAUUCACAUCAGGAUCCAAAGUUUAUUGAGCGUCUGUUCUGAGCCUCCUCAGACAGGCCCAGAUUGGUGAUUGGUGCUGCUUGCCUGUUUUUCAGCGCUCUUGGACGGUUCCUGCAGUGUGUUUUGGGCUUCCUUGAACAAGCAAUUAGCAGUGUAGUGCCAUCAUUAGCGUACACAGAGGAAUUGGAACAGCCAAUUGGCGCUUCUAAUGUUGUCUCUAUUUUCUGGGUAAAGAGGAUGAGCCACCGCCACAAGGAUUUAACUUAUGUGUUCUCCUGAGUCCGCCUCAACCUGGUGUCUACAUCUGUCCUGGGAUCAGGAACAUUUGAUGCAUAAUGACCAAAACAGCAAAUGUUACUCCAGCUCUUUGCUAGCAUUUGAGGAAAGAUAAUGUGUCUCAUAAAUUCUGCUAAAAGAAACUGGUUAUCCUUCAUAUAUGAAGAUUUCUUGGUUCAGGGGCGGCCUAAUUAGAGCUUAUUAAUGGGGUUUUGUGCUUGGCUGUUGUGGCAAUUAUGCAAAAUUGGAACAAAUGGUCUUUACAUCAGAGUUUAAAUGAUGUUUUAAAGCAGGAACAUUAAACAUUGAAAAUAAAUCGCUGUUUGACAAGCUAUCAUGUAUAAGUAAUCACCAGAAAACGAGAAAACAGAGCAUAAUUUCAUCAAAAAUAAAUCAUAUUGGUCUGGGUCGACGGAUAAGUUAUUUUCUGAUGUAGAAAUGCUUCAGCUAUCACACUACAAAAUGAGAAAAAUGCAUUUUCCAGGCACUUCAACAUUUUGAGUCAUUUGGCAGAUUAACACAGGCAGUUUCAGCCCACCACGCUGUUAAAACACCAUUGUGAAUAGUGUCAGAUUGUCCGUUUUUAGAUUAAUUCCACUUGAAAAGCACGUGUGACCAGAUCAAAUAAUACAGCGGGAGGCGUGAGGUUUCUCAUCUAGUGAGACUCAAUGGAUCUCUGCUCCGCAUUGAUGUGUGAACCGGACAGUCAGCAGAGUGGGAGCAGUUCUAUCAGUCUUUUUCACAGGGAGGAAGAGUGUUUUUCAUCCGCACUGAAAGAGUCUGGGAAGGAGAUAAUGGUUUGAGGAAUAUGCUGAGCGAUAAUCAAAUUAAGGUGCCAAUGUGAAGGCAUGAAGGUGUUUGUGCACGCCCCCUGUAACCUCUGAGAAAAGAUCAGUUGCGAUGGAAAUGUUAUGUUAUUCUAUACGUGUUUGUACUCUCACCUUUGACUUUAGUCAUGAUGUGUUUAUGUGCUUGCCAGUUGCCCUAAGCUCAGCAGAAAAAAUCCAUAAAGGAGUCAGAGAUACAGCUACAUCCAGUCUUAAGCAAAGACGCACAGAUCUGUGCAAAGUCCAUGUGAAAUACAUCAAAAAUCAAUGUAGCUUUGAAACACUGAUCUUAAAAUUUGCAGAAGCUCCGUCUUUGUGCCUUUUUCUGUCUCUUGAGUGUGUCUGCUGUAUCAUACAUACCCUGAUUUAAGAAAUCCACCAAGAAGAAAGUCUCCUUUAUGAACAAAGCUGGGAGAAAUCUCAGCUAAAGCAUGCAAAAUGUGCAACAAUUAUAUUAGAGAGAAGAAAAGCAGAAUAUUAGUUUGAAAUCAAUGUUACAUUCGUCUGCGUUAGAUGACAUUGUGGUCCGUGAAGCUUAAAAACAGAUGAAAUAAAAUGAGAGAGCUAGAUCACGCCCUUAGCAUCAAUAUAUCACAUUAUGUGCUUGAAGCCUUACACUCAGUAUAAACAGGGAAAUGUCUGUAAAUUUAAUCUGAACGUCUGAGCAGACCUAUGAAUAGAUUCAUACUCAUGUCCAAUCUAAUAUCAUUUUUCAAGAGCUGUAAAUUUUCCCAUAAAGCCUCUCUGUAUAAGGCUUUACAGGAUAUAAAAUCAAUUUACUGUCCUUAAAAAAAAAGUCACAAUCAGACCGUAAAAGGCAGAGUAAGGGCAACCCGAAAAAAGACGCUCCAGUGAUGUAACAUGAGUGUAGAUGCUGCAUUCAAAAGCAGGAGUAUCUGAUUAGUGUCAGUGAACGCACCACAGCUGAAACACUGAGUCUCACCACGGACUCUGUGGGUUUGACCCGGUGUUAAAGGAUUUAUUGCCAAGCUCACCUGUUUAUGAGGUGAGGACAUCAUUUAUCAAACUCAUAGCCCCACAGUCGGCUCUUGGCAGCACUAAAUUAAAAGGAUAUUUUAAGGAGAAAAAGACAAAGCAGCAGCAGGUCGGAAUCUAAACAACUUUGCUUUGGAGAAGUUUCAUGUCUUACCUUCCUCUUCUGAAACCUCCAAGCUUUAAAAGUGACGUAAAAUCUAAUCAUGACAUGAAGACAGUCAACUGCAACUUGAAUAUCUGCAAUCAAGUCGGAGAAGUCUGCCAAGAUUGACUGUGCAUUGUGCAUUCUGCGCAUCCCUGUUUCAUCCGGUCGGUAUUAAUUCUGGAGAUAAAUCAGCAAACGGCGAACAGGAACCAAAGUUCUGCAGAGGUUUGCAAGCUCUAAUAUCUCUGUGUUAUUAAAAUGACAUCUUAACCCCUUUGCAAUAAAAGCUGAGAGGAUGUUCCAAUAAAUCUUUGGAGUGAUGUUCUUAUCCUCUCAGGCCUGCAUCCCUGUGCUGAGAAACGAGUCGGCGUUUGCUCCCAGCUCUGAUUAGUCCCAGCAGACAUUGUUUUGAUCCCCGCGUACGCCGAGACUCCUUUUUUUAUAUAUUUAUAUAUAUUGUGCGGUUGGAUUUUUCGAGUCAUCUUUUUUUAAUGCUUUGUAAGACGUAGCCUAAUAAAAGAAAGUCAAAAAGAGUCUUUCCAUUUCCAAGGACGUCUCUCUUUGUGUGGGUUGUAAUGCGCUCUAAUCAAUAGAUCCUACGCAGCUGCAAAACUUUUACUUUAGCCAAGGGCACCACAUUCACUCCUCACCUUAUCUCAAAAAUGGAUCCUUUCUGUUGCACCAUAUUUUGAAGAAUUCACACCUUCUUUUUGUGAAAUAUUAAAGUCUAUUCAUAGAGGCAGUGUCAGUGUAUCAUCUGAUUCAGCUGCUUGGGGACUUCAGAGGAACAGCGUGUACUUGGAGCGCAGGCUUUUUGUGUACCUUCAACCUCCGGUCGUAAGACAGGGCCGCAAGGAGGUGUGUAAUGUAGACAUGGAUCCACUGCAGAGCCCAGCAGCACAAAGUCUAAAUCCAGCGUUUAUCCCUUGUUUAGCCCUGCUUUCCCUCUCUCAGCUGCUCCACGAGCAGCUUAGCCCCUGACUCAUGCCACCUGACUGGGAGCCUGUGACUCCACUCAGUGGGGAGAUUGUGGAAAAAAAAAAGAGCAAGGUGGGCCAGAUCCAGGAGUAGGCCGGAUGCCAUCCCUUCCAGCUGGGGCCUGUGCGCUGCUGCAGUGGCUCCCUGUCCUGCGCCUUCCCGACGUGGCAGAAUCUGCCGACGCCUGAUAAGACGAAGCCAAGACUCACAAGGACGCACCUCUGAGUGCUCUGAUGCCAGUGCUGCAGUUGUGGAAUUAAACUUUUUAAUUAGCAGCAUACCCCUGUGCAGCGGAGAGAGUGGACCGCUUCAAUACAGACUCUUAUUCCACGCUGUCUUUCUACUUGAUUAAACUCCCAAGCAUGUUGGAGCUCUGAGGUUCGAGCUACCACAGGAGCAAUCAUGUUUGUUUUCUUGUUUGAGCAUCUCUUUGGAUGCAGUAUAGCAUGGGGAAAUUACUCGUUAUGUCCUUCAGCUACAGGGGCAGCCUAUUUUCUCCUGCUCCUCCUCACACACACAAGACCAAUCAGAUCAAUGUGAUGAAGAAGAAGCAUUUGGUACAUACGUGUUCAACCAUCAAUUCGCUGGAGAUGUCUUCUCCGGGAGGUGAGUUUGGCUCAUAAAUAGAUGCUUCUCAGCCAUCAUUGAAUAUGAAACUGAUUGGGAGCAUAAUAGUGGAAUAACAGACAGUAACUCAGCUCUUGAAGUAGGCUUUGUACAUUAUUAUAGUGGUAUAUAAGAGGAAGUGCAUCCAUAUCUUUAUGUGCGGGGACAGAUCUGGUGAUUUAGCUCAGACAGUUAUUGAAAAGUUCUUUCAAUAAAAUUUUCUUUCUUUCUUUCUAAAAUUUAUAGUGACGCUUUUUUUAAAAUUACAAACAGAAACAAAUGAGACCAUUAGCAAUAAGACUGAUGACUUUUAAAUUGUGAAUUUCAAUGUCUCAAACUGGUGUGAGGGGGUCAGUGUCAGCCGAGCAGCUGGAGAAAUAACUUUUUUUUUUGUAACGUUUAGAAAAAAUACAACGAAUGAUACAUUAGACUGUCAAAAGUCAGCAGGAUGAGUUUAUAUUUGUCAGAUGACACUUUGUAGGCAUUGAAUCAUUUGUCCACAGGGGGCGCCAGAAUUAACACAAACUGAAAGCUCUUAAAAGAAGCUUUAAUAUGAUCCUAUAUUUGACGUCUGAGUAAUUUAACUACCCCUAUCUCUAUAAAAAUGGCUGUUAUGUGUCAAGUAGUAUCUUCAAAUGUCUCUGUAACCUGGUUUCAAUUUUAAAAAAUCACCGAGCUAAGAUAGCCGGCCACACCCUGCAGCUAGUAAGCUAACCUGUUCAAAGCUGUUACCUACCUUUGUCCCACUAUAUCCACCUUCCAGCACCCUUAAAGCAUGGAGGACUUCUCUGGUCAUGUUUCAGACUGAAGCAGGUUUUUAUAUGAUAUAUUUGUGUUUUCUGGAUUUGCAUCAUUAUCAUAUUUAGAGAGUAUUUGCUGUUUAUAUGAGGCAUAUUCUAUUAUUAACAGCUCGUGUUUGUUUUCUGAUCAUUUGUGAUUAGACUUCACGCAAAGUUCAUGUUGUCUGUCUGCAAUAAGUGAAAUUUACAAGAAAUUUAAAUGUACAUUUUCAGUCCAAGGUUUAUAGACGUGUUAAUUAUGACAACUCUGAGACUGUUGUUUAUACUGUCAUUGAAUAUGUUCCCUAAUUUUGUUCCCAAAUACAAACCAGGCAGCAUGUAAACAAGUCUUCAGUGAGGCAGUUUCUGUAUACUGUCAGAGCCUGGGUUGCACUGAAGCACUUUACCAGUUUGAUAUCACUUUCUGCUUGAUGAACCAUCACAGAUUUCCUAAAACUCAUCAUCUUGUACCGAGCUGAUGAAUCUCAGGUGAAAUGCCCUUUUCGUAAUGCACAAAUUCAAUUUGAAUUUCAACAAGUGGAAGCACAAAGCUUGAACUAUUUCAGCAGAGCUAAUUAGUACAACCAUUAAAGUGCUAUUCUGCAGGUUUCAUAUUGUCUGCUAAUGAUAUGGUGGAUCAACAGUAUAAAGUACAGAGCACUGUGCUGAAUUACCUCGUUUUUUUUUUUUUUUCCUCCUUUCAGUAGAGUUUUGUUUUGUCUGAAUGGAGGCUUCUUUUUUCAUUCCAUUCCAGCAAUACAGAUUGGUCUGAUCUUAUUCUAGCCACUUCUAUUGUAACGUGAGAAUUAUGGAAGCAGUAAUACCACUCCAUCCUUUUAGCAUAUGGAGAGAGAGAGAAAAAACUCGAGCAGUUAAUGGGUAUAGCCAAUUUCAUCCUGCCGUCGGUCCUGCUCAGAAUUCAUGUGCGUUCCUCCUCUCCCUCACACACACAUCUAUCUCUUUCUCUUGCCCUGCUGUAGCUACACUCCGAUGCUUUCAAGUGGAAGUCUAUUUUACUUAUGGUUAGAAUUUAAUUCUCCAUUUUUUUUCCCUUCUUUCCAUCGCUAUGAAGUGGCCUCAGGUUAUGGUUCACCAUCAACUCUCAUAUCCACUUUAUUUUUGUGUCCAUCAAAAGAGCCUGAUAAAAUUCAGGACAGUCUUCUCCUGCAUUUUUGACAGAGUAGAGGGGAGGACUUGGGCUUGUGUUUUUGUUCCAUGACAUGGCCAGAUUGUCUGAAAAUGAAAGACAUUGUUUCGGCUGUUAAAUUAUUUAUUUUGGCCCCAAAAUAAAGUAUAAGCUGAAGUCAUUUUAUGCUCAAGGGGAUUCAUCUCUCCCAAAAGAUUAUUUGCAUGCAACAGAAUUUCCAUGAUGUGCUUUUAGUCUGGAGGAACAAUGAUUCUGUUUCAGCACAGCGCUGCUUUACAGGCAUCUUUAAAUCUCUGCAAAUAAGACUACCUAGGGACAAACACGCAUGUCAAUCAUACUUGUCAAGAUUCCAAUUUUCCUUCCACAUCUCCUGGAGCACUUGCGCCGCUCGUGCUCCUUAUUGGCUGCGAGGGAUGUGGUCCCGUGACACAAGCUGAUGCAUUUGUUCAGUCAAAGGGGAAACCCUGACAGGAAUGGUCAUGAAGCCAAGAUACAGGGACUGCUGGGAGUAUGUUUCAAUGUGUGUCCGUGAGCUGAUAGGUGCCUGUGGUGCUUUUAUGCUGAGGGGAGGGGGAAUGAAAAUAUUUGCCAUUCCCAAAAGUAUAGGCAGCAUUAUCUUGUGACCAUUAUGCAGGAGGACAUAGCAGAAAUAUGCAGCUUGUGGCUUUUUUCCCCAUCAAGAAACCUUGGCUAUUUUGUGUUACUGCAUAAAUUAGCAUCUAGCGCUGGCUGAUACGCACAGCUGCCACUUCAGCCAUUUUUUUUUUUUUUAACAUGGAAAAGUUAGCAUCUUUGCUCCUCACAGCAUCUAGACUUCUGUAACAAGCUGACAGACUUAAUUCAAUUACAGCUUUGUGAUGUGCUGAGACUCCGGAGGUGCGGGCUAAUUCCUCUGUUUACACCCCUGAGUCACUGUCACAAACAAAGACAAACACAUUCAUUGGCUUCCAGGAUUGUGUUUGCUGUGAUUGUCCCAUCGCCUUUGAAGUUUCUCAUCGCUUUAUGUUGUUUACUUAUUCAUGCUCUUUCUUUCCCUCAAAUCACCAUGGGGUAUUCCGUUGGAAUAAUUUUAGCACAGUGUGAAACCAUGUUUAUAAGCCCGGUAUUAGAUCUGUAAACUGCACUCAACACACCUCUUACAUAGUGCACAGACAGCCAGAGUGGCGCUUUGAGUGGAAAUCAUAACCAGUGAAAUCCUGAUUUUGUAACUUCCUGCUGGAGCAUAUCACUGACUUCGCGUUUUGGAAGUCAUUAACACACGCUGUGGUACACUAAACUCCCCCAAGACUUUGAUUAAGCCAGUGAAAUUCAAAAGGACACUUUCAGGGAUUAUGCUAAUUGCUAACUGUUAUAUCAAGAGGUGAUUGUUUUCCCUGGAUGAUUUGGAUUAUUUGCGUUAGGGAUUUAGAGGGGAAGAGCGGAUGUGUUGUGACUGUCUAAUAGGGUUGGUACCUGCUGUCAGCCAUGAGUCCAAGUCAUGGAUUGUGAAGUCGCUGGUAUGUGUGAUUUAUUGUCCUCAGUUAUACAUAAAGCAACCAUUCACAAUCAAAGAAGCAAUGACAUGUGACUCAGUGGGAUAGGAAAUGUAAAGAUUGCUAAUAAUAGCGUCUUAAGUGCUGCCCUGGGGUGAAUGUGGCCUGAAUGCUUAAGUUAGCAACGUUCUGACGUUAGCCAAAGGGUUGUCAAAUUCAUUUUUUCAUUUGAAAUGUGGUUCAAUAUUUCUGGAUUCCCACUGCUGUCCUCAAUGUGACGUCACAAGAAAAUAGCUGUCGAGGAAAUUAGGUCUUUAUAGCCGGCUCUUCACAGCCUUAAACAUUUGAAAAUAAAAUGAGACAAAUACCACUGGAGUUUUUUUAAGAGAGUAACUUCUCAUGGAAGGAUAUUAUAAAAAGAAAAUAACACUAUUACGCUUACACGCCGACAUUUUCUGUACAUUGCAUACUGCUCCCACUGAGCAUUUUUUGGUCUAAAAGAGGUCUAAUAGAUGUCUAAAUGUAGCCUAGACAACUGGUCCAAAAUCAGGCUACCACAGGUCUAAAAAUGAAAGUUUUUUAGACUUCUAAAUUUAGACCAAGUUUAGACUAAAUCUAAAUCCGGGCUAUAUCUAUACUACACUGUAUAUAUAUAUUUAUAUGCUCAACAUCUUUCGUAAUUAUUUUGGUUAAGUACCUGGAGAUCAGUUAUGCAACUCACAGUUUAUGUCUAUUGCUCAGUGGGCUUCAUACCUCGCCAUUAAAGGGCUGUCCACAUAAUCUGAUGAUUCAAAAACUCGAAGAAAGUUUGAGACAAAAGACAUAAAACCCAUGUUCUACCGCCUGAAAGUGCAAAUAUUCAUAUGUUGCUAUUUUUAAGAGCCCGUCCAUGUUUUAAAUGAAAAUAUUUGGCAUGAUGAGCUGGUGCAAGUAGUGACUCUGGCAAGGAAGAAGAGAUGUGUGUGUGCACACUUGCACUGUGCAACACAAUGCUUCAAUAAUGCAACAUUUUGACACCUGGGUCCUUGCCUGAGCUAAAACGCUGUAUUAUUAAAGCUUCGUGUGGCUUGGAGUUAAGUGUGUUGCUUGUCGUCUUUGCUGCUGCUUUUUUUUUUUUUUUUUUUAUUGCCUUGCACCUGCCCUAUGUCUAUUUUUCCACCGGAACACAUUUAGAUAGACGUCUGUAGACAUCACAGAAAAAAAAACAAACAAAAAAAAAUACUGGUUCAAAGUGAGCAUCUAUGUUUAUUUCCUAUUAUGCCAAGAAAUGCAUGAUCACACAUUUAUAAGGACUUCUAAGCUACAUCUUAUAUGCAUGAUGACUCAAAUGAUUGUGAAAAAAAUACAAGGCAUCUCAAUUACUACUAAAAAGCAUACCUGCACAUGUACCUGGGUUUGAAGGUUAAUAGGAUCAACAUUUGGCUUUUAUAUAAAACCAUUACUCAUAUAGUUUUUAGGACUGUCAAAUAAUAAAACCUUACUGGGAAGAGACCCGCAAACAUUAAAAAUAUAUUUAAUGUGAACAUUCCACUAAAAUGUGAGACUAUGUUCUUGGGCAACAUAAUGUUUGAAACAUGGACUAAAAAAGACAAAAAACUGCUGACCAUAUUGUUGGCAGUUAGCAAGAAAUGUGUCACUAGGAAAUGGUUAAAAGUGGAACCUCCCACCAUUGACGAAUGAAUUGAAAUUGUGUAUGAAAUUUAUGUAAUGGAGAAGAUCUCUUUUUCCUUCAAAGUUGAAAAAGAAAAUUUUUAUAGGAUCUGGUCCAAACGGACUGAGUAUGUAAAACCAAUCAGAUCAGAUUUUAUUUGACCAUACUUAUGCUUUGUGUGACCCUACCCUCUUUUAUUUCAUAUUUUUUGUAUACGGUACAUUGAUUACAUGUAGGGAUGCAUUCCCCGGUUAUGUUGUUGUUGUUUUUUUGUUGUUGUUGUUUUUAUGUUAUUGCUUCCACCUGAAACGGUUUUGGUCUGUGGAAGAAAGCUUCAGAAGGGCAGUUUGUACAAUAUCAUUAUAUCCUUGAGAAAUGGAAGUACGGUAUGUGUGAAGUGUUGUAUGUGAUGGAGAUCUGCCUAUCUCAAUAAAAAGAGAAUUUCAAAAAAAAAAAAAAAACAUUGCUGUUUAAAUUUAGCAUAGAACUAAUUCAGCCUUGAAUUUCUAGCCUCACUGACUCUUUUAAGUUCCUUUUUGUGGUUUCUAUCAAGAUAAGGACAGUGGAUGAAGUGUGUAAAGGAUUAUAAGGGCUGCAGGUUGGAAUCACUCCCUGGUUGGCCGUCUUUGAGGACUGCAGCCUUUGAGGUGUUGGAUUUCACCAAACUGGUGCUCCAUUACUUAACUUUUAAACAGAUAUUCUGUCUUUUAUGACAGCUCAGAAGAAAAAAAAAUCACUUGAAGCAUCAUGUUUCUUUACACAAACAUUGUUGUUGUGUUGCUAUCAGCCCUUUAAUCCAGUGUGUCUCUGUUACUACCACAAGCCUUUUGCCAAAGCCAUGACGUUAAAGUCCUAAACACAGACAGAGGACCUGUAACAUUAGUCUUAUUUGAAGGGACUCUGAGUGUUAAUAAGCUCAUGCCACACUUCUGUAGCUAUCAUCAAUGGACAACAACAGUCACUGCCCUUGAAAAAUGACCAGCAUCAGCAGGUUAGUAUCUGUAGCCCACUGUUAGUGCCCCUCUGCUCUCCCUGUUAAAAUGUGAAAAAUGCCUUGACGCCCUUUUUUAGCUUUUGCUGUAAGCAAAGACUUCAUCACCGUAAAAUAUAAAAUCCCGAGCCAAAAUCCAGUGUGUUUUUAUUUGAGGAGACUGUCAGGGACAAAAGUGUAAAAACAGAGCUGUCUGCUCUCAGGCUGCUGCAGGAUUAAGAUCCUUGACUUCUUCUCUCUGCUUCUUUUUUUUCAUAAAGAAGUUCAUGUGAACUGCACUGACUAAGUCGCUGCAUGCAUUUUAAGUACGCCCAUGGCGAAUCUCCAGAUAGUCGCUUUCUACUCUGAUCGACCUCUGGUUUGUCUCAUGUCUACAAGAAAGGGAGAGGCAGAAUCCUAAGUAUGAAUUGAUUUUUGAGAGAGCAUACAUUUGCUUUUAAACACCUGCAGAACACAGUGGGGGCUGUGCAGUGCAGCAAACAGGCCCUCUUAAUUGAUUUGAGUAAUGAACAAGGACACGCGCUCUGUCUUGCGGCUCAAGGUUACUGUGCCAUCACAGCCCUGCGCUCUCUUGUCCUCUGGUCUUUAUAAAAAAGGACAGACUUACCAUGAAAGUGUAUCUGGGCUGAGGUGAGAAGGUAGCUGCUGUGACUAAUGGGUUUAUUUAAUUCAAUUUAUGGCUCAGCCGCAGCAUCAUAUGAGACAUGCUGGUCACUGGAAGAUUGAGGUUUCUUCACGAAAGAAAGGGAGAUUAACCCUCGUUUUAAAAGGGCAGAGUACACUCUCAUGUCAUGCUGGAUUUCUGUGCCAAGAUAGCAGGAUGUAGCAAUCCGCAGAACCAAAUGAAUAUAGGUUUGUGGCAAAAUUUAAGCUUAUUUCAUAGGAGCCUUUCUAAUCAGUGUCUUGCCGGGGCUGCGCACUCUGUCAUAAAUGAACACUUUGCCAUCACGUCCACUGUUGUAUGCAGAAGAGACGUGUUUUAAGGGCAUGUUUGUCCAAGCAGAUGUUUAGCAUUCACUGCUAUCUCCUCCAUCUCUUGAGUAUUUCUAUGGAUUAAAGAUGGCAUUCUGUUUUUUUCACCCUUAGCGUACUGCAAUAAUUAAUAAUCCUUAAUACUAUUAUGCUGGCUACAUGUCAGACCGUAUCUGCCUCUUAACACAUUGUCUCCAAUUAACAUUUCCUAAAUUUCUGAUACCAUCUCCAGAAUACAAAUGAAGCAGCUGCUGCCGGCUCUGCAUUGUCUGAGCUCUGAGCCAGUUGCUUUCUCUUAAAUUUGAUUUGUCGAACACCUCCUUUUUUACAGGCAUAAACAGGCACCCGACACUCUGCGCAUUGGGUAAACUCAACAAAGGCUUGUGGGUUGAGAAAAUUAAUGUGCCAUGGUAAUUAGUUAAGCAAUGCCAGAGGAGGGAAUUUCACACCUUGAGUUUAAUAAUAUAGAGGGUAAUUUGUCUUGGUUGUAAUGUGCGUAUGUUAUUUCAAGGGCUUUGGUGUUGAAUUGUCACAUUUUGAACAGAUGGAUCGUCAAACACUGGUACUAUUAAAGCAAAGAGACAUCAUUCAUUUGUGUCAUACAAGCCUGCGCGCGGUACGUGUGGAUUCCUCAUGCAUAGCUUGGCCAUGAUUGUUAACUUUAGGAUGUUUGGAAGGUUUUUUUUUUACAAUCUGACGUCAAUGGAUCGGCAUGAUGCUGUAACCUAUCUUAGCAUUACCCCCAAACAACCAAAUGUACGAAACUACACCAUUAAAAGCAGCUCCACAGGGUGUUUACCGCACCACUGAGGAAUCAUUAGCUACUUCGCUGUUAAGGCUCCAGAGCACCGCUUCCUCAUGUCCUGCCAGCUAGCUGAUUGCAGGUAAUUGCCUUCACCUGGUGUCCCAGGUGUGCAUCACUUCCUGAUUACAUGUUCAGAGUGAAAACUAGCAGGCAUCUAGGUCCAGAGGGCUUAGAUUGAGAACUACUAUCUUAAACACUCAUCUACUUUCAAACCAAUUUUGUCUAAUUGCUCUCCAGCCAAAUCAGUAAGUGUUUUCUUUAAAGAAAACAUUACUUUGUGUUAUAUUUCUUCACGGAGGCAGUCAGAUCAGUGUCAAUAAAGAAAGGAAAAAAAAAAUUCUGAUAUUAUAAAUCUUUUGUGCUUGCUUUUCUUUAGUCCACAGAGGAAUGUCUGCAGAGGCGUGGUGGCAAAUUAUUCACAGUAAUAAUGAGACAGUGGGUUGCGCCGGCACUUCAACAUCCAAGAGGCCAUGCCCCCUGCCCUGAAUAAGUGCUUACCCACAGAGUCAGACAUGGCUCUUUUUCUCCAUGACUUCAUUGCUUUUUGUUUCCGCAGUCAUUUUUUCCUGACGUGAAAGCUGAAAUCUGAAAAGCGCAACGCUGUCCUCGCAAGUUCUGUCAAUUUUUUCCAAGUGUGAGGAGGGAUCAUGUGGUGAAAAUUAAGGUAAUCGUUCAGACCCCUGUUGUUGAAAACAAUUACAAAAAAAAAAGAAUGUCAGGUCUUUGAGCUUAGAGCAUAAAAAACAGGGAAAGAUCUCAGACCACCAACUACAACACGAUACACGGUAGAAUAGCUGAACCUAGAGAAAGUCAGAGAAACAUGAAGAACCAUCACGGAGAUGAAGUGAGUGGUAUAUAAACAUGACAUAGAUGAAACGUAUAUUAUAUUGAUAUUAUACAACACAAUUAAAUAUCCUUGGGCGUGGGAGGUUUUAAUAUAUGAUAAUAAAUGGCAUGGUGGAGGAUGAUUGACCUUUAUUCCUUCACUACUCCUCAGAAAUCAUGUUUCGAUAUAAUUUAGGGUCAAAUGUAAAACAUAUAAAUUCUUACGCCAAAUGUGAGCCUCCCAGUGCAGCGUUUUAAUCUUGUGCAAAACAAGAUCAAUAGACAGUUAUAAACUUGUUAUAACCUCCACAUGUGAAAGAGACCACCAGCAUAUGAUUGAUUGAUUCGACUUUUUAAUGCAAUGUAACAUUGCUGCUGUGUGGGCGCUAGAAGAGGCCAUUAGCGGCACCUUGUUAAAUGGACUUUGUCUACAUUUUAACAGCACAAUUUAAUCUUGAGAGAUUUGUAUGUCUGAAAACAGCAGGAUGAUAUUUUCUUGUAUGUCAGAGGAAAUUCAACAGAGAUUUAAGAAGUCCACAGGGGGGCACUAAAAUCAGUACAAAGCUGUUACCUUAGCUUUUAAUACUACGUUUACACAUGCCUAGCUAUUUUCAUAAACAGACAUUUCACCCUCGCCAUUUACAAAAAAAAAAAAAAAUGCAUGCACACCACGACAUUUUCAGUAAAGUUUUCAUUUAUACUAACCCGUAGGUGGCAGUGUACAGAGAAGCUUAAGCCUAUGUUAGCCAAUCAGAAUCAAGCAUAGCACUCAGUCAUCUCUGCUCCUCCACAUGGUACAGCACUUGCAUUUGCAAGUACAAACAAAUACAAAAGGAUUGCACCAGCAAAAAUGCGAUUGCUAUUUUGCAUGCAUUAAUGAUUACCAUAGAUUGUUAACAACGUCGCAUUUAACCCAGUUUCCAGCGCACAAUCUGCUGUCGGCUACCCAAAUCUCAGUUUUUCUCUGUUUACAUGCAAACACGCAAACAGAGUUUUCCAAAAUUUCCACUCUGGCCGGAGUUUUUAAAAAGCAUUGUUUUCAGGGGGAAAUUCUCAGUUUGCGUCUAAACAAAGGGUGCAAAUGAUGGUUGAUGUCUCAGUUUUUGAAAAUAAUUGGGUAUGUAUAAACGGGUCCUGAGUAAAACACAGAAUAAGUAAUUUUACAUUUCCCCCGCAGAGUUUAUAUGCACAAUGAAUCAUCAUUUCAUAAUCUGUAGAACAUGCACAACGAUGACAUCCCAACUCCAAUGAUCCAAAACAAUCAGAAAACGCUUUAAGCACACAUGCUGUGCAGUUAGUCUUUGCAUACAACAGUUAAGAGAGAAAGGUCUCUUUACAUGUCAGUUACUUUUAUCAUGUCCGUUUAGGAAGUAUGCAAGGUUAGCUGGCAUGAUGGGAAACGACUGCGAUGAAAAUGUGUCUGUUCCUGAGGUAGAUAAAAACGUGGAAAAGCAGAAAGGUUAGGGAUGUGCCUCUUCAGUCCAUCUGAAUAAUCAAACCUUGUCAUCUUAGUUAGUUGGUACCAGGCUCAAAUUGCUGGCCACAUGUUGUGUCCAAGCUGCAGCCCAGUCAUAUGCUAAUAUCCAGGGCUUUAGCUUUGGUUAGUGACUUCUACCAUCAUGUUAUAAUGUAAACAAGCCAUUCUGAAUGCAUGCCAUUUGUUGAUAAAUCUGACUAUGGCCACCUGUAAAACACAAUGCUCUUGGCAACUCUUUGUACCUCUCAGAUCCUCUUGGAAGUCAGCGGUGUUCCCACUCAUGAGUUUCAAGUUGAGCCAUAAUGGUUCACUAUUCCCUGAAAUGUGAUCAUAGUCAGUAUCUCUGAUUUAUUUUGGUACACCAUCUACUUCCAUAGCUCAUCCAUCAAAUGAUAAACAUUUUAAAUUGUCCUCUAGGGUCGACUUUGUCUUUAAUAUGUUUUAAAUAACAUCUUCACGGAUGUCAACAUCUGCCCGCUGAGGCUUGAUUUAGAUAUUUAAAUUACUGUUCUUGAUGUAAAAAUAGCUACAAAAAAAUGCAGCAUUCACUCAACUUAAAUAUACUGAGCACAUAUGAGCUUCACAGAUCAUUGGCACUGUGUGAUCAAAGAAAAGUGUAAAGCCUUGUGCAAACAGUAAGCCUUGACAGAAAGAUCAAGUAGAUGUGAGUGGGAGUCAGGAGACUGUUUGAAAAUGUGGGGGGGCUGCAAUCUUUGGUUCAUUGUUUGCUUAAAGUGACUGAUCUGAGGGAGGGUAAUGGUCAUGGCCAACACUAAGAGUUUGUUUAGAAGUCACACUUUUGUGUUUUUCUUCUUCUGUACAGCAUGUAAAGUAUAACACCUGUAAGGUUGGUGUUUUCUUUUCUUUUCUUUUUUUCUAAUUAGUCAAUACAGUCGUGAUUGAGCCAGUUACUCAACGAUGAAAGCCCUUUCUUUUCCUUUCUUCUGGAUUGAAACAAACAGGGUGUCAUAUCGCCAUCCCAGGAAUAAUCACAAGAGGUGUCCAUCACCCAGCAGUGGUUGGUUCGAUACAGAGAGUAGGCGUAAUCUGAACUGUUUCUGUGCUCCCUGCUGAGUUGGGAGUCAACGGUUACUAUGGCAAAACAAACAAAGAAGAGAAAUCAAUGAGCACAGGUGAAAAAACUUCAAAGCAAAAAUAAGUCGAGAGAACAAGAAAAAUCUAAUGCAGAUACUAUUUGGGCAGAUUGGAGAGAAAAGAAACAUAUUACAAGUGUAAAGUUUUACAAUUGCCACAUUAAAUUAUCACAAAAACGUAAAUGUUUGGCUGUCAAAAGAAUUGUUUGAUACAAGCCAUUACGUACACAUGUGUAUAACAAGAUAAGGUAACAUUGUUUUGUCCACAAAAUUCUUCAAGGAGCUUUAAAUGUGUUGCUAAUAUGUGGCUGAAUGCUACUUUAAGCUAAAUUAAGCUAACGGUUUAUAGUAUUGUUAUUUAUUCCUCUCAGAUGUCCCCUCAGAUUCCCACUUUUCAUAAUUUCUGAGGCAGUUCAAUGAUAGUGACUACCUUUAUGUCUUUUCAUACCCCACGGUGGAUGUAUGAAAGAUAUCGUACCAUUUGAAGUCCCAAACAUGAGAGUAACAUCAGAGUAAAUUGACCACCGUGCGAUUGUGGUGAACUCUCUUUUUUUCUCCCCUGGCCAUCAAAAGAACAGAGAGGUCUCAUGUACCAUGACGCCCGACCUACAACAUUUCACCGUGAACCAUUAGCAGCUCUUGCGGUUUCUGAAACAUGGUGGUGAACUUCCCAUGCCGCCUACAUUUGUAUGACAGGGGCCUCUGGGUGUGAUUUUAGCCUCCUCUUUCCGGUGUAGUGGUUAGUUUGUUUGUUUAUUUUGGAGCACGUUCAGUGCCUAAGCUGGCCUCUUUAUUACCGCAUUCCCUAAUGCCUUGAUUUAAUGCUCUCUCAGAGGUCAGAUAUUGUGCUGGCAGCCACAGACCACUUCCUUCAACACCGCCCCAUUAAUAACAGCAAAUAAAUCAGGGCGCACAGGGUGAAUUUCCUCUCUUGCAUAUUGGAGCUAUUUGGGAGUGCAACAGGGACAUCUUUAUUACAUGGAGGAGAUACUGCCGAGCAUCUGUUUACACCUCAAUCCCACGUCCAAAACGGGCGGUCUAUGUCCAAAUUAAUUAAAGGUACUAUUCCCUGCGGUAUACUUACAUUUGCAUUCCAUUAGGAAACCUCAGGGGGCCGUAAAUUGAUUUGGGGAAGAUUCAUAAGAGCCUGUAAUGUUCACUCACUCUGCAAACUCCUGCAGCCCAUGACUCUUUCCUGGUGGAAAAAAAGAGCUUAAAGGGGCAAUUUCAAAUGAAAAAGUACAACAAAAAUUCACCCCAUUUCAAGAAUGUGCUUUGUAUCUUUCUAUGAACUGAAAUGAUAGUAAACACCUCAUAUGUGGAGCAGCAUUAGCAAAUCAGGGUUUGUAACUAACCUGUUUGAAAUGAAACACAGGAGAAAAUGAGUCACUCUCGAUAAGCAGAGCAUUGCCAGAGAUUUGUGUUUGCAGCACACAGCUUUCUGCAAACACAGAUCAAAUUCGGUUUCAUCAUUAUCAGAAGAAUUAUUAUGAUUUUCAGCAUGUGUUUAUUCCAGUACGGCUGUAUAUCAUCAACUUUUAACAAGCAACUUUGCUUUUUUAAGUGCAAAUGUACCAUCAAACCUGCAUGUGUCUUUAGAGAUUAGACUUUGAAUUACGCCGAUAUAUAUUUAUGAAUAAAUGCAUGAACAUAUACGGGACAGCGCCUCCAUGCUUACACAGUCAUUUAUAUUGUUUAUGUACCAUUAAUCUCCGGCAGCAUUCUUCCCUUCACUUUUCACAUGAAAGCAUAAAUUGCUGUGGGCUACUGUCACGCAACAACAGCUUCUACUGUCCACAGUGUUUGCAGAAAAGCAAGCGUCAUACCCACAGAACUGCUCCCUCAGAGCAAAGGGAUCAGUCUAAAAGAGAGAAAAUAUCUAGGUAUACAUAUGACACCAGGGGUCAUGGUUGGAGGGAUUUCAUUAUACAUAAUUAUGAUUUUGUGGAAAUCUAUUUUGCCUUGAGAAGAAUAUUAAUUUCAGUGUCUUCUCCACUGAAGUAAUCAAAGGCUCUGCAUUAAUUACAUCCCUGAACAAAGGCUUCUUGUUGAUGGCGAUAAACACCAUUAAAGUUGUUGCAGAAACUUAAUGCAAAUAGGAUCCUUGAGAGAUAAUUGUGCCUUAGUGUGUGUUUGUGUGUAGGUGUGUGAGUGUGUGUGUGUGUGUGUGCUGGCAUAAGGACAGUGGGCUCUAUAUGGGAAGUCAAUGAUUCUGUGAUGAAUCACACUCUUCUCAAAGAAAACCAAACAUGUUGGUCUGCCCAACUGAAUAAUCAACAUCAUUAGCCAUUCUAUUUUUUCUCCCCCUGCUAUUAAAAAUGAACAAACCCUCUAUAGCAGCAAAACUUGGCAGCAGGGGCUUCGUCUUGAUUCGUGAGGCAGCCAAUGAAACGUCCUGGCGGGGGCGGGCAUUCUCUCAGAUGUUAAGAUGUAUGAAUUAUGCAGAAAGCAGCUAUUCCAAUAUUUAUCACUAUAUGUGAUAGUCUUUAUUGCAUAGGGGAGCAGGUGUGAUUACAUGGUGUUGCAGAACUUCAACUGUCAAAAAACUGUCCAAUUAUCAGUUUUUUUUUUUCUCUUGUUCAAUCACAGUAAUCUCAUUACAACCCUGCAGUCAGCUUAAGUGGAUGCUAAGAAUACAACUGAGAGAGAACGAGUGAAUGGAUCUUAUGUUUUCACUUCUAUGCAGCUAAAUUAUGCACUGGAGCAUUGUUUAUCCAUCAAACCAGGCCCUGUUCCAGCAAUCCACUCACAAAGAAAUUCAGAAUUAAUUGGCAACACCAAAGUGGAGACAGAGCAAGCAGGCAACUUUUUUUUUUCUGCUCUCCUCUGUCCAUGAUGCAAAUAUUAUCCAGUGUGGGGGUAAAAGGGAGAAGAAAGAGCUUGCCUAUCCUUUAUGUCUCGUCGUCCCCUCUCGGUUCUUGUGCCAGAACUCGGUGGAGUCUUUAACCUCUCCACCCCCGGUUCCCUGCGGCUUUGGCAGGAAUAUCCUGACUAAAACGGAUGCAGUAGUGAGCUGCAAUUGAGGAGCUCAAUGAAGGAUUGUGAAUGAGCGGUGUGGUAAUUGAGGUCUGCUGCAGUUCUCCGUCCUCCCUCUGAUCUGGGGGACAGGAAGGGAAUGGGAGUUGGAGAAAGGGGGGAGGGCACCGGGGCUUACUCAGCAGAAGAACCUAUUUGAAGUGGUGACACACAGCACCCUUUACCUUCUGCUCUUAUAAUAGGUCUUUAAAGAGACUUGCUGAGAUAGAUUGCGUGUGGCUUACCUAUUUUUAAAAGUUACUCUUCAGCUGCGCUAUCAGCAGAGUGCUGUUCAAGCUCUAAGCGCGAGUGUGCGUGCGCGCGCGUGUGUGUGUGUGUUUACCCAUGAGUACUCAACACAGUGACACAUGCUUUCACUUUGGCUAAUAAAUCAUUGAGGGUCUGAUGUGCAUUGAUGGGAAAGCGGUGUCAGUUUUGAUACUUGAUUAGCAUUUCUGUCACUUUGCCUUACGUUUAACAUAACUCCAGCUGUGCGACUCAAUUCACACUGCCCAUGGGCGCCACGAUGACGAGCCAUUGCUCAAAGUGACAGCCUGUCAUAGCAGCAUGUCGAAGCAUGUGUAAUUUUCACGGAAUGUCUGAAACAAAUAAGAUGCGUACUGAGAGGUUAUUUGCAAAGUGUUUAUACGACCAUUAGAUUCUGUUGUUUCAGUGAGUUUAAGUCGCUGCUGUCCAGCCACAGAUACGCUCUGCCAACUUUCAGAACAAACAGACUCCAAAACUGAUUUGUCCUUGUUGUCGUUGGCUUUUCAAAGAUUAAGUGUGUAAUUGUGUGUGUGCGUUAGUUGUGUGUUUUUAACUGGUCUACUCUGAUCUGUUUAGUGUCGCUUGUUGGAUAUACUGCACAACAAAUAAACCCUCAUAAAGAUAAUUCAGACUACCUUUGCCUCUACCUUUUUACUUUAAUGAUCAGCUCAAUCAGUUUCAGGCCAAUUUACUGUCUUGUAAAAAAUAUCAAUGUUUUAUAUUUUCCAUUAAACAAUUAACUACGAGACAUCUUAGAGAUGAUAAUCAUGAGUAAACUCUUGCUUUGAAUUGCUUUGACUUGAUAGCCAGAUGGGUAUCUACCAACACGUCUUUGUCCAUUUAAAGCAUCUGCCUAUAAACAGGAAAUUUUACAGUAAUGUCCAGUACGAACUAAAUCUAUGUUUGAUUUCCUGUUUAUCAUAAUUUCCAGCUGGUUGUGACAGAUUGCUGUCAACCGUGACUGGUACAGCCUUUUUGUUUUUUUUGCGUGUUUCAGUAACGGUGGAUCAAAACUAUCUCAGAUUGUAUUGGGGUUAUUUUUUACCCGUCCACCACACUUUCAGCCCAGCUGGUUGAGGCAGAUGGUUGUCCACCAAUGAGUCUAGCAUUACUUAAAUCAUUUCCACACGUGCACAUUGGAAUAUUUCAGGAAAAUUCCACGGACUCCCUCCCAGAAUUGUACACAAUUGUACUGUUCACACUCACACAUUGUCAAGUUUCUGUUGGAGGUUUCAGAGGGGCUGAUCGUCACGUCACAUAGAUGCUGCAAUACAACUCUAUUCCAGAUGAAAACCCUAGAGGAUGUGUCUGGUUGAUGAUGUUCCACUUUAUUACUGUCAACGAUAGCAAUAAAGUUUAUAUUUUCUAAAAAAAAACAGAAGCAGAUACAAACACUUUUGUUACCUUGAUAAAAAUCUACUGAAGAAAGCCUCUCUUGAAAUCUUAAUGACGGCCUGUGUGACCAACUAUGCUUUACCGCAUCAGUAUAUGUCAUGGUGUGUGGCGCCAAGUCUUAAUCAACGAGUCAGAGAUUUCCAGAAUUCAUCGAAGACAGCACGGAAGAAGAGACACUCAUUAUGGAGGUGGAAAACCACUGAUUAUGUCCUGACUAGUCGUCUGGCAGUGCCGCCCUCUGAAAAUGCAGCUGGUGGGUGUGGAUAAGAGAGAGAGCACAGAACUGUCACGCAAUGCACAUGUAACCAGUAGAAGUGCCAAUGAAGCUACUGAAGUGGUCCAGUCUAUCAUCAGGCAGAAGACAGGUCUGAUUCUGGUCAUGUCUCAUUUUUGCUCAGUUGAUUUUUGUAAAGAUCCCAUAAAUUAUAACACAAAAAGUAGUUUCUGCACCUGCUCUUUAUUCACAUACUCAUAGGAUAACUGUUACUAGGAUUUAGUGCAGUUUAAAUAUAAUGAUUCAUUGAUUGAUUUGAUUGAAAGUGAGUCUGACCCAUGUCAUGAAAAAAAAAAAAAAAAAAAAAAAAAAAAACAAGAUUCCCUGCAUCAUUUCAGUCACCGUGCCGCCCUGACUGCAUGUUUGCUUCAGUUUCUCACGCCACUCCUGGUUAAAUAUAGACACUCGGGCAUGCCAAAGUCCCUGAAGAUCAGCUGUUUCUGGGAGUCUGGAACCAACAGUCAUGACAAGUUAAAAGCUGCAAAUCACACGUCCUGCCUGUUCUUGCGUUUCCAAUGAGCAGAACCUCUUAGCGCUUGCCUGUAUGUUUUACACUCGUGUUUUAUUUAUAUACUGCGUGACUCAUUGAUUAAAGUGAGCUGUGUGCAUGCCCAGUAAUGUAGAAAUUGCAGCGUGUAUGAUGUAAAAUAGCAUGCAGUAUGAGGUUCACAACUCCCCUCAGAAUAUUAUGUAAACAGCAUGCCGCUGUACAGAUAUGGGAAUUAGCAUCCUGCCAUAGCGUAUGUUAACCUGUGCUGGGCUCAGUCCUCCCCAUCUGUCAAACAGUGCUGUGCAGAACAGUGAGGGAGACAAAUCUGUGUGACACUUGCUCGUAUUAACAGUAUAAUGAUAAACGUAGCCUCUCUAAUAAUGACUGCCUCUCUGUGGCGAGGACAAGCAGGAUUGUAAGUGUAAUUUUAUACCCCUUUGUGAUAACUUCAGAGUUUUAAAUUAAGAGUGUAAAUGCCAUUUAAGCAAAAUCAAUCCUGGGUUUAGCCAGAGCAUGAAGAAAUAAUUUGAAAAUACAGCGAACGCCUGCACACCGAAACUGCUCACUUAGCUGAUAAAAUAACACCCUCACAUUGUUGACCCUCCUUGCACAGACUGAAUAUAUAUCACAUGUUGUGCAUUGAGAAACUGAUCUAUUUGGACUUUCUGAAGGAUCAGAGUUAAUGUAGCUGUGACCUCGGAGUCCAACUGGAGUUUAAUUGCAUUAAGUGCAGGGGCCAGGUUUUUGUGCCCACUGUUAAUAUGGUAAUGAGAGGAUAUGAUAAUAUAAACAUUCAGUCUUGUCCUUAUUCCUGCCGGCUGUGUGCUAACUGUCUGUGGUUUCGUCCUCCUGCCUGCUCACGGUUAACAGUAACACUGUCACAGCAACUCCAGGGGUGUAAAUGCACUUAACCCUUUCUUAGACCUACAUACCACUGUGCAAUUAUAUUCUCAUUCACCCUGAGUCUGUAAGGUACCACAUAUUCAGUACCAAAUUAAACUUCCCCAAGAGAUUCACAGCACCUUUUUUGAAAAGUUCUUUAUUCUCUCUAAAAUUGCGAUAGCACUCGACUGUAUCAACAGUUUUAGUUCUCAUCUCACUAAAAAGUUGGAUUUUUUAUGUUUUAUAAAAAAUAUGCAUUACUUAAAGAUAGAAAGAAGAGCCACCUAGACUUGAACUUUUGUCAAGUGUUUUGAGAUAGCACUUUAUAAAAAGAUUAAUAAAAAGUAUCAGAGUCCUUCCAAGCUUCAAAUCAGCAAAGAUUAAGGUGCAAGGAGCAUUAAAUGUGAGCAAUAAUGACAAGUUAGUGUCCAGAAAACCAUCUACAAAUAGUUUCUUUCUGAAGACUCUGGGUAUACGUGCUCAGCAGAGUCAUCCAAAACAUCAGGUGGUGGUCAAAUACCUUGUUCUACUGGAGAGCGGAGUUCAUUCAUUCCUCCAGCGACCCCCCUGAGUUCCAGUCUUUCACGCCUCACACCCUUCCACUAUUCUUCACCUGUUGAGAGGGAUAAACAUAACAACAACACGACUGCUGGCAUGAGCGCAGAGAGUAAGAGCUUGAGUAUUGAAUUCCAAUGUAUCUAAGUGAUGGUACUAGACUAAAUGUGUUUACAUCAUUUAUAGCCAGGAUAUCUUGAUGACUCUGGUAUUAAAUACAGCUUUGAGGCGCAAAAUCCAAACCUAUGAUAGGCGUUAAACAGACUAAAUUAUCCGACCCUCAUGGCUACAGGUGGUUUCUUUCUAUAAAAAGUUGUAUUUUUAUGGAUAUUGUCAACCUUAAAGGUGGGGUAGGCAGGAUCUGAGGAAGUGCCAGUUUUUGGGAGAAAUCUUGAAUCUAAACACUACCCCUCCAAACCAGUUUUCCCUUCAGCUCCUCCUCUCCCCUCCCUCUCUGCUCCAGCAAGCCCCGCCUACACACAGACACCCUCACUCACUCGUAUCAUUCCAACUAAAUUCAGAUAUAAUGCAGAUAAAUACUUCAGAUAAUUACACAUGGGGGUCCCAGUCAACAUAAAAGUAAAAAGCAUUGGUGCUACUAUAGAUGCCAACAGAUGACCAGCAAACACCAUGUUUGCAGGACUUCUAAAACAAGGAUAAAGUGACAUAGUUCAGGACCAGGACAUAGCAGGUCCCAUUUAACAAGAAAGACUUCUGUUACAGACACUUGGCUUACUUUGUUAAAGCAGUUUACCUGUCCAGCAGAAAGUUUACAGGGUCUUUAAGAUCCCGAAGUGUUCCCCAUCGUUUAUGCUGAUGUUGACCUGGCUUCUUGGCUCUUGUCCGGUCUAUCUCCGUUUUAAGCGCUCGUUAUUCCGCCAGAGUCUCCAGUAUUUACUUUGUUUUCUUGCUUGUGUUUUCCGUAUUUUCUGGUGGGUUUCUACUGUCUAAUGUUGUAGCAAGCUAACUUUGUUUGGGCUCAUGCAUGUCAUUUAAGGACGUGGCGUGUGCCUCACAACAUGAGGGAGCAGUGUCUGCCUCACAACCAAUCAGGUUGGGGGAGGGGGGGCGAAGAAUGAUUUUGUUUACAGUUAGAAUGAGCGGGCCGCUCAAAAAAUUUUAAAUGUUGACUACACAGACAUAACAAAACACAGCGAUUUCAUUAUAUUACCAAAUGUCAUCAAUAACUAAUAGCUAUUGACUGAUUUUAAAAGAUUUUUACACCACACAAUAAGAUACUUUUAUAACGAAAUCCUGCCUACCCCACCUUCAACUUUCUUCAUAAUGUAUUUUUGGGAAUAAGGAUGUUGAUUGCAAGUGUUAAAUAGACAAAAAGUGAGUUUUAUAAAAAGCGGCAAUGAAUCUGAAUGUGUAUUGACUGUUAACAGCAUUGUCAACACACUUAAAACACUAAUAACAGCUGCCAAUGUUGGCACACAGGCUUCUUGUUCCGUCUUGCUGCAGGCAUUUGGUUCAUAAAUGUUCUGAUCAGUGUGAUUACUUUGAUUCAGUUUCAUCAGAACUUUACUGGAGAAAAGAAAAAAAAAUCCUCUUUUGAAAUGCUGAGCUGAUCAACGUGUGAGACACUGUUUUCCAUGGCAACAACAAAGCCACUUCCUCACUCAGCUAGCCAGCUAAUCAAAAUCAGCUCUUGACACUGCACAACAGAUUAGCCAAAGAACUACCCUUGAAUCAAGCAAAGUAAUGAGUCUGGCUGCGUGCAACGAUAUUCAGCUGAAGAAUGUUUCAUGUAAUUUGCCACUUUGUGAUGGCGGGGGAAUGGGUUUGGAUAUGAAUGCAGAUUGAGCUGAGAACUCCAGGAUUCUUGUUCACUAUGAUGAGAAGAUACUGACACUUUUAAACCGCUGUGUAGUUCAGAGGUAUUUUUGCAUAAUAGAGGGAAAGAUGAGCUAUUAUUUUUAUCAGCUUUCUGGGAAUUCACAUAAACAGUGCUCAUCUGUGUGCAUGCUGACUCUUGAACUGAUUUUACCGUAUUACGCCCUUAUACAACAUUAGUCUUAAUCCACUGGAAGACAUCAAAACUUUGACACAUUAGUGUUCAUUGUUGAAUCCAAAAAUCCAUCUCUUAAGGUGUGAAGUCUUUGUCCUCUAAAAGGCUUUGCGUGUCCUUUUUGUGUUAUAGGUGAGCAUAAAGAGCAGAAAGAAUUUAUAGAUGUACUCUUGAGUUUUCCAAAUCAGGUGUUUUAUAGAUGUAGCAUUCAGAUUUAAAGUGAACUCCAUGAUUAAAUUUUAGUUUCACCAGACAAAAAAAUGCCUUUUGUUUGAAAAGUGAAAGGAAAAAGAAAGACUUUCUUUCUCAGAUAAGAUUAGCUUUUACUCCAGACAUCUUUCCGACAUAACGCUGUUCAACUGAUCAACCACAAUAGAGGGGGCGGGGCAAAACAACGAGCUCUGCCCUUGGGUGGCUACUGGGAAGCCUCAGGAGAGGUGUCCAAUCAGAGGAAAGUAGGCUUGUGUUAGGGGGGCCAGCAGCUAAAAUGAAGCGUUUCAGACAGUUGCUGAAAUAAUGAUAAUUUAAUGCACCACUGUGAGAAAUUUGAGGCCUCUUUUGAUCUGAAAACCACAUAAAAGCUAUCAAAGAAGUAUCAGUGAGGAAAUAUAGAGUCUGAAAAAAAUGAAAGAUACCUCCCUUUUAAUAUUAUACUAUCUAAACAAGCGCUGCCAGUGCAAAAACACUGCAAGUGGACACAGGCCCUGACCAGGUUACCAUAACAUUGGGAAUAUAAAUCACACCCCUACAUAAAUUGCAGUCAACCUUUGAGGGAGUUCCAGAGGGGAUAAGCUCUAAACUGUCGUCCCUCAGUUCAGCAAUGUCCAGUUCCUAUGCAGCUGUGUGGCAUUAUUUCCAUGUGUUAACCCCAUGCUAUGGCUAUUCAUAAGAUACUGAAGCUCAGCCCAUAGUAGCAUCAACAGUUGUCGAAUGGACUCACUGUCAGCAGCUAAUUCGCUACCCUCCUCUGAUUGUGAGUUUUUAUCCUCUGAGGAGUAUUUUUUUUUACUUAAAGCAGUGCUCCACAAAGUCAUUUACUCACAAACAACUUUUAUCUGAAUGCAUAGUGAAGAGAAGCAUUAUAAAGUAGCAACACCAGAUUGCUUACAAAGCCAGUUUGCUUUGCACAUUAAAGUGGUUUCCUGCUUUUUCUCAGUACUACCCUCUGGGUGAAAUACCAGAAUAUAACACCAAACCUCUUCCCGUAAUUUAUACUGGCUCACUGGUGGCACCAGUAUAAAUCUCAGCUCAUAUUUAUUUAAUACAAAUAGCAAACAUUAACAUCAUAUGUGUCUCUCCCGGUUUUAUUAUUCAGAAUGUGAAAAGACCUCUCUGCACGUGCCUGUGGUUGGUUGUUUAUCUUUGGUUUCCUUCCAGACUUGGUCGGAGAAUACUCUGUGAGGCUUGACCCUUGCUUUAAGGCUUCUGACCUACAUUGUGUUGAGCAAAUUAAAUUUUCUUUGUCUUUCCCUCUGAAGACCUCUGAAUCAGACACAUAAUCGACGUUCAAAGAAGAGAUGGUUUUGAAGCAAUAAACAGAGUUCUUGGUUUUGUAUGGUUUCCUCUUCUUCUGGCUGUAUUAUAAUGACAUCUUAGCGUGUCCUUUGUUUUGGACAUGGUGCUGCAUCUAUGGACUAAAACACUUCAUUUAAAUUGUGGCUGUAUCGCAGUGGCCAGCCUGUGAAGUCAGUCAGUCUGAGAUGAAAGCGUGACAUAGCUUUCAAAUCUUCUCAUCUUUAGAACAAAGACACAUCAGACUGCAACACAGAAGUCUGCAGUCUGUGGUAAAUCAGAGCGUCUUUGUGUUACAGCAGCUUGUGCUGUCCAGACCUUACACUCAAGAGCACUGAAAAAUUAAUGCCAAAGGUUUCAAAGGACUGAAACUUGGCAAUAUUACACAAUUGAUUAAAAUUUAUUAAGUAGACGCUGCGGAAUUUAAUAUCUGGUGAAGAGGUCGUCAUUUAAAAAAGCCUCCAGUCGUCGAUGAUGAAAAACAGUAAAAUGUUAAACAGAUUCUUUUGGACCAUGUACAGUGUCCCUGUGCUGCUGUUGACUGGAGCAACAGUAAUAGCAUUUUGGGGCUUGCAGCUGUAGAUCUGCCCUGCUGCUCCGCUCUCUGACAGGUUUACUGGCACAAAUGCAUUAACCCAACACUGAGAGGAAGAGCUGAAUCUGCCAGUCCCAGGUCUGAUUUUCUAACAGACAAAAAUCCACACUUUCAUUUGUUGAGGGAGCUCUGAGAUUUUUGCUCAGUUUGCUCUGCUGCCCGGAAAUCUAACUGUUUAGGUGGGAACAAAAGAGCAGCUGCAGGGUUUGGAGGAAAAAAAAAAAAAAAAAGCUUAUUCACAUCAAAUCAAAGGAUUAAAUUCCCAGUUUGCUAUCGCAUUCAUUUAUAAAGGUAAAAUUAAAUGUUGGUUACCUUAAGCCCCUUUAUUUCAACAUCCAACAUACACUUAUCAUUUUAUCAGCAAAGUGCCAAUACAAUAAACAGUAAAAAGUGAGAAAUUUUGGCUUCAUGCUUUGAAUGAAAAAAAAAGAGUAGGCAAGUAUAAAAAUUAGAAAUAGAAAGCCAAUAGUCCACAAUAAAAUCUUAACAUGUGUGAAUGUAUUAGUUUAUGUUAUGAUAAAUGAGGGACCAAAAAUGGCGUUUUCAAUGGUUUUCAAUUGGACAUUUUUUGUCACAAGGAUCAAAUGUGUCGGUUUGUCUGUAGCUUAGCCAUUUUAGGCUAAUUUCAGGAACUGAUACAACAAUUCUGAAGUUUUCUAAAAAUCAAUAUCCUUUGGCAAAUUUGAGCUAUAUUCAUUUAACACAGCCAAAAUGUCAUGAAAAUCAAAAAAACGAACUGGCACAGAAUGUCACAAGGAUCUUUUAAGGUUUAAUAGUUCAGCCUAAAAAUCAAAUUAAAGUUACCACCAUAAAAAAAUGUCACUAAGUUACUGCUUAAUAAAAGUAACCUGUUUCUUAGUAUCAUAACUCUAGCAGUGGUUCUUUUUGCUUCAAUCUUGUCUUCCACAACAUAUCUAUAAUAAGUCUGUUCAGUGCUUCCUGGCUUAUAGAUUGUGAAGCUGAUAGUGAGGGUUCAGAUAGAGUAGUUCCCCCUUACACUGUCAAGCUGCUCUUGGAUCACUAGAGUCUGAAGCUGUGGGCUCUUUGGUAAAUAGUAAAAGAGUUUGUUUGGUUAGGUGCUCUGCAAGAUUACCAGUCUUCCCCCUCCUCUAGAGAGACUUUAAUCCACCAUGCUCUUAGUCAUCAGGUUAAUAUUCAUGAUCAUCAGCCAGUGUGUGUGUGUGUCAACUAUGCAAAAUAUCCAUACUCAUAGGAUACUACCAUGCUGACGUAGGUGUAACCUUGCCUGCCGAGUCAGACGAUUAAUCAUACAUAGCUGUCGUUUAUUUGACAUAAAGUAAUGAGGACCAUGUUGGGCUGUCAGUUUUUCAAAAAACAACCUUGAACGGUUAUUGAACGUGACAUGUGCAAACAUUUGGAUACGUUGACCAUUGAUGACCAUUUAAUGAGCUUCUGAAAAAGGAAGUCACACAGGCCGGGGUUGAACAGGGUUGAACAGGGUUGCGCCGCUCUGUUAUGCUACCUGUAGGUGGGCCAAAUUUGUCACCCCUAAUUUGCUCAAAGUUGACAUACAACCAGAUUUUUGUCAUUUAUUUUUGCAUCUACAGCAUAUUACCCAAAAAGUAAAUUCAGGCAGCACUUUUCAGAUGUUUUAGACUGCUCAGUGCAUUUUUGCUUGACCAAGUCCUCUGUUUAUCUUGAAUAACAUCACUGUGUUAGUUGCGUGCAUGCAUAGAUUGGCCAAGUUCCAAUGAGAGCGCCCUCUACUGGUACAAAUGGCGGGGUACUUCAGGUGGCGGGAUAAGCUGGUAUAUUGCAUUAUAAUACGUUUUAAUGGUUAAUCACUUUCACUAUGAAUUUUCCCCCAGAGUUCAAGUUAAGGUUUAAGUUUUAAAAAAGAAGUGACCGCUCUCGUACCAUUUUACAACUCCCAUCAAUUUCUGCUAAAUGGUUAAAUCUUCAUGCAGGUAAUGAAGUUGCCUCAUAUUCUUUGUGCUUCUCAGCAUAAAAUACUACACAUAAGUUCAGUUCCAGAGUUCUAGUAUAAAGGCAAAAACUGUCAUCACACUGUCAGGCGCUUCUGCUUCGUUCACUGUCUUAGAUAUGUUGUUUAUGUUUCACUGUGCUGUUCUCAGCAUCCGUUUUAUGACCUUCAUGUCUCCCUAAACCAAAACCCUCUCCGGCCUCACAUCUGACAAAUCUCCCACUGUGAAGGACUUUUUUCUUUUUAAAAGUGAGGGAGAAACUCAGGGAGAUUUCAGGGACAGGCUGUCCUGAGAUUUUAAGGUGAGCAUGUGUAAAAAAAAAAAAGAGUUUAGACGGAUCAAGACUGUUACAGCGGUGCAAGUCUACGAAACCGUGCUCUCACUUGCACUUGAGAUAAAAUUAAAACACUAUAAACACAUUUGUAAAAUAAAACAAACAUACAGGAAUUAUUAUAAUUAUUAUUAUUAUUAUUAGUAGUAGUAGUAGUAGUAGUAGUAUUUGUGUUUUUAUGAGAACAAUAGAAAUCAUAUUCAUUUUAUUACCUUUUUGGAUCUUGAAGUCUUUUUUCUUUUAAAAUCAACCCCCUCUUUCUUUUCUCUCAGACUGCUCAACUAAAACAGAGAUUUUUAAUCUCAUUGAGGAUUUCUUGGUUAAAUAGAUUUAAAUAGAAUAAAAUAGUGAACACUUGGUACAGCAGAGAGACAGAGGAAAGUGAGUGUGGAGGGCAAGCGACAAUAUACUUCAUAAACUUGACUAAUAUAUGCAAUCAACUCAUCUACAUACCAUCAAUCACUUUUACCAAUGUAUAAGGUUAUGAUCAAUUUACUAUGUAGCUCAUCAGCCCCAUGGUAGUAACUUUGAAUUUAAAGAAAAACGCAACAUCUUCCUCAGACUAAAAAUGAAGGAUCUUGUCCAGUUAAAAGUCCAUUUGAGUGCUCACAAGAAUCACAAGAACAAGGACAACCAGGGAUGUCCUGGUCCUCCUGACAAAAUGUGUUAACAUGGGUAUGUUUUUCACAAGUCUGCUCUGGGGUUUAUUUGUGCUCUAAUCCAGGUGCAUGUGCUGGGAUGUGACUGUUGUGCAUGUCCAUAUCCCAACCAUAGACUGUAUAUACUAUGGACAACUUGGUUCCGCCUACCGCUUGUACACGGAUUUGAAGCCAAAUAGCUCUCGGUGUUUCCGGGAUUUUUUUCAUUUCCUGAAACCAGCGCUGCGCAGUAGCGAUGCGCGCAUUCGGGCGCACACUUGCAGAGAGUUGCUGUGAUGACACUUGGCUCAAACAGCAGUCAAUCAUAGAAAACAUGAACCCCCUAAUAACUUUUAAAAACGGAGCUUCACAGAAAAAAAGGACUUAAGUUUGUCCACAGCUCCAUAAGCUUUGCUGGCGGAGGCCAGACUCAUAACCUAUACUGCAGCCCAUCAACAGAGAGUGCUGUUCUCGGAGUGGCUUCACCCAGCAGGGAGGCAGACUCUGUCCAUUCUAUAUACAGUCUAUGAUCCCAACUGAUCACCCCAUUUACCUGCCAGCCCUGAUUCUCUGUCACAAACAGCAUCAACUCUGUGUUCAGUUUUGUGCCCGAUGUUCAAUAUGAUACCGUGUCUAACUGUCAUUUGCCCUUUUCUUUCUUUUUAUCACAUUUAAGUUGAUGUUUGACCAGCAUAUGAAAGCAAAGUCAAAGAAGGCCCAUUUAAAGAAACUCACUUUCCCUGUAGACUCACUGCGUCUUUCAUCAUAUUAUAUGGAGUUUAAUUUCAUUAUUGAAUCAUUUAUUUCUCAGGACAGCAAAGCUGUGCAGCUGCAAUGCCAAUUUGGUCACUGUUAACAGCACUGAAGGUCAUGUUUUCAGAGCGAUUGUUACUCAAAGUUUUGUAAUUAUAUUGUUGAAUAGCUAAUUAAAAAUCCUUGUUACGGAGGUUAAGAUACUCCUUUAUUUAUCUCCCCUCCAUGGACCAUCUUUGCUCCUGUCAUUCAUGGGAAAAAAAAAAAAGCUGUGCAGGAGUACACACAUACAUACAUAUAUGCACACACUCUCACACAGCAGCCACGUCUGCUUGCACGUCAUGCUGGUUUAAUAAGAGAUAGCAUAGAAUUAGAGAAAAGACAAUACUGGGUGUUUGCACUCCCCCAUACUGGGGUAAUGGCCUGGGGAAGCUGAUUAAAUACCAGGAGAGCUGCUGUCCAACCAGCUUAAUCUGGACAAUACAGUAUGUGGGUGAACACUAUUCCAUAGUGUUCACACCCGCCUAUACCGAAGAAUGAAAUUAGCCACACAUCCCACACGCCCAAGUCUUCUCUUUCUUAGGCACUUCUUGUCUGAUACAGUAAUCAUGUAAAUUGUAGAAAGCUAAGUGUUAACAUUGCACUUUGUGUUAUUUAGGGAAGAACAGCCAAUAGACACCUUAUCCUUAAUAAAAAUACUCCUAGAGCAACUCUGCCUGCAGCUUCAGUCGGUAGUAUAGACGGUGAGAAUCUCGUCCCCAGGUGCAGGUGUGAGAAAGUGGGAGGGGAUGUGUGGACCUGAAAAUAAAUCCCCUGAUGAGUAGAAGACAAAGUGAGCAAAGGUGGAGUGCUCACCCACUGCAUGUGACUUUCAUCAGGAGAAUACAUGUGACGGAUGAUGGCCGUUUAAGUCGCUAUGUUUCAGACCUGAAGUGAUAAUUUGAUAUUGAAGGAAGUGACAAGACUGCUGUGUAAGCUACGGAUCGUCUCAUUGGCAGCCAGGAAGUUUUCUAACUCUGGCUUCUCAACUUAUAAUUUCAAGACAGGUGCAAAUGUUACAAGUAUAGUUCAAAUCUGCAGGCGACAAUAACAGAACAGCAGGCCAUGUGAAAAGCCACAUGUAAGAAUUUCAUACAAACCUGUUAGCUGUGUCAGCAACAGAAGCAACAGGAGAUUGGAACUGGAGUGGCUUUUAUUUGUUUGUUUGUUUUUUAGUUGUUUUUGGUGAAAAAAGAUUAUUUUUGAUUUGAUGACUUUGUAUUAUAACAUACAGAAGGGUAGAUCAGGACCUGAAGCCCCUGUAGCUCCUGUUUGCCCCUCUUUCCCUCUGCCAUUUCUCAUUAAACACGAAGCUGCUGCUGCUGUUCUUUUAGAGGUACACUGUCCUGUUUGCUUGGCUUAACAACCACACCGUAUAUUUCCUGUCACCAUGACCCCGGGGGUUCUUUAAAGAUGUGUGUACCACAUGAUGCUAUAGAAAGAGCCAGAAAGCUACGGCAGCUGAUCCCUUUUCAUUUCAGUGCACUCAGCGCGUUGGGCCCAUAAUGCCUUGAGUGCUUGCCUGAGCUACAUGACAUCACUCAGCUCAGCCACUCUCCAAUUCGAGUCCCCCCUCUGAUAUCCAGGGUAACCAGAACAGAAAAACUGGAAGGGAAAAAGGUGGAAUAAGUUUUUUUUUUUUUUUUUGGUUUUAAAUUUGGAAAGCAGGCAGGCAAAAGCUUGCCCGCGGCAGAGCACGCCAGAAAGCUCUCUGUGGUACACACUAAUCUGGCCACCCACUACUUGUGACCUAUGUAUUCCCUGUGUGAGCGGCGUACUCCAGGACAAGCCCACCCUUCCAUCACUGUCACAGGCUGCACUAAUGAGAGCCAGAGGGCGCGAGGUCAACGACUUAGCUGAUUUGCCUGCUGAUAAGUGAGUGCUAGAAGGUAAAGCAGUAAAGAAACUCAGAGGACUUCUCUGCAAUUGCCCGAGCAUUUCCCAGUUUUGCUUACCAAUAAAAAAAAAUGUGAUUUCACACCUUGGCCUUGUUUCACUCUGUCCCCCUAACCAAACCGAGCAGAUAACCUAAUUACAAAUAUUCUUCCAUUGAAUCAUGAAUACAACAUGAUGUAACGCGCAGUAUUACCUCACCCCAGUCUUUCCUAGCAUCCAGGAGCGUUCGCAGUUAAAAAAACAAAACCUCUUUGUGUGUUAAUGUUUAUUUCUAAUGGUACAAUAAGUGAUUUGAGAGUUAAAUUGCCACUCAGUAACUUCAGCAUGCCACUCAAAUAGGUAAGUGAUAACAGCCCACCAAGCCCAUUUACAUGUGAUUAUGUAGCUGUUACUGUAGAAAAAGGGAGAAUAGCUGUCUAACUUUAAGCUUUUAAUUACAAAGCAAUUUUCUUUGUGUAAUCUGACAUGGUAUAGUGGGAGCUGUGCAGCAGAAUUAAUUAAAGAAAAAGGUGAGCUGUUGUGAGGCAUACCUCUUUGUUCACUUCAAACCAAUUCUCACAUUUUUUUUCUGUUUAAUGAAGUGUGGUUUUCACCUGCAACCCUGUAAAGGGGCACAGGUGUGACUUCUCAAGUUUCUUUUAGAACAUAUUGGAGGUUUUUUUUUUUUUUUUUUUUUAAAGCAGCGUGGACACGGAUAAGUAUAGGGUGAAAAAUUUGAGCUAUUAUUUAAUAGUUAACCUUACAUAGCUGAGGGCUGAGCUGACCUAUUUUUUAAGGAGGUAAAAUCACCUGCACCCGAUCAUGCAGAGAAUUGUAAACCAGUGUCCUAAGAGCAGAAUCAGGUUACUUAUUACUUCAAUUUUCCUAAAAUUGAACAUAAUUUUAAGAUUGAUAUAACGACAACAUAUAUGAGAAUGUAACUAUUAUACUAAUGCAGGGGUGGAGAAGGAUCACACACUUAGUGCAAGCUAAAAAGAGUAUAUUACCCAUAAAGACACUUAAACAUCACUCACUGGAUAUUUCUCUGACUUGGUGGAAAGAGUCGAUCAGUCAGUGCGUUUACAUGCACAGCUUAAUCAGACUAAGCUCACUAUCCAUUUUUUUUCCCCGCCAAAUCUGACUUCUCUCCUUGUCUGAUGUCUAUAUGGGUCUUUUCAGCGGCGUUGUUUCUGACCCCAUACAACUGUCAAGAACAAAAGCAGGUCUGUGCCAGACAUCAGAGGUGGCUACAACUGCUGCAAGAAGACGGAGCAUCAUACAGUGUUGCUUCUGUCGUACAUGAUGUACACGCUACUUUUUCUGCAGAUGAGAUGCACGCUACUCCUCCUCUCUGGGUUACGGGGGCGUGGCACAUGCGCACAUGGAUUGUCCAAUCAUACUCCGACUACGCUGGUUACAUGGUAGAGAAAAUCGAAUUCCAAUCGCAUUAUCUGGGUGUCUUAAUUGGAUUUCUCCGACUCCAAUUGGAGUUUGAGAAUUAUGAUUACAGUCGGACUUCAGUUGUCCGGACUAAGGUGUUUACAAGCACUUCAGUUGUCUGGUCUUACUGGAGUAAGACAAUAAAUCUGUUUUCUUGAGUGUCAUGUAAACAAACUGAGUGUUGCCAACUCCUCAGGAAGGAAAGUCGCUAGUGGCUGUUGAAUAAGUCGCAAGAAGUUGCUAGAUGACAUCAUCGCCUAAAUUGCUUAAUUUCUCAGGCAAACCCACCCUCACCCCUAGGAGGAGGAGGAGUGGGAGGAGUCCUCCGCAGGGUAUCUGUAUGUGUCUGUGUUUUUGGUGCCCAAUGGCAACCAGUUGAGAAGAGUAACAUCGGUACCUGCGUUCAUGUUAGAGUCUUCAAACCUCAGCAAAAGUCACUAGAUUUGCCGCUAGACGCUUUUUUGAAAAUAAGUCGCUAGAUCUAGUGACAAAGUUGCUAGGUUAGCAACACUAGGGUCAAUUAUGUUAAUUUACGUUGUUACCAAUGGUAUGGUAUGUGGUAUGCAGUGUUGUGAAUGUGUGAAAGAGGCUUUGGUGGUUAUUUUAUGUCUGCACUGAACCGUGAAACUCUGUUUAAGUCAUCAAAUACAAACAAAAAUGUUUUAAUUUGCAUCAGGAUGCUUUCUCCAAUAUAUUACUGUUUGCUUGUGUAACAAAGUGCACUGGCAAUAUCUACACUGGCAACCAGCACAUCAACAUUAAAGCAGCUCUAGACUUAAGGUCACAGGAAAACGGCUGCUGUGUGAAUGUGGUGGAUUGUGUUGUAUCUCAGCAUCGCUUCCUUGAUGCCUUUAUUUCAGCAAGACACUGGAUAUUGGCAGUUUUCAGGAAGACUGGCAGCAGCAGUGAUCAGUCAGGUCAUGUGGUGUCAGGGGGAGACAGCCAAGCCCGGGGGCGGCCCGUCCAUCAGGGUGCGUGGCAGCUAUCCCAGGACACAGAGGACCUUGCCUGCACUACCUCCACACAUGUGCAUAAAUGGAGUGCUUGUUUAAAUUAGUUGGUGCCUCCUUGAAGUGUAUUCAAUUUUCAGAGCGCUUAGUGUCAUUAGAAGGCAGUUAAAUAAUGCAGCAGGUACCGAGAGAAGAGGAGGUUUUUGUGCUGCCACUCAGAGGAUUUGCAAACAUCUUUGAAAGAUUUAACAGUUCCCUGUGAAGCUUUUACAUCAGAACUGUUUCAGCCGACUUCACAAGGAGCUCAGGCAGGCAUCGUUUUUUUGUAGUCGUAUGAGGGGGUCUCUGUUUGGUAGGGGGGCUGUGAGGGGAGAUCUAGUUCAAAGUUUAAAUGAGUAAUCAAAAGAUAAACUAAAUAGAAAAUGUGCCAAAGCUCCCCAUAAUCACUAUGACUUACUCCGCUCACAGACACGUUAACAGAGCAGACGAUGCGCAGUAAAAGUUGUAAACUCAUUUUGGACUUAAUGCCGGGAUCAUUGCUCUGAUUUACUCUUGCAGGAGGACGGAGAUAACAUAUGCAUCUGCAGGUGGUGUUUGUUAUGAACCCGCCCAGCAGCAAGACUAUAAAACUAAAUCCAUUAAAAUUGCAUCUGUAUUUCUAGGGAAUAUGCAAACAUCUUGUAGCCGAGAAAUUAGACAUUGACAAUAAAGAAUGUUUGUUUAUUUUAAAGGCUUUUUAGAUUUUAUACCUCUGCCAUAUUAGAAUACAUUCCAGAUAUGAUACUCCCAAAGAUGGAAAGGAUACUGUUUUGUUGUUUGUCUUUCACGCCCUGGUGUUGUCCUUUGAAUCUAAAACUGCAUGUUAAAUUGCCAAGAAGAAAGAAAUGGAAAAAUGAUUCUCCAGUUUCUGCCUGAAUCAAAAAGUAUGCAAUCAGGUGGAGAGACCCUGACUCUAUUUACUGUUUUUGGUAUACCUGUACUUGGGUUAUAUAAGAUUUUGAAGUCACAGAUUGUUAGUCAACCAACAGUAAUAUGUGAAGAUAUGAUGUGGCUCUUGGAUAUAAUAUCUACACAAUUUUCUGACAUUUCAUUGACUUAAUGAUAAAUUUAAAAAAUAAUAUACACAACGUUUUUAAAUGUUUACUAGUCUUACUUAAUAAAAAUUAACAUUAUAUUUUAAUCUACAGUAUGCAGUUACUGAUAUUAUAACAGUAAUCAUUGCAAAAGCUGUCUCUUGUUUUCCUGGGUCAUUUUCCGUGUUUGUUGCAAAGCCUGCAGGGGCUCUUUAAUAGUGACCCCACAUUCCCUCGCUCCCAGUACUAGAAGGACGGGGAAAAGAAAGUGGCAGCCUGUAACAGUGUUGACAUUUUAGAGUGACUGAUCCACAACAGAUGUCUCUUAAUGGUGUGUUGUGUUUCACGAAAAUCUGUUGUUUCCUUGCAACACGGCACAGGUCAGCUGAGCCGCGCUCGCAGAGAUGAUGCUUCACCAGGCAGUACAAAUCAGCUUUCCAUUUCACUCUGCAUGAAAGAUCCUGUUUAAAAAAGGCUUCUAGUUGAGAAGUGGCUCCUUUUCAUGAUGGAAAUUCGAGUCGUACUUUUUUAAUACCACAGGCAGCAGCCACGAGAGUAUUGUCUCACACUGCCAUCAUUGUGAAUUAAUGCUCUGCUGGCGAAUGUCUACACAGAGCAUCCCACCUGCAGAGUGUUUGGUAAUCAGUGUUAAGGACGGGAGAAAUGGGAGCUAUUAAAAUGGAGUUUAUUAGAUAUGAAACGAAGUGCCUUUCUGCACCCUCUACCCAUCGUGAAAAAGGACUGGGAGUGCCAAUAAAACCUGUUUAGCAUUUACACCAAGUCUUAUAUUUUUGCCCAGUUUAACAUUAUUAUUUAAUUAAACAGGUCUAUUAUGAUAUCACAAAAAAAUCAUUUAGUAUCACCAAAAUAAUCCAUUUAAAGAUGUCUUUGAUUGGAUUAAUAUUUAUUUAUGCAAUAUAGAAACAAGAAUAUUUUACUUGGUGAAAUGUUGCCAUACGGGACUUUUGGAUUUCUAUCCAGCUGUCUGUAAUUAAUAAAUCAGUAUAAUUAUACUAGUCCAUGUCCAUUACAAUCUAAUUGAGGCUACAUGGAUAUCUUAGCAAGACACAUGCUGAUUAAUUCAUAAGAAAGACAAAUUCAUGGGCUUAUGCUAUGAAUGAAUAAAAAAUAUUAAUAAAUAAAUAAAAAGACUGAUAAUUAAGUUAAAUGCUAUAGCUGGCUAAUGUUUCCCAGAUAUACUAUGCUGUUGUUUAGCAUAUGUGGUUGACUUUAAGGAUGGCAUUGGCCUCACAUUGGGUGAUGCAAAUGUGAUGCUGUUCCGUUCAAAACGCUAUUAAUGGCCCAAUUCAUCAGCCCGAAUCACCCUAAACUAAUAGGCUAGCAUUUGUGUCCUAUACCCAGCUCCACCAAUUCAGUACUGAGUCAUAUUAACUCACUAAAGUUUAUUUAAUGAUGUAUUUGGGUGAUAUAAGUCAGAAAGUAACUUAUCACAUGUUGACAUCACUUUGGUAAAGUUUUCACAACUUACACAAAGUUUAUGCUAAGGAAACAUUGCUAAUGCAAAGAUCAUGCAGCUGAGGUAAAGUGAAUGGAAGCUGCAUAAAGCGAAUAUAACAUAUAUUAUAUAAAGUAAUUGUAACUUAUGUAAGCUCAAAUUAGCUUUGUGGUGCUAAAACAACGUAACGUAUAAAGCAACAGUAAUUUAAGUAAAGUUGUGUUAACUACGCAAAGACUAUGUUACCUAUAGCUCAUGUUAAGUCAAUGAAACUUAUUUCAAAAAAGUAAUUGUUACCAACAUAAAGUCACAUAUCUAUGCUUACUUAGGGUAAAUUAUUGUAACUUGAUUAUUACUUACUGUAAACAUCACUUCUAAAAGUUAACCUAACUCCAGUGUCUGCACACUGCAUGAAAUGUAAGUGAAACUUGUCAACAAUGCAAAGUCAGUGUAAUCUAAAAGUCAAAAUUAUUUCCAUUAGUUAAAUUAUUUGCAUGACAAAGUUUAUUUAUACUUAUUGUUCCCAUAGUACUUAAAGGCAAACUGUGAUUGUUACACAAAAUUCACCAUAUGUUUUUCAAGUUUUUCAGACAGGUGUCAUAUUUGUGUUUUGGCUGAAAAUUGACCAACUCUGCAGUCUAUCUGUAGGUGUUGAUCUUGAUCUAUCUGAAGGGUCUUAUUUUCUCCAGCAUAUACUUAUUUACAAGGGGAUGCUCCUACAAAAUAAAACUGCAUCACCGUAAAAUACAAAUGGACUCUGGGCGUACAUAAUCAAAAAAUCAUGUGCAUAUAACAUUCAAAUGUGACUGAGUUAAGGCUCUGAGGAGCAGUGAUGAGAACCCAGUCCAUUUUUUUCACCCCCUCCACCCCCACACUCAGGUGCUCUGGACAAUAUCCUGCGUCACAGUUAUACCACAAAUCUACCACUCGGUCCCUGAGCUGAGACUCUGCGAAAAUGAAAGCCUACCUUCUGGUCUACACUUAAUUUGUGCCAUUUAUCCCUUGGGAAAAGAUGAAUUUUCUUGAAGAGCUUGGGAUAAAUCAUAAUUAUGGGAAUAGCGUUGGCAUAUUGAACCAACAUAAGCGUAUUCCUCCUCAGGUUUUCAGACAAAGUGAGGCUUAGAGGAUUUCUCUUCCAUUUGAAACGGUGAUUCUUUGCGGAUUAUUUGAAUCAUUGGCUUUAAUUGAAGUUUUGAUUAUUUCCCUGCUCUAAUUUUGAGUUGUUAACAUGUUAAAGAGUGCAGCUUGAGAGUCUCCUCCCAGUUAUCUUGUUGUGUGAGAAAGAAUUCACACAUCCACAGCUCUCAUGCAUACAGAUAAAAGAAACACUGAACAUUAGUCCACCAAAGGUCCAAAAUACUAAUUACCUGCUGUUUACCAGGCGUUGUACACCCCACCUUUUCUUGGGACAAUCGAUAAUUACACACAAAGGCCAGGGGAAUGAAAUCACCCUGAUAACCAUUAGCAUGAAACUGGAUGAAGUUCAUUAGCCAUUCUGCCGGCGUAGUGUGCAAUUUCCAAUAUCGGAGACGACUAGCUCUGUUAUCCCUUUGUCUUUUGUUCUCAGCCAGCUUUCAAGGCACACAAGAUGGUAUUCUGUGACAAUUCAUUACAGCCCUACACAACACACAGGCUAAUAUAUGACCUCUACACCAUAUGAGCUGUUUUGAUGCAUUUUAAUGUGGAAAGCACACGUUUUCCCUCCACUUCAUUCACUAUUUUCAGCACUGAUAGGACUAUUCUGUGACCUAUACUGACAGGAUUUCUGCAGAUGGGGCACUUCCACACCUAUGAUAGAAAGCAAAACAUAAAGGUGGUGAACUAAGGGAGGAAAAAAAUAGUUAUGAUGGCUGUGAUUACAGCACAAGGUGAAACUGCUUAUCCAUAUACCUUGCAAUUAUCCAGGUGGCUUCUGUGCAUAGGUAAUACCCUUUCAGUGUAAUGUGACUAGUUUCAAUGCCACUUUUUCCAUCCAUGUGAAACAGACAGACAUUAAAUCUUUUUUCAGGUAUUUAACAAAUUCCAAUUCACAAAUUAGAUAUCUUAAAUAUGUGUAGCACGGAGCGAAGAGGGUGACGGAGGCUUCAAGUGUAGUUUAAUUCAUUUUUUGCACAUCCUUUGUAGAGAAUAAAAAAGAAAAGAGGUUGAUUUGAUUUUGUUAAACCUGAGAUGCUGCCUCUCUCUGCUUGUAUGCUGUGUACUUUCUUCUGCCUGAACAUGUUAUUGUGUGUCACAUCAGCCUGCUCCGGCUGCCUGCUCUGACAUUACACUGCAUGACUGGCUCCCUAUGGCAGCCCACCAGAGAGCUGCUUUCAAGCAGGGGAUGGACGACACACAAAGGGACCGAGCAUGCAGAAAAUAAAUAAAUGAAGAGAAAUGUUAAAAAUUUACUAUCUCUGCUUUUUCCCCCCAAAUGACCAAGGGGCUUUAGAUGAGCACUAUAGGCGGAAGUAGGCCGCUGCUGAGGAUCACUUGAGCCUCGCUUGUUCCUAACAGAGAGAAAUGACCAAAACGAGAGAUAAAAAAUGUACAUCAGCUGUUUGACAUAAAACAGACUGAGGUGAACUUCUUGAUUUAUAAGACUAAAAAAAGAAGCCUUCUUCACGUAUUCAGGGCUUUUGCUUAUGUGUGUGUGCAGGUUUUCUAAACACUCUGAACAUGAAUCCUCUGCACCACUUUAAUUAGCUUGUGUGGGGCCCAUUUACAUUGACUGAAUAUGUAUAUUGAACUGCAUCCUUGUCAAAAUAUCUCAUUAAUUAGAGCAGUUAUGUGCACAUGCUGCUCAUUAAAUCAAGUAAACAGUUUCAAUUCAGAGCUUAGAAAAAAAAAAAAAAAACUGAACAGUCAUUUGUGGAAUAUGCUCAUGAUGGAGAGAAAAAAAAAUCUGACCACAAUAAAAGCAUAGCUAUAAUACCAGUUUCCAGAUGAGGCAACUUUCAAACUCUGAGCUGAGAGUUGAUUCAUAUAAAUAGGAGGAAAAUUCAUUCAUAUCCCGUCUUCUUUUUUUUUCCAUUUCCUCACAUUUUUAGCGGAGUAGUAGUUUUGUAUCUUUGAUUGAGGAGCUGCUCCUGAUAUCAAACCAAAUUCAAGGUUUUUAUAAUUUUAUAUAAAAGUGUGUCCAAACAGAGUCUCUAAACAGGUUGGCUCUUCAGGAAAUAAUAAAUAGCCAUAGCGUUUCCCAGGAGAUAGCACGAAACAUAAAUUUAUUACCUAAAAAAUCCACAGUAUGAAACAAAAAAUGUUACCACCCAGCAAAAAACAACAAAUAACAUUAACUCAAGGGGGGGAAACAACUGUUUUUAUGGGUGGACAAGAUCAAUAUCUUGAAAUGACAGGAACGUUUUUUAACUACAUUGUUUUCUUUAAAAUUUUAGCACCAUUAUCGCACCCGUAUUAAAAGCAUUUAGACCACUUAAAGCCCCUGUGAGGAAUUCAAGCUUGGUGUCCAUUUGGCACCCCCGGUGGACAAAGAUGUCUUUGUUUAUCUUGUUCUCAAAAAAAAUAUCAUUCUGCCGAUUGUUUUUUUGUUUGUUUGUUUUUCUUAUCCCUCCCAAUUUUAUGUGAAAGACAUAAAUUAAAAAUUAUAUAAUAAUAUAAUAUUUUUUGUUUGUUUGUUUGUUUUUGUUCCAGCAGCUCCACCCUCUUGCACUUUUAGGUUAAUAUUAAUUAAAAAAAAAAAAAGGAGAUAAAACUUUUCAAUCUUGUUGCCGAUAGUCUUGUUUGCUUUUUUGAAUUUUAUUUUAUUUCUAUCAUAGACAAACAUCAAUCUGAAUUUAAGUCUGUUUCAUAAAUGUCAAAAAACUCCUCACAGUAGCUUUAAAGAACCUAACAUUCCAGUGCAGUUAAGUAUAAUGUAGUUUAUUGGUUCAGAUCUUAGCAGUGCAUUGUAUUGGUAUCAAUUUGUUGAUUUUGUGCAGCCAAUUAAAGGCUUUCCAGUUGUAUCAGAUGUAAAGCCUAUCUGAUCUGUCGACAUUGCAGCAUUUCUCCUGAAUCGGAUGAGCCAAUAUAAUUUACCUCAUGAAUAUAACAUCAUUCCGAAAAGCAAUUAGGCUACACAGUGACUCAGGAGACAAUUAAGUUAUUGCUGAACCCAUAGAGUGCAUGAUUCCUUGUUUCUUGUUACUUCAGAAUAACAGACAGAUAUUGUCUGUUGUGUGUUUGUAUAAAUCAUUACUCAUAGCAAUGAAUAUUUUGUUAAUUAAAAAAAACAGGAUUUUUUUCUUCUUCAGUGAAUGCUUUAAAAUUAUGCAGCUGUCUGAACUGAGAUGAAGACAAAGAGAUGCAUCAUACGAAAUAUUAAGUGGAGAACCAAGAUUUAAAACUCUGUCAAAGUCAGCCUUGUACAUUUCUUAAAUAGCAGCAUUAACAUAUUUAUCCCUCAACUUUACUCUCACAUCCUCUGCUGUCUGGAGGGAUAAAGACGUUUUCUGUAGGUUGUAAAUGCUCUGCUGGUUUUCCUUUUUCUUUCUUUCUCUCUCUCUCUUUUUGAAAUGCCUCUAACUCAUGGUGAACCAAUUGGAAAGCACAGUCCGUGUAAAGUGUUAAACGUGAAGAACGGUUCUGAGAGAACCACAUGUCAGGAGCAUAGAGGGGAAUCUUAAUUUAUCACCAGGGAAAGGCCUUUUCACCUUUUUAUUCACCACAGAAGGGAUAUAAAAGAUCUGGUACUUUAUGACAGGGAACUUAAGGAGAGAAUUGAUUUUUUUUUUUUCAGUCACUUUUUACUGUUACUUUUAUGUUGAAAUACCUCUUAAACAUGAUACGUUCUUUAAUGUCACUUUCCGUCUCUUAUACUUUCACAGUUUAGGCUUCAUUGGUGUCCUGGCACUUUAAAUAUUCUACAGUGAAAUUGUGUGUAUUAGCAUUAGCAACACAACAUUAGCUUCAAUGUUUUUUUUUUUAUUUUUCAUUUAUUUAUUUAUUUUUUUUACUGCAUUUAAAGACCUGUGGCACGCAGCAGCAGGCCUUUAAAUGGGCUAAAUGGACCAAAAAAUAACAGCCCUCACAUAAUAUAUUUGAUAUUUUUUUUGGAAAAGGCUCUACCUUGAGUCACAAAGUAAGAAAUAUCAAAAUAAUAUCCAGCUUUAAGGGCAACUGACACUCUUGAGACCCUAAUGGACAAUAAGUAAGGUAAUGACUUUCAGCGUUUUGAGUCCAUGAAAUGAACAAACAUAUUACAGAAUCUUCUAGAGUCAUUUUUGCAAGUUUUAUUUGACUUUCACGUCAAAAAUAGACAACUAGAAAAAACAAGAUGUGAAAAUAAUAUCUUAGACAAAAUACAUGAUAAACUGAUAUAACAUGGAUCUAUCAAGCUUUAUUCCUUUUUAAUAAGGGGCACAGUAUGUCCUGCAUUUCCGUGUACUGUACUUGAAAUAAUUUAUCUGUGUCUCUGCAUGAUUUGGUUGGCAGGAUUGGGAGGCAGUUCACUACAGUUUAUAAUAAGUAAAUAUGGUGAAGAAACAGACUUUGUGUUAUGUGGAUGUGUUUAUCAUGCAGAUUCUUUCUUGGCUCUGUAUAUUUCAGUCAGCAGUUUAGUGCUUAUAUCUGGCUGAUAGACUGCAGAAAUGUAGAGGAACCAUCACGCUUAUAUACAAAGUUUUAUUUCACUUUAUUUCAGGCUGUAAUUAUCCUCCACUCUGCAGCUCAUGCACAUGAUCUCAGCCAUCUGUCUUUGCGUGCAUGUGUGUGACUGCAUCACUAUUUAUUUUGUUCGUUUUUAAAGGCUGAUGAACUAGAAGGGAGAGAGACAGAGAGAGGGAUCACCACCCAAGUCAUUUGGUUUUAAUUUUGUGUGUGUAUCAGUGUGUGUUCGUGUGUGUACUGCCAGACUGUAGUUGUAGCUUCUCACGACUGCAUAUUGAGUGAAGGCAGAGCUACUUUUGUGACACAAUGUUGGAUAACAAGAUACACUUGUGCAGAUUUGUUUUGUAAAAUAUAUAUAAGUAGUUAUUCAGCUAUUUUCAGAUUAAUGUUGUACGAAAUUUAGCUUGCAAUUUACACCUAAAGAUAUUGAAAGAAGCAAGGUCAACACCAAGAAGAGUGAGAUUGUAUUUCCUGAAGACUUUUGCCGCCGGUAUAAAAAAUGUGUCCUAAAUUUAGCAGAAUUCAACAAGGAAUUAAAGACAUUCAAACCCUAACUGAGUAACUCUUUUUAUGUAAGAAGUACAAUACUUUUUCUAGCCGAAAUAUAUCAGUCUAAACAGAUGUCCAUCUUUCCCCCAAAGGCUGUUUUCCUACUUCUAUCUCUGCUCCUAACUUUCAAAGUGAAAAAGAUAAUUUACUGAGUGCCAAGGGAAGCCUCGCCUCACUCUAGUAAACCUGUGUCUUUCAAGUUUCCCUCUUUGCAGUCUCUGCACUAAAUCAAAUGAGCACACUUCUCUUUUCUCCUCUCCUGAGACAUAUUUUGCUUCACUUUUCUGAAAAUCACUCAGUUUAGUCAGGGUUUGAGAGGGUUGUUUACUGCUCCAGAAACACUGCUUGGGAGAAAACCUGUUACAGAACAAAUGUACAUAUUUGAGACAGAACUCUGCAAUUGAGUCGGCUUUGCUUUCUGCUUUGUGUUUUUUAGAAACACGCCAGUAAAGUCUUUGCUUUGGGUGUGAGUGUUAAUGACAAUAAAGGAUGACCAAAGAUAACCUUUGAGCUGUCUUUGUCUGGUCAGAUACUUGAUGAGAGACGGAGAGUGUCUCAAGAACAGAAGAGAUGUUCAAGUGCUCAGCAUACCCUUCCUCUGACACUAUCUCAAGUGAGACUUACCGCGAGUGGACAAGAACAGAGUGCAGAAAACACGAUGGAAAACGGGGAGAUAACAUUCAUCAAGGAGAAAAAUAGGAGCCUCCUUCUGAGUCGUUCAUCAUCACCUCGCAGUGCUACUUAGUGUCCAGACGACACUGAUUACUGUUUGCUAAGAGCAUUUCAAACCUGAAACCAGAAUAAUUAAAUGAUUCUAUCUCUCUAUCUAAAAAUCUUUUUAAUUUCUCCAGUACUGCAGAGACACUAAAGUAACUAGAGUCAUACUAAAACAACCUUCCUUCCAUAAUUUCCAUACCAGAGAGCAAGAACAUGUCUGUACACUGAAAUAUUGCUGGUAUUUUGGGAAUCAUCUUAUCAGUUGCUAAAGUUUAGCUUACUCAAACCAAAAAUGGCAGUGAAACAUUACAACAGCAUUUGUGUGAUGUCUGAGAAAAGUGGCCACCAAAUGAAUGUGGUGAAUGGAUGCCAAAAGACUCCAAACACAGUGGGUAAUGUUAUGCUAAUGCUACGAUAUACAACAACAAAAAAGAUGAAGCCAGUAGGGAUUCGAAAGACUGUCAGCCAUCUCAAAAAAUAUAAUUAAAAACAAGAAAAUUACAAUGAAUAAACUCAAUGCCAACCACAAAAAUAUACACCACAGGCCAAAAGUUUGGAAGCAAGGCCAUUACAGGCUGAACAGUUGGGAGUAACUUCAAGUUUUUAUUCACAAUGCUUUUUUUAAAUCCAGCAUGAGUUUUAUGCACAGGCAGUUUUAUGUAUUUUGGGAUGUAUUUACUCUAUGAUCAGAUGUUGCUUUCAUGGAAAUGCACCAUUUUACUUCAUUUACCUUUAGAUAUACAUUGACGUUAACAGACCAUAGCUAAAUAUAUGUCAGCAAAAGAUAAUAAGGGCUUAGUUUUAGAGUUGAAAACAUUAUGAUUUCAUGACAAAUAAUCAUGUAGAUAAUUGUUGUAUUCAUUAAGAAAAGAGAGAAAGGAGCUGUUAGCCUCUUAGCUUGUUUUGCAUCAUUUUAGCCAUUGUAUCUAUCCAGGACAGUGAUAUGGUGAUGGGGGUGUUAGGGUUCAGCAGAUAUCAUGAAGUCCAAACACAACUUAAGAGGUUGAACUGUGUGAAUUAUAUCACGGCAGGAAGAAGUACAAUCGAAAAAGUUUACCACAACCCAAAUAAUGCAUGAGAGAAAAAGGGGAGCACAUCAAAACUGAAAUUUUGGAUUCAUUGCUCAUGUAUUUUAAGACAAUGUUGUCAAGCUUAAAGGGAAUGCAAAACCCCUGCAGUCCCACCGAGACAUUUUUGUGGAGUUGUGUUCUUAAAAAUGUUACACAAAAAUGGUAAAUAUUUAAUAAAGGAGAAAGAAUUUGACAGUUAUUGAAAACUUUUAUCCCCCUAGAGCGUCUGAAGGCCCCGCUAUGAAAAGACGCCAUAGUCUUUCAUCCUAAAUCUCUUCAGACAAGAAAAGAGGGCUGUGCUUUGAUCCUGUGGCCUCAUUAAUUACCCCAGCUCAUAUCAGCUGAGAUGCUCAACCAUUACCAGCACAAAUAUGGAGAAACACCAGUCCUGACCUAAGUGUUUCCGUGCCAUUAGGCAUAGUGGGGACCAGAGAGGAGCAGCCCUUUGCUUUUAGCGCCUUUUCACCCCGGGCAUAUUGCUUACAAUAGCAGAACAUAUUUUUUUUUCACUCACUGUCUUAUUCAAGGGAUAUUUUCAGCCAUUCUGAGAGGAUGUGUCUUCGCUCUCUGUUCUGUAACAGCUAAAGCACUGUAAUAAAUAAAUAAAACCUGUACUGGUUUGCAGUCGCCCCACCCCACCCCCAGUCUGAAGUAAAACCACUGUCGUACAUCCUCUGUUUGCAGGUAGGACAAUGUAGAAACACUCUGUUGAUGGUGAGGUGUUUAUGCUUUGAGAAGCAGCUAAAAUGGUUUACUUGCUCACUUCAGAAACAGUGUUCAUCCAGUCAGUCCCCUUGGCCCACCUAGAUCAGCUGAAAAUCUAUGUGCUGAUUUAAAGGGAGGGGGGUGUUGCCUUUUUCCUAUCUUUUUUAAAGGGACAAAUGCCAUGAAAUAAUCAGGUGGGCUAUAGUAAGCCUGUUUAGCUCACAGUUUGCCAGGUAAUUAAAAUGGGAAGACAGCUAGCUCCCUAAUGUUUGAGGGAUUUCGUUAUCAGCUCAGCAAGCUACAAUGAAAAGAGUCUCUGAGCGCCAUAGUCUUAACCGUUCGUAUCUCCCUCCUCACACUCGGGCUUGAGUUGCAGUUUUCAGACAAGGUUGCCAUCCCGGUGCCCAUGACUCGAUCAUUAGAAGGUCAGACGCACACAAGACGAGACAGAUUGUGCAGCCACCUCUCAACAGGACUCAUCUCAUCUCGUUUACAGCACAGUGGGUUGCUUUCACAGUGCUAUGCCCAGGAAUGUGACAUGGCUAACACUGACAACUGGAAAUGUACAUAAAACGCAGUGAGGAACCCGACGUUCGUCCUGCCUGGUGGAAAAAGAUCCGUUUUGAGAUGCAAAUUUUCCUCCACCUCACAUUUCUGACAGUGUUGUCACAUGGUUGGGUUCUGCUCCUGAAGCUUUCAGCCUAAUGAUGCUGCCGCUGAUGAGGCAGAGUUUGAUGACAUACUAGUUAGCAUCCACUGAACAUGAACCGCUACAUCUGACAAAAAAUGCAGAGAGCUGAUGUGGAAAUGGGAAAUGAAAAGUUUUCCAACAUGCAUUUGCAUGAGGAGGGGGAGGUGUAGAUUUCAGGUGGAAAUUUCACUUUAAUUCUUUGCUGGUUUACACCAUAAGUAUCUUUUUACAAAGUCCCUGUAGGUUUAUUUUACCUAAAAACUUACAGAGCCAAUACAAUACAGCAUGUUCUGAUACGACACGAUACAAUACAAUAUGAUUUGAUUCAGCGAGAGUCAAUUCAGCUGGAUGUGAGAUGACUUGUCACAAUAAUUACAACACCAAAGUAUGCCUUACUGUCUCCACACACCAAGCACAAGUAGAAUCAGUCGUGCAACUGAAUUACAUGUUAAGUCAAUGCAAAGAUGUGAUUAGAUGCUCGUUCUACUCUGGCGGCGCGAAUGACGCAAAUUGGGCGGGAGCUGAAAAUUUCUGAACUUGAGUGGAUAUUUGCGUCGCAAUAACCAAUCAGCAUGAAGGUUGCUGGGUGACGUAUGAAAAUGGACGGUUGUUCACUGGUAUCUAAAAUGGAGGAUGAACUGAUCCUGUCAGUGUGUGGGUGCCCCGAAUUAUAUAAUACCUUUUCUGUCAAUUACCAAAACCGGAAUAAACAGGAACUCGCCUGGAGACAAGUGAGUGAGGAGGUCAGAUUACCUGGUAACUUGUAGAAAAAAAAACUUUGUCUUUCACUUGAUCCCGCUGGUUGAAUUGGCAGGGAUAACUAUUGAAAUUAGCAUAAACGGCUAUAAUCAAAUCGAAUUAAGCAAGUAGAUGAUUUUACUCGUGCUUGGUGUGAGCACCCCAUUAGACUUAAGUGCUGCAUCUAGUUGUCAUGGUAGUUUAUUCUGAACAACAAUAAACAACAACUAGAAAAAUCAGCAUCUAGUCAGUGAAGAACAACCGCCUAAAACACCCAAAAGUUUAAUUAAAACGCAGACAAGUUUAUUUAUUUUUUAAAUUAUAAUUAUUAUUUUUUGAGGUCAUUGGUCAAACACUUGGCACACCAAAUAUUUUGGAGAUUAAUUGAGUCUUAUAAAUGAUGCAUGUUUCAAUUAUCUUGUUUUUUUUUUUUGUCCUGACUAUCUUCAGUUUUGUCACCUUUACUGCCCAAAACAUCUUUCUAUCUUGAAUCUCUCCUGUUUUAGCUGUUUCCUUUUUUUUUUUUUUUUUUGACUGGAGUUGAAUAUAUACCACACCUCCUCAGCGUGGCUGUCCUAAUCAUUGACUAUACAAGUUUGUGACUCAUAAAAUACCAUGGACUGUGUAAUUCAUCAGUUCAAAUGUGGUACCUAAUAAAGUAAUGCAGCACAGUCUGCUGGUUUACAAGAGAUACAUGAAGCAUUGUGAUUUCGUAUACAUCAGUCCCCUCAAUUGCACAAAUGUUUGAAGAAGGCACAACCUCCUUGAAGAUUUUCAAAGACACACUUGACUCAGUCUUCAGUGACGUAGGUACGUGUCAAGUGUGCAGGGGAGUACAUUGUAGUGUCGCACAGCAGGACUAAAGUUCAUCAGCUCUGCAUCUCAGUGCCUGUUUGAUAUUCCACCUUCAUGCUACAUCACGAAAUACUCCAGUAUCUCCUCGACAGUUUUGUGCAAAGGAUGGACAUGCGAGGUAAAAAAAGGUCUCCCCGGUGUAUCAGACUAUUUGUGGAGGCAACGCUGUGAUUCAAACCCAGAUUCAACCCUCUCUUUAUACGUGUUUGAAGCCAGAAGAGUUGCCCUUAUUUUAUUGACUACCUAGUAUACACCUGCACUUGUAAUGCUUUGAAAUAUCCCGACCAACUCCUUCCUUGUGGGUUGUUUUUACUUUUUUAUCAAAAUUAUUGGAACAACACACAGUAUCUCAGUAUUUUGUUGUGGCUUCUUUUGUAGGAUUUACUGCAUCAGUGUGACGUGUCAUGGAGUCAGUCUGUUUGUGUCUCUGCUGGGGUGUUAUGGACUUCCUCUGAUAGCUCUUUUCGCAUGUCCGAACUGUUGCUCUGGUGUCUCUCAUCUUUCUCUUGGUGAUGCUCCAGAGAGCCUUUAUAGUGUUCAGCUCAGGCUACUUGGCUGGCCAACCAAGCUCAGUAAUAGCACGGUCAGCAAACCAACUUCUGGUAGUUUUGGCUCUGUGGGCAGGUGCCAGGUCCUGCUGGAAAAAAAAAAUGUGUAUCUCAGUAAAGCUUCUCAGCAGAUGGAAGCAUGGUUUCUAAAAUCUCUUGGGAGGCUUUGAGCUGGACUUGUGUAGUGAACCGAUUGACAGAUUGCAGCAGAUGACUCUGCACCUCAAAUCAUCAUGGACUGUGGAAACUUCUCACUGUAGCACCUUGGAUUCUGUACUUAUACAUCUGAACCUGUAUUUUUGUUUAUAUUAUUAUACAGGUAAUAACUUAUAGUGAAAUAUGGUGUUUAAAAAAAGUCCUCUCCAUGUAGAAUCAUGAAAAGUAGAAGAUAAGGCACAUCACUACCACAAAUGAAAAGUAUCACAACAAACUGGGAAUUGAAACUCCAACACUUGCACAGUUGGUGGCCCUGUAAGUCCUAAAGAAACGCCCACUCAUAGUAGCUGAAGUGAUUAAUGAGAGAUAUCUCACUCACAACAAAUAUAUUUCUGCUCAGUUGGUUAUCAGAGGUUGUAUCAGUUGACACUGAUUUUUGCACAGGCAGGCAGUACCUAUUUACUGUGCAGUCAGUCGCAGUAAUUGGGCUUUAAUCAGUGAGAAAUAAUGAACAAUCAGCCUUUAAGGUAGGAGGUAAGCAAAAAUGAGCUUCUCACUUGGAGAUGACCACCUUACUGGUGGUUUUGUUUUCUUUUUAAAUCUCACUGCAAUUAAAACUGCAGAGCUAAAACUGACCCUCUGUAGGAAGCACACACACGUAACACUGCUCAGCAUGAAAAUAGUGACUCCAUGGGCUCAAUUACAAGCCAGGGUGUCAUCUGCAAAAGUGCUUCAUCACCAGGAAUAAAAAAAGAAGUGGUGUUCUGUUCAUCCAUACCUUUGGGGAGUAAUUAAACUCACUGCGUAUGAAGCGACUAAGUAUUUAAUUAUAUUGGUUGUACACAGAGAGGCACUGCUCCCUCCAGCUAAAUGGAUGUUUAAAUGAAUUUUCAGUUUGGUGUUUAGCGGACACAUUUUCUCAUAUUUCAACCGUUUGUUUCUCAUUAGUUCAGAUUCUCAUGUCCCGGUGUGUUUCUGAAUAUUGACUUUCCCUUUUUCAGUUUAGUUAGAUCAGGAUGACAUAAAGUGUCCUGAAUGAAUGUACCACUUUCAGGAAAAAAAAGAGGUUUUCGGAGGAUGGGAAAGUGAACAAAAAUACCAUUCUCUCUAGAUUUUAUUCCCUAAACCCCUUCUCUAAUACUUUUUCUUUCUCUCAUGCUUUUAGUUUUUAUUUGACAACCCCUUCUUCUGCCUUCCCCCGCCUAUAAAGCUUUUAAACGAGGAUAGCGACUGCCCAGGGCACGGAUAGCCCAUGUGGGAGUAGGGUUUGGUGACCUCAGGUGAUUUGAGCACCUGGCUCUCAGUGGAGACGUACCAGGAGGGAGCGGCUCUGGGGUUUUGUUUCUGCUGCUUUUAGACAGACAUGAGUGAGCUGCAGACCCACUUUUCUGCGACUGCUGCUGAUGAAUUCUUUUUCUUCUCAACAGUCCCUCAUGAGCCUUUGAUCACUGUGUCUAUUUUUACAGACUUUCAUUGUCACCAAGAAGUAAAACUAAUAGAACACAUAAAGAGAUAUAGUAGAUCCCAGGCUCAUGGGGUGUUUGAUAUCAGCCAUGUAAAUUAGUCAUUGUAUAUCCAUUUAUAUUCAUCUAUAUUUCCUGCCUCGGACUGCCUUGAGGGCCUGUUUGAUGCCAAGUAGACGGAGCAUCAAAGUGCCAUGAAAGACACGUUGCGUGGCUUAUAUCAGGUUUCCAUCAGAAAACAUUUACAAAUCGUGAGGUUGGUACUUGGCGCCAACCUUUCUGCUGAUUGCUGAAUUUAUGUGUCUGGCAGAAAACCAAAUGUUUUGCCCACUGCUGUGUUUUGGCAGAGAAUCUUUCUUCCCAAGCAUCAAAUUCAGAUAAAUAUUUCCUAGAGUGCUUUCAGCCAUACUGCAUUUGUUUUGAGGACAUUCAACAAGCUCAAUCAGUUGGUCUGUUUCCACCAUUAUUUAUUUUCGAGGUUUACUAUGAGGCUAUGAAUCUAUGUUCUGAUUCAAUAACUUAAAAAUUGCAGGAACCCAAUACUUUUUCUGAAGUCAUCAUACCCAGAUUAAACCCAGAUAACUACUCAAGACUAAUGACCACUGAGAUGGUUUAUCUCAUCACUGAUUUUUUCCCCCUUUUGUCUGACCCCAUCUUUAGACGGUUUAGCAUAUUCCCAAAAUAGGAUAAAUCGGACUUUGACACAGAACUAUUAAAGUUAAACAGCAGUCAUUAAAUAUUUAAUUGACAUAACCCAGGAUUGAUUGAUUGAUUGACUGAUAGCUGGUUGUGGCACUGUCAUAAUUUGUACUGGGAACAAAACUAUCAGUGAAAAUGUAAAAAAAAGACUAGAGAACUAUCUCCCAUAGCUCACUCGUCGAAGAUAAGCGAAAAAAUAUUACUUAACAUCUCAACCAGUUCAGUCAGUUUAAGAAUGCUUAUAUUUUGAGUGGCGAAUUAGACACUCUUUACAGUCAGAGACAACAUGACUUGGAUUCGGAUUACUUCAAACUGCCUAAAUUCAACUCUAUUCCAAACUAUGCUCCAAAGUACCCUUUACAGUUGAAGUUUUGGGGCCAGAGACAGAGCCAAGGAGUAGCCAGACCACCCCUGAAAUCUGAUGGGCCACUCCAGUGACUACUUGAAAUUAUAAACUGUGAUUGCCUUGUCUGCAUUAUAUGUGUUUAACAGGAUGUUAGUAGCUUAUCUGAAUCAUGACAUUCACUGAGUAAUUUCCCAGUUAUAAAAUUUCUCCAUUUAAGACAAUAGAGAACCAGAAAAUGAGUGUAUACAUACUUGUAUCCUUCUCCAGUAAUCAGCCAUGAGAACAUAUUUUGUAUUGAGAAAAUCAUAGGAAGAAAAAUAAAUCUCCUUCUCCUUGCCACAUUAGUUCUACCAGCCAAACCUUACCAGUAAAGUUGAAGUGAUUUCUGGGUGAGUGCUGAGUAUUAACUCAGCUUUUUUCUUUGUUAAGUCUGACCCAAAAGUACAGUUCAAAGCAAUAAAUAAUACAGUCACUGUUAAUCUCAUUUUACUGUGGAGUCAUGAAGAGACAUCAGGGUUAAAGUGACACCAUCUUGAAAUCAGUUAAAACUGAAUUACACUUGUAUGCUGAUGACACUCAGUUUUAUCUAUCAGUGAGAGCUGCUGAUUAAGCACGCUGAGUUCACGAUUGUUUAUACAAUUUCAAAACUUCCAUAUUAAGACAUUGUUUGAUGAACUCUUUCAACUGACCAUUUUAUUAUAGAUAAUUGUGAUUUUUAUGCUUUUUGUUGCUUAUUAUAUUUGCUUACUUUAGCUUGUUUUGUUUCUUGUAAAGCACUAUGUAGUAGGAGUUUAGCAAUAUACUAUAUAAAAAUGACAAUUAUAUAACUUAAGAAUGAUAUCUGUUGCACAAAUAAAUUAAAAAAAAUCUUCAUUCACUCUUGCGCAUCGCCUUUUAUACUGCUUGGCAGUACCUGUGUCCAAAUGGACUUGAAGCACCUCCAGAUCUUUGCUUGUGUUGUUCUUGUUCUCGUAUGGAUAAAAGCAUCUGUUAAAUGACAUUGUAAUAGCCCUCCUGCAGACUCCCUACUUAACCCUUGGAGGGUUUUUCCACUUCGCAGCUCAAUAUUAUAACUGACUGUGUGCUGACAAAACCGUGAUUUAGAUGUAGUAACCGGCUGUGUUCACUAUACUGUGGUGCUAAAGAAGCAUUGGCUUAUCAAAGCAGUCAAGCACAGCAUUAGUUUCCAAAUACCCCUGAAUUUGUCAGGUUUUAAAGGAUUACAAGAGAGUACACAGCUCAGUGCUACUUAAAAAAAAAAAAAAAAUCCAGAUUUUGAAUUUGUAAUGAUACAGCCCCUCUUUAAAUCUGUGGCUGGGUUUUAAUGUCUUGUAAUCUUCUCAGGUUAUGUAUCACUGCUGAGACCCUGACUCCCAAAUAAUGUCAAGCUGUGCCCUGAAAAUAAAGCACGAGAUUGUCAGACAAACCUCGCUGUAAAGAGGAAAGCAAGACCGGUGUUUGUAAUAAGUCUCCUGCUAUCUGUCUAGACAAAAAUGAUAUCAAAGAUUAAUAAAACACUCACAGCAUAAGCGGUGAUUUUUGGCUAAAAAGGGUAAGCCAUCAAUUCAUGACUCAUCUGCAUGACACUCUCAUUUCUUUUAUUGUGAGACGAGGUUAUUUCCAUAAUAGCACAACUUUGGAGGAGAUGAUACCGUUUCCCUUUAGGCUUUUCAAAUAAAGCCUUUCCCUGAGAAAAUGUAAAUACAUUACUUAAUGUACAUUAUCCUUCAUAGUCAGGCUCAUAAAUAAACUCAUGAAGGUUUACAGCUCGACAACGAUCCAUUAAAAGGCGUCUCUUUCCCUUCCUGUAAGCUAUUGCUCAUUAAUGCUUGGUGGAAAAUUUCAGUGUUAGCAUUUAAGCAGCAGUUAGCAAUUAAGGGCAAUACAGGGACAGGCACAGCAAAUUAGCUCACCGCUCUGAGAGGUGUGAUAUGUUGCUUCAGUCUAAUCAAUGAAUAUUCUAUGUUGACGUUCCAGAGAUAAACAAACAAUUCGUCACAUGGAUCGGCUCCUCAUUACCACAGUUACUUCCUUGGCUGCAAUAUUUUGUUUUUAUGAAGUAUUGGACCUCUCAAACAAGGUUCAAAAUGUUCUUGCGUUUAUUGCUGCAUUUGUUGUAUAUUUGCAAAAGUGAUUUUUUAAGCAAGGCGUUAUCAGUUGUCGGAGAUAUAUGCAAAAACCACUGCAGAGGAUUAAUAACAGAGACAGUCAGAGAUGACGCGUUGGGAUAAAGCUCACAGGAAAGCAGUCUUUACUUUUUUUCUCCAAAAUGUCUCAUCGUCGUAUGAAUAAGUUAAGUUAUAAUGAUGUAAAAAUAAUUACACACAUUCAUUCCUGCAAGGUUACCUACAUUUUAAGCCAAAAAAAUCAGACCUUUUGAAUCUGCAUGAACUCAAGACUGGAAAUCUAAGACCUAAUCUUCUGGAAAUCUGCCAGUUUUUGUGACGUGGUUGGUCAAUGACAUCAGUCCGGUUUGCUGUACCUGCAUGUUUAGCUCAAAGGUGGUAGUGCAAACUGGAGGCAAUUUAAUAAUAUUUUACACCUGCAUAUCACUUUUGACAUCUUAGCUUUUAGGGAGUCUUCUCAAGUAAAACGUGCUUCUUAUUGUUUUUCAUUAUGGCAGCAGUGAAAAGCAGGAAGAAACAGUGGUGACUUCACUACAGUAUUCUGAAAAAGAGAAAUUAGCAUGCAAUAAAAGCACAUACUGGUUUUCGACCUUGAGUGCAUCAUGAUCCGAGAGUAGUACCAACAGCCCUUAAUGUGAAAAAAGUCAAUUUUUUUGUUCCAUAAUAUUGAUAAUGCUGAAAAGAAAUACAAACAUUUUAUUUCUCCAAUAGCCUAUUUACAGUUUAAGUCUUUCAAAGUAAAAAUACAACCCUCCCUUUUUUGUUUGAAUGCAUGUAUUUAGAAAUGAUCAGCUCACUUCAUUAAGCUUUAUACCCUAUGUGACUCUUCUUUAAAAAAAUGUUGUUGAAGGAGAAGAACUUCCAGUCUCGACAAGCUAAAAAUGUGUGUCGGUUAGGUGAUUAACACUACAAGUAACAUAAAACCAUGUUACAUUAAACAGCACUGUGUCACAAUUAUGUGGCAGAGCCUUCUCUCUAUUUCCUCAUUUGUAAUCAGUCUUCUGUUGUAAACAAUAUCUAAUAUAAUAACUCCAAGUAAUGUUCAGACUGUAUGAUUGUGUUUUCUCUUUUCUCGACUGUCAAACCCUUUCAUCCAGCCGCCUAUUGUUACUGUCAGCAGAGGACACAGUUUCUACUGCAUUUAUGGCAGCCAUGUAAGAUAGUGUUGUACCCACAGCUUGCCAGAUUCAUCUUCAUACUUUAUCAUCGAUGUUGAUGUGUGUUUGAAUGUGUCAUCAAAUUCAGUAAUUGUCAUCAAACAGUCAGUGAAAACCCUAGAUUAUGAACAAUUUUUGAACAUCUUUCCAAUAGUUGCCAUUUAUUCACAUCAUUUAAAUAUAAACAUCUCUACUGUAUUUGUAUUUUGAAAAGAACAACGGCCAGCCUUCAUCUGCUGAUAUUUUCAUGCCCAUAAACAAAUGUAUGGUACAUAUAGAUCUGCUUUUUUUUUUUUUUUUCUAUUUAUGUGUUUUUGUUUUUCCUCCAGUUAACAGAUGGUGAUGGUAUAAACCUUUCUUAUCGUAUCCAUGGUAACCACAUAGUAAGGGUGCAAACUUAUCCCUCAGCCAGGUCUUGGUAGAUAUGAGGUCGGAGCAGGUUUAUAUACACAGGAUAUGGACAUUUAUUGCUUCUUUCUUUCUCUCUUUUUUUUUUUUUUUUUUUUUACAUGGCCACACUUGUCAAAAGACAUGUCAGUGCUGUGUGUUCACACGCCUUUUAUCAUGGCUGCCAAGCACAUUUUUCAUUUUGCCAUGCCAUUUAAUUUCUGCCAGAUGAUGUGAUAAGAGUUUAAAAGUGCUUUUGACAACACCAUGAUGGAUGAGAGGAGUAAAUAAGCCCUGUGGCGCACUUCAGAAAUUGAAGUCUGAAGUGAUAUACUGUAUACUUAAAAAGAAAAAAUGCAGAGAGAGCCAUUGUCGUUGUGAUUUUAUCACCAAUUUUGACCUCAGGAGUCUCUCAAUUCUAGCAGCUCAUCUAAGAUGUAGUUGAAAUUAAAAGCAGAUACUCAAUAUGUUUUGUUUUGUUUUACAGCUCUGUUUCAAAUUCAAUCAGGAGAGCAGAUCUCCCACAAAUAUUCCCGCCUUUUACUGUCAUCACAGUAACAGAAAAAUCAAUACAUUCACAUCUAUUAGUGUCACCGCUGCCACAGAUUAUUUACUUACACCAAUUAGGAGGCUGAGAGGGAAAUGGAAGAGGCCCAUCAAACAAAAGCACACGUUCAAUGAAGUGAAGCUCAGUCAAAGAUGAUUUUAACUUGCAGGCUUGGACGUCAGAAUAAAACAUCAAAGCAGACAACAUAACUCAAGUAAAAAAAAAAAAAAAAAAACGCCCUAGACCAACCUUAUGAGUGUGCGCGUAGUAGUACUCCAGCUCCCAUAUCUGCCCCCCUGCUGGGUCUAAGCGUAAUCUUUAAGAUAUGCACCAUUUUCCCUGCGAUCAUACCCUCUCAAAGGGCCAUAUUGUUGUGCUUGAAUAGCCCACGUCUUUGUGUCUCUAUCGCUAUGUGAACAAUCCAUUACUUGGUCAAAUGCGCUGUUUUGGAAGAGAAGACAAACAUCUAUUUUUAAUGGUAUUGUUUGUUUCUGGCUUGCUUUUUUUUUUUCCUCCAGAGUGCUAUCCCUGCUGUUGUGCUGUAUGUAAAGCAUCAUAUAAUCCAAAUGAAAGUUUAUUUUUCGCAUCAAAAUCUGGUUUUUAAUGUGGUUGAGUGAUUAACCUGUGAAGCUCCAGGCAGGGGGAGAUGAUUGUCUCUCUGAACUGACAAAGGCAUCAAUUAUUCAGUAUCUGCUGUGUUGACUGCUACAGGCCUGAGAUCAGUGUUGCAGUCUCUGUUUAGUAGUUGCUUUUACUGCACAUAAACUCAGAAUUACACAAAGAACAUCAAGUUCUCUAAGAAAAUAGCCUCUGGAGCAUCUGGGAUCCCAGUGGUAUAAUUUUUUGAAGAACCAAUGCAAACACAAAGGCUUAUUAAAUAUUCAGGCCCACAUGGCCAUAUCAUUUGCAACAAUAAUGAUUUGAUUUAGAUACUCACAGAGAGCAGGAGCUAAGAAAAUAAAGGCACAGAGAUAGUGUGUUGUCCUCUAAUGUGUGUGUUAUAGCUGAACUGUCAAAUGAAUCCUGCUACUAACUGAACCAACAGCAGCACUUCAUUUAAAUAUCAGCAUCUCCCUGUGUUAACAGUCUAGCCUUUACUUUGAGAAAAGUCUGUUUAAAAAUCUCAAAGAGGAAGCCACUCUAGCUGUGUUAGCUACUUCCAUCACCUUUAGGGAAUCAAAACAUCAACAGCAUGUCCUCCUGCCACAUGCUGCCAGAGCCUGUGCAGCAAAGAGCAGCAAGUGGACAUGCAGUUUUGAUGUCUGUUAACCAAAACUGACAGAAACUUUCCUGGAGGAACAUCAAAAAUCUCUCAGGUCUGAGCAGUCUACCGGAGAAGACAUUCUUGAGUCCAUCUGAGCAGACAUUGAGUAUGUUUACAUGUGCACUAGAGUUGAGCUACGGUAAUAGCUCAGUUAGGUGACUAACUGGACUACAGUCCUUGUCCAAGUUUACAACCAUCAGGUAAGAAUUGGACUAUUGACAGAAGCACAUCCACCUUUGUUACAGUAGGUGGCAACAUGACCCCUGACAGCCUGUUACUAUAAUCUAUAGACAUUUUCUGGUUGAAAUAUUACGUAUCAAAACAGUCAGUGAAACAUGUUAGCAAGAGACGAAUGUACAUCAAACAAUGGAAACACUCACUUUUACAGCUCUGUGUUAUAUGCCGGGACUUUUUUUUGGUCUUUUUUCCACAUCCUUUCUUUUGUUUAAAACGUAGCUUCCUGUCAACACAUCCACAUUAUUUAACUUCUGGCUAAGAUCCCAGCCUGCAAACACUUGAGCAUGCGCAGAAUAUUUAAGCCAAUUUCAGUUCGACAGAGUCAUAUACAUGACAGAUCUUCCAGGUAUGUUAGUCCAACUAUGAGAAGUUAGAUGUAGUGAGAGUUCAGUCAGAUUAACAUGUUUACCUGCUUUGUGAAAGUCCAGUUUCAGUCAGACUAAGGCUACAAAAAGAUUGUUUGAGGAACAUGCAAACAUAUUUACCGGGGGUUACAGAAAGUUUAAUGAUUGUUGCAUUUAUGUUUAUUUGCUGUACCAAUCCUGGGCACUCAACACUGCAGGAGCCACAAUUCUUAAUCAGAGCUUUUUACAUAUUUGUUGAUGACCAUAUAGUUCAUUAAAACUUAUUUGGGAAGAAUGUAUUUGACAUGUUCUUUAAUAUUAUAUUUUGACCCUUGUCUCACCUAUUUUUGAGCUAUAUUGCAGCUACUUGAAAAGAGAGAGCUCUAAAUUUGUCAGCUUUACUUUUAGAUAACUGCCCUGUCACCCAUGGUUUAAUACAGUUUAAAGAGAAUAAAUGAUGUCUUAAUUUCUUUUUCCAUAAUCAGCUGUAAUACCUGCAGUUUUUGCUUUCUUGUUGUUUUUAUUAAAAACACUAAUUCAAAGUGCUCACCAAGCCAAUUAUAAAAAAAAAAAAAAAAACAUUCAAGCUUUUUCAAUAAGUCCCUACUGAUAAAAUUAUGAAAUAUUCUCUGCAGCCACAGUGAUCAUGUCAGAGAAGUGUAAAUAUGUGCUCACUUCUCUGCCAUUUAUUAUUUCACUAGUGUGCGGAGCAGGGACUGGGGGUACAUGUUAAAUUGGUCUUGCUAGUUAGAACAAAUUGUACAAAUUGAAUUCAGUGUGGCUGUGUCUAUAUUGGCAGUGUUAGCAGUUGGUUUCAAACCUGAGCAAAGGUUAAUCAAGCACAGGGCUGCCUAGUUUGCAUGACAGUCUCUGAUAUUAAGAUUCAUAGCACACUGUUUGUGAUGAGUUAAUCAACUCUCUGUUUUACAUGAUAUGGUUACCAUGCAUUCAUUGAGACAUGUUUUAAUACUGCUUCCCCUUACCUGUCAUUUUCCUCAGCUAGACGGCACCAGUCUGUUUUAAUGGUAGCUGUAGAACAUCAGAAAGGGCAUGCUGGGUAGUUCUUUAUUUUUGUCCUCAUAAAGGCCAUGUGUUGCACAAAUUGAGGUGCACCAAGAAGCAAGCGGGAUAGAAAAGUGGUCUUGAGAUCAGAGAAAGUGCUCCCUCUGUGAUAUGUACAUGCUAUGAUUAUGGGAGGCACUGUAGUGAAAAGACUGGCCAAUCUUUGAGGCUGUAAAGGUCAGAGGCUUUGAUUCAAGCUAACCGAUGUCAUGUGCCAGGUCUCCUCACACUCACAGAACUCUGACUGUACGGUUGACUAAUUGCAGCAAAAUGGAAGUGACCUGAUAACCUAACGUCUCUUGUAUCACUUUCUGGCAUAUUUAUCUUUAAUUGGCUUGAAUGAAGUUCAAGGCCCCGAUCGGGGAUGUAUUUUAGAUGACAUUUAACUCCUUUGACUGACGUUCUUCUUUGUGUUUCCACUCACACGGUUUCAGGAAAUGGUCCUAUCAGGACAUCUAUCAAAACACUUCUGCCUAUAUGUGUAAUAGCCUCACUGUCUCUUUUGUGCCAGCCAUGAAAUAGCUCCACAGCGAGGAAAUGACAGCUGUUACGGCAAGAUUUAUUCUAAUGUUAACGUACAACAAGUAGUUCAUGCAAGUGCAGGGGGAAUGAAAAUAGGAUAACCUUUUACAAAAUAAAGACAGAUUUAUUUCCUCUGUGGCCCCGUGGAUAUACCGGGGAGGUUGAACGACAAUCUGCUGAAAAAACAUGGCUGCAAGGCAGAAACGCAAGCAUUUGUCCUCCUUUCUAACCAUCGUCUUCUUACCAGGCUUUGACAGAUUUAAAAAUACCCUUGGAUUUGUAAUUGUUAUGCAGAACAGGAAAGCUAUUUCAUCUCUUUAUGUGAAGAGAGCUAUUCCCUAUAGAAAUCCUCAGUCUGUUGAUCAGUCUCUGCUGACUCCUGUUCUAAUGACUAUGAGUCUCUGUGACAUGUUCAGUCAAUCUGCUGAAAUAACAAGGUAAGAAAGUAAUGUGCACAACUCUUAGCUUGGGCAGAGCGAGCCACAGCUGCGCUGCUAAUGAGAGAAGACGUAUAAGUCUUAGACUCGGUGAGAGGCAGCUGGUUGAUUAGUACAACAGCGGUGACCUUGGUCUGGUGGACACUUUAAGUGGACAAAAGAUGCAUGUUCAACAGCUGAUAAAGGCCACAACCAUUAGCCGGGGAAUAAAAUAUUGUCAACAGUUGUUUCCAGGGGAUUGUGAGUACAUAAAAACAAUUUGAUGUAUGAAGAAACUGUUUUCUUGUCAGGCUUUUUUAGUUUGCAUCAUUUAGCAUAAAGUUUAUAACCUCUUUACAAUGGAGGCCUGGCUUCAGAUUGAUUCACUAAAUUAGUUUAAAGACAGAGAACAUUUAGAGUAACAACUAUACUGACUUUUUCUUGACUUCAUCUUGUCUAAAAUGCUUUAACUUUGCGUUGACUAAAAUAAACUAAAAUUAUAAAGAGAUAAAAUGUGACUAAACUAAAAGGUCACAAGCAUUUUUUUCAUGCAAUGAUUUCUGACGUCAAUAAUUUUUUUAGAACCCGUAUCCUGUCAAUACAAGCGCUCACAUCAGCGAUGUUUUCUGAUCCUGCGACAUUGCAGCAUUUAUUUUUUCGUAUCACGGUCGAAUUUUCUAAAGUUUCGCAUACUGUGUGUCCACUUCUGACCAAUCAGAUUUCGUGUUGUUGCGACGUCAGAUUCACCGAUAUAUCCAACAUGGCCAACCGACUGAUUGUUUAUGUGUCGGAGAACAGAUUGCUUUUUGAUAAAAACACAAAUAUUACAAAGAUAAUGACCUGAAGGACAACUUGUGGAGAGUCAUAGCGUCAGAUUUCUCAUAUGACGAUAGUUUUUGUGCUUUAACAGUUUGCUAAACGUCUUUGUUUUAACUUUUAUCUGUGCUAAGUAACUUUAGCUCGUAAGCUAACCUGUUCAGAUACAACAUACCAUAUGUAUUUUCACUGUCUCAAACUCAAUCACGUUGCUGUCACAGCACCAUUAGGUCUUGGUUAUUACCUUACGUAUGUGGAUUAUAGUUUAAUGUGCUUAUCUGGUACUGGCCCCGACUCAGUACAUGCUAUCAUGACAGACAGCCAUCUCAACACUAGUGUGUAAUCAGAACUGAAAAACAGUCAGCCUGGUGUUGUGUCAGUCUUCUCACUUCCACCUGGGACACGUCUUUUUUCCCCAGGAAAGUUGCAAAAUCGCAUCAGGCUCGAUGUGUAUAGUCAGGCACGUCAAAAUUCGCCUCCGAAUAUUUCGUAAUUUUGCGUUGUACUUUUGCAUUGUUCCCGGUAUGUAAAGACCUUAAUAUUAAUUAGUUGCCAGUAUGAAAACUUGUCUUGCUUAUCUAAACUCAACAAAGCCACCUUGGACUGCCCCUCAAAGUACACUUUUUUUUACAAAUUAUACAUGUUUGCAUGGUAAUGAUAAAAGUUAGAGUCUUAGCUUGAACUAACAAAAGCCACCUGGCUGAAACACACUUUCCUGCCAACAAAUGCAAACUGGGUUUUUUAACCUGAACAAAUACAGACACAUUCCUUCAGCUUAGCUUAGCUUAGCUUAAAUUUCUAAAAUUCCAGCCUGUUUUUAUUAAAAGUCAACAAAAGCCAUCUAAAGUCUAAAGUUCAAUCACUAACUAUUUGAAAAGGUUUCUUUGAUCUGUUCAAACACAGACGUGCUAAAAUGACACUGCUGGUAAUGUGUCAAAUUAUUUUUCAGCCAGCUGAAGUAACUUCCUGAAGACUAUGUUGGUUGCCAGGCAACCCCACUGUUGUUACAGCACUCCUGGGGUUUCGUGAUGGUAAGCCAAGAAAAAUUCUGGCACACAAUCGCUUAUAAAACCACAAGUUGUUGUUUUGACACUUCAGGUUUUGUAAAGACAAGAUGUGAGGUGUUAAUUUCAGUGUCUCCAUUUUGAUCUGAGUUUUUUAACAUGAAAAUAUUUAUAGUGAAAUAUUUAUAGAGUCACUGUUUGGUUUAUCUAAAAAACUCAAGUGCUAUCAUGUCAUGUUUUCAGUUAUUUAUUUAUUUUGUAUGUCAUCAGUGUAGACAAAUGUUAACAAUUUCCUGUUUGUUCUCAAAGGAGAUGACACCGCUAAAUGAUUUUGACACAGAUAAUGAAAGCAGAGCCAUGGCACAGAUUUAAGUGUCAGCACAGCUGUUAAUUAUUGAAAGCAUUGUCCCCAGAGGGAGAUUGAAGAAGACUAGUGUUCAGCAUAUUUAGGACAGCUUAUGUUAAUUGAAACAAAACAGUGAUAGCUAGCUUAGUGCUACUCUCUUGCCAAGAAUGGUGAUUGUCUUGGCAGAUGAUGUAUUACAUUUAAAUCAAGUUUAGAGGUCAGGAGAAUUGCUUCAUUCAAGUUGUCCCAACAUAAACUUGGCAAAGUCUGCCUUGGCUGUAUUAAAGCUUUUAUUGUAUUUGCAGUCAAGUCCAGAGUAAGAUUAUACGAACAUGAAAGUACAAGUUUGAUGCUAAGAAUGUUUUGUCAGCUGGGAGUCAGGGUGCCCUGUCGUGAGAGCUUGCUUUGUGUCUCUGGUGUUGUUGCUUUAGUUGAAAACUGCCAUAAGGAACAACAAUGAUUUGUCCUGACAGGUAUUCAGAACUAAAUCAAACUCUGUCUAUAACUAACACUUCUGUUGGCAUUCAGGGCCUAAACACAGCUCAUUCCAGCUGAGACUGAGUGUCAGUGUCACAGGCAUAUUGGGCGCAGAGGAAUAUGUAUGCAGCCCGCAGCCAUGUGCUUCUCUGUCACGGUCAGGCCAGAUGACAGCCAGACGGGACACUCUGUCAUUCAGCUCACAGCAGAGGUGGAGGAUUGUCUGGGGCCCAGAAACAGGCUCUUGAAAUACAGCAAUAAGGAGUGUCAUAUCAUCAAAACAUCACAAAACAUUUGCUCAGCAAAUGAAAGUUACCUUGAAGAGAGCUUGAAAUGUAAUAGUAGAGGAAAGGGAGAAGCUUGAUUUACAUAAUUGGUGGACAUUAUUGGAGUGAAGGCUGUGAUUUUUUUUUUAUCCAUGAGGUGUAAAAUUCCACCCAAAAUAGUUUUUGUCUAAGUAUGGUUUAGCAAACACAAGGAUAACAAUCAUAGUGUGCUUCACCUUUUAUAAAGGUCUGGAUUUUCUGUAAAUAUUAGAAUAAAUAAAAUGAAACCAAAUAAGUAGUAGUUUUUGGUGCAACAUAAAUACGUCUCUAGUUAGCAAAUCGGUCGAAAUAAGAAAGAAGAUAUUGUUUCAAAAAUACUGUUAAAUCAACUCAUUGAAUCAGAGACAGCAGCACCUGAUUCAGGUUGUCUGUCUGUCUGUGGAAAUAUUUCUUUACACCGCUUUCAUUUUAGUUUGCUUUAUGUCUGUUUUCUUCUAUUUGUCAGAUGUCUCUCAAACUCUGUAUUAUUAUUAUUAUUAUUAUUAUUAUUAUUAUUGUUAUUAUUAUUAUUGUUGUUGUUAUCAUUAUUAUUAUUAUUAUUAUUAUUAUUAUUAUUAUCAUGAGUAGAUAGAGUAAUAUAAAGUCAAUUUAGUAUGCUAAGAAAACUGUUGGUUUUGCCAUAGUGUCAACAGGCAGGGGGUAAAUGUGUAGGAUUAGGUUGUUGACUCUGUUGUUAAAAUUCACUCACUGUUGUCGUGGGGUUUAGAUCAAACUGGUCAAAAUAUUUAAUACAGCCAGUUAAUAAAUACUGUUUUAUCUUUUAAUAGUAUUCUUUGCUAUUAUACUGUAAUUUGCAGUAAGGCAAUACUUGGACUGCUGUGAUACAAAGCUAUUUGUUUCUUAACUCUAUCCUCUAUUUAUUUUAUUAUCUUUUAGUCCUACAGAUGCACUGCAUUUAAUUAUACUAUGUUUUGUUCGUCUCAACAGCUUUUUUUCAUGCCUGUGGUGCUUCUUUUGACUGCACUGAACAUCUGCUCUGAAAGUAACUGGGAAAUAUCAUGGGUACACUAUGUUGCUAAAGACUAAUCUAAUCAGCAUAAUAAGUGUCUGAUUUGAUUACUGGCAUGUCAGGGACAUCACAAAAUACAGUCUAGGAUUACAAAAUUAACCUUUGAGGUAUACAAACACACUUGUUAGACAUUUUAAUUACCUGCAGCAUUUACUCUGAGCUAUAAACCCAGUACCUCAAAAACUCUUCCUUUUAAAGACUUCCUGGGUUUGUCUGCGCCUAGGGUUUGGCCUCAAGAAGCACUUUUGAUAUUUAUAAGGAUUCUGCCUGCGUUAGAGAGAAAACAAACCCAAAUUCAUUCCAGCAAGCUGCCUCUUUUGGUAAAUAAAGUAAGGAGAACAUUUCUAAGCGUGGGAGCACUUAAAGAUCAUAAAUAAUUACAGGCUUUAUCAGGAAUGUCAGACAAUGUGGUCACGAGAUGGGAUUCACUUGUCACAAGCUGCACAUUAAGUCUAAGGAAAAGAGACUCGCACCUUAUCUUUAUCCUUCUUUUAUAUUCUGAGUGGAUCAGUGAGUCCCAAAACUGUCUGGAGCAUCUAUGCAGAGGCUUUCAUUCCCUCUGUUUAAGGUUAAAGAAAAGGCCACUUUCAGUGCAAAAUGUGGAGAAGAAGCGUGCUUGUUUGCAGACAUGGUGUUAUCAUGAUGGCACUGCAGCAUUUUUGCCCGUUCUAAUAUAAACAGAGGAAAAACUGAAUGCAUAUGAAGCUUAUCUUAACUCUCUCUGACAGGCCCGAGGCUGGUCACUUCAAGGCUUUUUGUUUGAGGCGUCAACAUCCUCAGCUGUGAAAAAUAAUGAACAUCCAGAAGGAGAAUAAAGCAUCAUUUAAUAGCCUUCUGUCUUGCUGAGGUAAAAGUCAAUGCGGAGGCUAUUUAUAAUGAGGCAAUCAUCAGGUGGACCUGGCGAUAAUAUUGUUUCUCAUAACGUGCCCUGAAAUUCUCCCCUGGCUCACAAAACCUCCCCCCAAACGAGCUGCCGAACUCUUCCUGAGCUCGUUACAAGUGGGAGAAAAAAAAAAAAAAUUCAACACACUGCAUGUCUUUGCUGUGUAUGUGAGUGUGUGCGAAUACCAACAUGAUUCAUGCAAAUUGCCGAAGGUUGUGCUCACGACAUUCAGCUCGGCCUGUAAAGAUUAGCGGUGCCUGUUGACUUGACAACGUACAUUUUAAAUGUGAUCACGUGAUGGACUAAGCAGAGGAUUAAUUGAGGAGAAAAUUCUUUCCGACAGGCUUUUAACUGCUAUGCUCUGGUAUAAAAACUGUCCAUUAAAAGCAUUAAUAACUCUAUACCCCCGUUUGAGUUCAUCUGAGAUUAUCCCAGUUGAAAAACACUCUUGAUUUUAUAAUUUCUUCGAGACACAAGUGGUGGCGGAGGCCAACUGUUUGAAAUUUCCUGUUUCAAGCGUGAAGCAUUAAUCCUUGUUGUGUGAAAGAUGACUGCAGUGUGUAAUGAUAUUAAUUACAACAACAUCUGCUCAGGGAAACUGCAUGAACUGACAAAAAUAUGAACGCUCUGUGAAUCCAAUUCUUCCAAAAUGAAACAAACUCUCCCAAAUGAUGUUCUGAAUUGUAAUGGUGUAAAAAACGCCGAGGACUUUGACUCAAAUUAUAGCCUGUGGUCUUUCUGUUUCAAGGGGUUCAAUCUUUGUGGACAAAAACUUUUCAUACCAAAACCAUGGGGGUUAAUCUGUGGAGUUAACAGCUUCUGGGAAGGAUUUUCACAAGAUUCUGGGCCAGGCUGAGGGGAUUUUCUCCCAAUCGGCCACAAGAGUUUAAGUGAGAUCAACAGAUGGGUGAUAAGGUUGGGCAUCCAGUUGGUGUUUCUCCUCAUCCAGGAGGUCCUGGACAGGGUUAAGGGUCCUGGCUCUGUGCUUGUCAGUCAAGUUAAGCUGAUAAUCUUGAUGGUGGCGCAAAGUUUGGAAACUUAGUUUGACCACACAUUUGAAGUUAAUGUCCUUAUAUUUGUUGGGGAACCAUAACCUCAUGAGUACUUCAUCCUACUUGUUAUUUAGCAUAAGAAAAUAGUGCUAUAUGUACUCUCUAUUAGAUUUAAACCAGCAUUUAGUAUGUUUAGAAAGAAAAUAAGUAAAGAAAAUAUUGGGAAUAAGUUAAUUUUACUGCCAUAGCUUAUAUUAUCUUUGCACCCCUUUCUUUCAUGUUAUUUAUUUCUGUUUGAACAUUUUUUGCUGGACCUACUGUAUAUUUCAUGAAUGCACACAUCAGCAUAAACAUCUCUAAAACCUAUAAGAAAACCAUAUGGUGCAAGUAGCACCAUUGGAAAAACACAAACAGCUAUCUUCCUGUCAACAGAUUCCUCAGAAAAUCAAGGUGUUACACUCCACACUUAAGUAUCAUUUUCAAACUGCUGGAGAUAAUUAUACAUCACAUAUGGACGCAGACAGUUUGUUCUUUCACACAUUUGUGGUGUUUGCCAGAUUCUGUUGUCAAAGCAGUUUUUUUUUCCACAUAUAAUCUUUGCAUGUAAGCAGAUCCUUAUAUUUCUAUAACACAUUAAGUCAUAUUAUGCAGACAAUCUAGCAGCUGGUUAAACCAACAAUCAUGAUAUUCCUGUUGCACUAUCUAUACUCACAUGCUAAGUUCCAGUUCCAGCUGUAGUGUUUGGUUAUUGUAAAAUCCUUGGAUGCAGUUUUGCAACAGAACAAGUCAGGUCAAGUGGUGCGUGCAGUUGCCUACAUGAAGAAGUUGCGCUAAUUUAUCGCUCCUUUCUGUGAACCAUAUUCAGAUAAGUAUGUUUAAAAUCGAUAAAAGAAGGAGUUAAGUAAAUGCUUGUGCUUUGUGAGUUUGACAUACUAGUUUGAAUAUGUUGCAAACUGAUUGCAACCUGUAAACAUAACAUGUUUGACGUUGAAAACCAUUCAUUUAAGUUGCUAUUUACUGACCCCAUAAAUCAUUUGACAGAUUGAUAUGCAUGCCGCGGCUCCAUCAGCUAACAAUAUGGGUGGAGAUGGAAGCAAAAUGUUCAUAUUACUAUAAGUGAUAGAGGCUGAAUAAGAGUCCACCCUGUCAUCUAAGAGUUUCAUACAUCCAUUUUCUCUUUAACUGUCGAUGGUCUCAAACAGUUUCUGGGCGACCAUUAGGAGAUUACAGGACACAGCUGCUAACCGGGUGCUCGCCCUUCUAGCCUCUUGUCCUCUGCUUUCAUCAGCUUUGAAGCCUGUCAGAAGUCCUCUAUUCCACCAUGGCUAUUAUGAGAAUAUAUUGCAUGUAUGUGCAGGAGUCAUUAGGCAAUUAAUUUGUUGUACAACUUCACACACCCUGGUGUCCAAUUGGGUUUAUGAGGGCAGAUUGGUGGUGAAAUUACAAUCUUCCAAUGACCGGAGCAUCAGGGGAGGGGUCCACACGCACUGCAGCGGAACAUGCAGAGUUCAAGGGCUGGUCCGCCUCGUUGGUGUACACACCAAAGCCUUUUUUUUUUUUCCUUCUUGGAUUUUAAAUCAGUAAAGAGCCAGCAGUGGUUAACGAUGGACAGUCACGUUGAACUCACCGCCUCGCUGAAGGAAGCCUGAACACUGACAGAGAUGAGACGACUGUUUAAAGUCUAUUUUUCCUCCGUUUUGAAGAAGGAAAAGUCUGAAUUGGCUUUGUGUAACCGAAGAUGAGGUCCUUUUUGAUUUAAAUGUAGGCACAAGUUUCAGCAUACUCACUUGAGGAAGAAAAAAAAAUAAAAAAACUUGUCUUUGUAAUGUAGCUCGGGUGUAAGAUUCUCUUGUGUUACAUAGGGGGAAGCAGUAAAAAAGCCGCAAUGCAGUUUGCUCUGCCAAAUCAUCUGAUCACAGUGCUUAAUUGAAUACUGAUGUGAAAUGCAGACAGCCAGAGAUAGCAGAGCAGGUUUCACAGGUAAUUAAAACGCGGUACUCAGCCCAUAUGGAUAAUUUGCUUUAACUCGUUUAUCCUCUGCUGCAUGUAUACCUGCCUUAAGUGUUGUACGUUGAUAAGGGAAUUUCCUGGUCAGCAAUAUGUUUGCAUCCUGAAAGUAAACGCACACCUGCAAACUAUGCAGCUUUACAGUUUAAAAGCUUUUAAUCAGGUCGCCUUUCUGAAGUAUGUUCAGAAAAUGAAAUCAAAGCUGCUCCCCUUUGGCUUCAGGAAAUACUCAGAUUCAAUCAGCGAGGAAAACUGCCGACAAAUUCACCGUGAAUAAACAUUUUUUUAUGGAAUAAAUACCAACAAACUAGGUACAAAGACAGCAAAAAUAUGGUUCAGUGGAGGCUACACAUUGCUUUGCAAAUAUUAAUCUACCAGUUAAUAAGUCAGUGUUUGGGGAUGGUGUGGUUCACAGUGUGUCUCUCAGUGCAUUAUCCAGUCAGCAAAUUUCCUUUGGCAGAGACGAGGGCCAAACAAACACCCAAGCUGUGGCACAGCUCUGGUAAGGAAGGAUGUCACAUUUUCAGCCAAGAUGAACCAGAAAAUCCCUCUGGGAAAAAAAAUAUAUUACGGUUUUUUGAAAUUAAGCAAAGGGUAAAAGAUGCAGUUUAAAUAAAUGAGAAUAUAUCCAAUUGCCUUGUUGAGCAAUUGAUGCAGCUGCAGUUGUUUUCCAAGCAUGACCCAUAUGUCAACCAGGAGUUACUGGUUUCCAUGGCGAGAGACAGUCUGACCCUCUGCUUGUAGCUUCUGAAGACUGUUACCUUUAAUUCUGUCCACUGGCUGUGCAGGUAUGGUGAAACACACGCUGAAGGCUUCAGUGUGUUUAGCCAUUUCUGAGCCAACUGUGCAAGGAAAUUGUCUUGUGUGGCAUAAAGCACACUUUAUCCCUUAGUCCACAAAUGUGGCAGCUAUCAGUGCUGCUUUCACGCAAAACAUCACAAAGAAGCCGGUGGUAGUGUUUAUUUAUUUAUUUAUUUAUUUUUUGGUUUUAUUUCUGUGACUCGCUGUCACAGAGAGUGUGUGUUCUCAUAAUGCUCAGAGCAGUUUGUGGGAGCAACCAAGUGUGACUGCUCCAGCUAAGGAGUUAAUGAUUGGCUGUAUUUUGAAAUUCAUUCCUUCUUCCCCCCCCAAAACAUGCCCUCUUCUCAGAAAACUGUUUUGUAUGUAGAAUACCAAAACAGCACCAGUCAUACUCACAGAAGCAUGUCAUUAUGCAUGUAAAAUCCCUGUAACGCACAUUAAACAUUUACAUAAUGGACAUUGUUUUCCAUUUAAAAAAGAGCAUGGAAAAUGAAACCAACAUCAGGGGAUGUGAAACAUGUCAAGAUUAUGGGAAAAAUAGAUCACAAUUCAUUCCUAUUUUCUUUUUCUUUCGUGUUACAAGUGCAUGAGAAAAGAAAUGGACAUGUUUUUAUUGUUUGUGCUUAUCUCGUUGGCACAGCAGUGAAGAGGCUACUGCACAGAUUUGCAAAUUGUACCCACAGACUGGAUUUUAAACCAAUGUGCACCUUAACAGAAAUUAAACCGGGUAUCCAUGCAUUUGUUGACCAUGCCACACCAGUUGGAUAUGUAUCUCCUGAUAAUCCCCUGAUUGCAAAUUGUGCAAACAUGUGGAUGGCACAUGGCUCCCUUUAACUUGCAGAUUUUUUAUUUCAUUAUUUUUUUUUAUUUCUGAGGCAGGCACUUUUUUGUGUGUUCAACAUCCUUUUCUUUUAUUAAGUUGGCUUAACUUUUGGCUGAGGGUUUUAUUUUUAUUUUUUUGGCAGUUACAGAACAAGUAUGUUGUUAUUUGUGCUGUGUUUCAUCUGACUUUUACCAAAGUCCAUUUUAGUAAGGAGUUGUUAGAUCUCUGAAUAAAAGGAGCAAAGAUCACAAGAGUGCUUCAAUGGUAUUUUUUCAUCAAUAGCAAUAAGAGGAAAUAACCAUUCACAAAAAUCAUUCCUCAGUAUGUAAAUUACAGCAUGUUUUUGUGUGUGUGCAAAUUCACACGUCAAACAUUUAAUGGCUACAGGCAGAGCAGCUCCACUGGUUUCUACAGCAAGAAGCAUUUUGACUUUUUUUUUUUGUUUUUUUUAAUAAACAACCUUGAGAAAGGGUGAGUUUAAUAAACAUAAGAAUGACUUAGUGUAUAGAAAAAAAAAAUGCAAUCGCCAAGCUAUUGGGGCAAAGCCAACAGAAAUCGAUCAAAGACAAAUAAGACUCAAACUAAGCCAUUAACCACAGAUAAAUAUAGCUUCAUCUUGUUUUAAUAAAUAGUAAAAAGUAAGUCAGUAAAAAACAACAAAAAAAUGCAAUGAAUAAGUAAUUUAUAUAUAGUUAGUUUCAUUUUUUGCAUAUUAAUUAUAAGCACUCUUAAUGAAUGUUUCUCGUGAAUAAGUAUAUUUAUUUUUCCCUAUUUAAGCUUUUAAAGGUAUAUCAGAGCUUAUUGUACUUUUUUGUAGAGCAACAUUAAUAAAUAGCAGAUAUAUGAAGUCAGAACUGGUGCUUUAAAUGUGCUGGUAGAGUCUGGUAUGUAGUUCUGCCACUUCUAAAUUGAACCUCUGGUGCACCAAUGGGACCUCUGAACAGCUGCCGGUACCCUUUCUUGCCCUCUCCUUGUAACCAUUUCUCUUGCCGAUUCCUGAUAGCACCUUAAAUGCAUCACCCUUCAUGAAACUCUGGAUCCCUUGGUGGGACUUACAUGACUUACUUGUCUGUUUUCAUUGGAGAGAGUCGAUCGGAGUUCGGUGAUGCAGAAGUGCAGAGUUCUCUGCUUUUGUGACUCACUGAAAUAGUUGGUUUAGUGAAUGCAUGUAGUGAAAAUCAACAUAAUCUUCCUGUGACUUUUAUUAACUGAAGUGAUGUUUGAUUUAUUCACCCAUUUAGCUAACCUACAUUACUUUCGAAUACUCAUUUGUGUCUGAUCUUCCCUUUACUCAGAGUAGUCAAAAACAUGUGAACCCAACAAUAGAAAAAAAUAAAAAAGCCUUUAGAGAUUACAGUUUAAUAUUUGGUUUUAUUCUAUCUAUAAACAUUUGACACAUUUCUCUUUAAUCUCUCCCUUUGGCAGCUUGGAUUAUACAUGUUAUCUCUGAGACAUUAUCCCGCAUUUGUGAUCUGUGUGUUUAUGGCAGAUUCACUUGCUGUGUCAAACUACCUCUGCUGUGGAGAUUAAGGGUGUGUACGGGGCUUUACAGGAGGUGCUCAAACAAGCAGCUCAAAGGGCUGAGGGCUAUACCCAGAUCCAUUCAAGUAUUACAUCCUCAUAUCUCCUCCCAUCUUGAGUAUUAAAAACCAGCGAGACGUUCAAUGGCUUGCGACAGCCAUUUCACAGCCGAGGUGUUGUCUGUCCAUCUUCUCGACUAUAAAGAGUAUCUUUCUGUUUGUUUGGGGCUGUAAGCAGCAGAAAUAAUGCGGAACAGCCACAAUAAGCAAGUUAGAGGACCUGGACUGAGUUCAUUCAGAGUUGUUGUUGGUGUGUGUUUUCUUUUCAUUCCCCUCUAUCAAGUAUCUCCUAAUACUUCUUUCUCAGUUUAUCUGUUUGUGGCAGAUUGCUGUCCAUAAAUGAGUCUGGCUCUGUUUGCAUUUCUGCCUGUUGAAUGGAGUUUUCCUUGCAACUACUGCAAAGUGUGUGCUGAUCUGAGGAUUAAUGUUGGAUAUGUGAGCAUAACUUAACAGCGCAUUCUAAACCUGCUCAGAUUAAUUGAGUUCAGGUCUGAGGUUAAGUGUUCUCGAAUAUGGUCGAUGGCUGAUCACCAAUGAGUCUGGCUCUCAUCAGAGUUCCUGCCUGUUAUUAAGAAUCUUUCUUGGCGGGUUAAUGAAGGCUCACAGUAAAUAAUAUAUGGCUGACUGACCAAACAAAUUGAGGUGUGUGUUGGUGUUCCCAGAUACCUAAGUAAAUAAGUGACAACUUUAAAUAAUGUCCAUGGACAAAACUUGAAUAAUACUUCCAUUAACUACACGAAGCAAAAUGAAGAUAAACAUUAUCAGAAGUAGAGCUUUUUCACUGUUGAUAAAGGGAGCAUCCAUCUUGGAAAUGAAGCUCUGGGUGAUGUUUCCCCAGCGAUCUGUUGGAGCCACUUAUCCAGUGUGGGGGUUACUGCCCCAGUUUCCCCGAUGACCACAGGCACCACCGUUGCCUUCACCUUCCAGGCUUUCUCUAGCUCCCCUUUGAGCCCUUAAUACUUCUUUAGUUUCUUGUGUUCCUUUUUUCUGAUGUUGGUAUCUCUUGGGAUGGUGACAUCUACCACAGCGGCUUUCCUCUGCUGUUUGUCUACGAUUACAAUGUCCGGUUGGUUGGCCAUUACCUUUUUGUCAGUCCAUAUCUGGAAGUCCCACAGGAUCUUGGCUCGGUCAUUCUCCAUCACCUUGGGAGGUGCUUCCCGUUUUGCCCUCGGGGUUUCCAGUACAUAUUCUGCACAGAUGUUCCUGUACACGAUACCGGCCACUUGAUCAUGGCGUUCCAUGUAUGCUUUUCCUGCCAGCAUCUUAUAUCCUGCUGUUAGACUGUUUCAGGGCCUUCUUUGCACAGCAUGCACCUGGGACAGCCUGGUAUGGUAGAUCUGGGCCUCUAUUGCUCUGGUCCUCAAGGCCUGUUCCAUGAUUAGUGCAUCUCAUAUGUCCAUGGGUCUCAUAGCAGGUCAGGUAUGGCCUUGUGGUAAUGAGCUCUCAUCUGUUCAAUGCUUAUACUUUCACUCCCCUUAUCCUGCUCAGGUCUGACUUUGAUGCUUUUUGGUAACUUGGCCCACUGUUGUAAAGCAAGCCCCAGGUGUAAGUGUUAGCAUAGAGGAGUUGUGUAAACACAUUGAUGGAUGAGAGACUUACAUACUGUAUGCAGCCAACCCAGAUUGGGAACCCUUCUGCACGCUAUGUGAACAAGUCCAGAGAUUAGAGGCACAUGUAGGUGUCUCUAAUCUCUGAGUCUGAGACUCAGUGAAAAUGGGGAAUCACUUGUUAGCUUUGAUCUAAAGUCUUUAAAUAUACAUGACAGAAAGAAAGGCAUUUAAAGGGAUGGUUUUCCUGUUGCCUGUUUCAUGUUUUCCACCUAACAGUUCAGCGAGCCAACUCGCACUGCAGAGUCCUCUUCAUAGCAAACUUCGCCUUUAAUCCCUCCAGGUAUAAAACUCCAGGAGGAGAAGCAACCCAAUGAGAUUAAGGUGUUAGAUUAAAUCUAACAGUGAUUAAAUAACCGACCAUUAUAUGACUGUAGCAAAUUAAUUUCCCCAGUGUGGUGUCAGCCAGGCUUACACAGUGUGAGCUGCUAGUAUUAGCUGCAGUCACACCGGCUUUUGGAAAUAAAACACUAAUAACCUAGUGGCUGCCCCCUUUUGUGGAGAACUCACAUUAAAAGUAAAAACUCCCUGAGAACAAAUAAGAUUUUAAGGAUGCCAAAAAAACAGAUUUGCAUCCCUCGAAAUGACACUUUAAACCCCUUCAAAGAGCUUUGUGUCAAAUGUUAGAGGGAACAGUCAUGUGCAUCUCCAAGUAAACACAGUAAAUCUUGCAUAAAAGAACCUUUUGGGUUUGUACCCCCUGUCUUCAGUUGUAAAUGUUACUGUCAAUCAGCACAUUUGAGUAUGAUUCCAGUGUGGCAGCUGGCGUUGUUAAGCUUGUGUCAAAUAAAGCAUGCUUAAGGCACUCUGCACUGGUUAUAGCUGGCAUUUAUGGUGAGCAAAUACAAUAUCAUGCAUGAGAUUGCUAUAGAAAUCGCUUAGCUUUCACACACAUGUGAGAUAAACAUCUUUUUCAUGAUAGCAGCUCGCAUGGCAGGUGAUUUUUUAUUUAUUUUUUUCUCGCACUAACUGUCUGAAUUGAGCAGUCUCCGCCAGCUAAAGCACAAUUUGGAUUAAGCAAAAAGCUCCACUGAUAGGUCAGCUUAGCCCGUAAUGGAGCAGCUUAGGCCUUGUCUGCGUGAUUAUAACAUUCUUAGCAGCCUAUUUUCAUGCAGCCAGAUGUUAGAGCACAAACAUCGCUGCCUCCCUCUAAGCCUAACACACAUUCAGAUCACAGGAACACACAACAUUACACUUUCAAAGCAUCUCUGCAUAUUUGAUUUAUUUCGACAACAAACCUAAUUACUGACAUUGACGGAUCUUUUUUCUGCUUUAAGCUCCUGAAAUAAUCAUUUCUUGUUUUGUUUGCUAUGUUUUGUUAAUUGCAGAAGGUAUUAUCUAGAUCUUGCUGCUUUUACAUCUGUCAAAGUAUCAGCUUUGGAAACUUGUCAGCUUUCUUGAAGAGGAAAGUGGCUCAAAUGAGGGCAGAGAGUCUGCAAUGACCUGAAUGAUCUUCAUUAAGUAAACCAUGCUGUAAAUACUGUAUUAUUAAAUGACUGAAUGCAUCUCCAUGUGUGUGCUCCUGCUGUGGGACUGUAGUCUAUGUGUAAAUGUGUAUUUGGCUGUGUGACAUAUUCCCAGUGUUCAUGCUUAUCUGCUUGUCGGUUUGGUUGGAAUCGUGCCUUAAAAAUCAGUUUAUGAUUGAAGGGAUUUGUAUUCUUUUCCUCAUCCAGCAGAAAAACAAAAAAAUCAACCCAUGGCACCACCUAAAAAGCAGCCCAAACCUACAGGAAAACCCUGAGGAAAAUGUCAGUGUCUGGACUUCUUCUGUUUCUCUUCAAUAAUAAAGCUCCUUCACUUAGUGCCCCCUGCAGGCCUGGAGAACUUCUGUUCAAAAGUGUUGCUUAGCAGCAUUUAUCCACUGCAGUCAGUUUCUACUUUUGUGUUAUUGAAUUUGCACAUACUGUGUAUUUGCGGUUUUUUUAGCGAUUUUUUUAAUCUUAUUUUUGUAUUGAAGUGUUUUUUCUUUUACUAAGCAUGCGUUUUUGCAGGGGCAUCAUACAAAAGCCUCUGUGAGGAGCUUUUGACAGCCUCUAACAAAAACAAUAAUAAUGAUAAUAAAGUAAUACUUCCUUAUGACCUACAAAAUCAAAGACAACAUCAGCAAAAGGAUUGACAAAAUAUGUAUUGUAAUUUUUGAUGCCUGUAAGUGCUGCAAAUGGGUAGACAAUAUACUAGGCGAUGGACAGCAAGCUGAGAAAACAGACUUUUUUCUGCUUUUUCCUCAGCAGUUAUUAAAAGUGAGUAUUACUUUUUUAAUAACUUAGAUUUGCUUUUCAUUUUGGUGAAUCCCUCAUAAAUGUCGAGGUAUUCACGGGGUACCUUUCCAGAUCUGGCCUUCCUUGGUCAAAAACUCAUUAGCUUAACAACAAUUUUAAACGAACAACUUUUUUAACAAUCCUAAAGUCGAUGACGAGUUUAUUUCUAUCAAUAAGAGCCACUCAGCUGUAAAAUGUAAUGCGGCUGCUAUGCAAAAACAGCUAUGACUCGUGUGAGCAGGCCUGUCCACAAACUACUUGAGAGAAAGCAUGAUGAGAAUUUUUUGAUAGAAAACACAACUCACAGAUGAACAGAACAAAACAAAGUGGUGCGCUCUAACCAAACAGAGUCAUGGUUAUUUUGAUUGUCCCCAGGGUUAGUAACACUGCUCACUUGUGUGCAGUGUGCUAACCUACAUAUGUGAUGGAUUCAGGUUGUUAAUAGCAUCUAGCGAUUCUCAGAAGCGAUUGCAGCACAAUCAAUAAGCAACUGCAACAAACCAAUGGGGGGUUAAAGGUUUGAACGGUCUGUAAGUGCUGAUGUCAACGAUGGAAACUAGUUAAAAAAGAGAUUGCCAGACAAAUCCAUAUUUUCUUCUGCAAAUGACGAUCCACAUGUUGAUGGGUGAAAUGCACAGAAACCAUUUAGUCAUCAAAUAUGUCAUGGUUACUUGUCAUCACAGCCUGCAGACCAAUUGCACACUCUUCUAUUGUUUCUCUCAACAGUGAGCCAUUAUAGCAGGCUACUCUUUUAUACUCAGGUUUAUUUCCUUGGCCAUGAGUAAGUUUUGUUUGCGAGAUUAAAACAUUAAAGUCAGAGUUUAUGAGCAUCAAACGCAGGCAGCAACACUUCCCCAACAGAGUGCUGCAGGGCAGCUCACAGCUUUAUGAAUACAUAACAACCAGGAGGCAGGGAGAUAAAUAUCAUGCUACUGGAUGCACAACGUAAAAUGCAGGGUAACCUGAACCAGCAAAUAGUUUAAUCUGUUGGCCAAUGCUUAAACAGGAUGCAUUUACUCCUUUUAUAGGGGCUACAUUAACCACCCAUUAUCAGAGCAUUUAUUUACACACACACACACACACGCAUGCAUGCACACACACACACACACACAUAUGUAUGUAUGUAUGUAUGUAUAUAUAUAUAUAUAUAUAUAUAUAUAUAUAUAUAUAUAUAUAAUCUGUAGAUUCUCAUCUCUCUUGGUGGUUCAAGGGUUUUUCCUUAACUCUAAAUUUAAGACUCUGAAAUCAGCACUAACAACCAGACCUUUUUCCCAGCCUGUCUUUCUUCCAUAGCUCCAGCUAGUAUCAAUAUUUUACAGUGAGUACUGCCCAGAUGACCUGCUACAGUAGCUGAAAAGAAUUUAAUGGUGCCACAGUGUUGGAUUGAAAAUGGAUAAAACAUAGAAUUGUGUAUUCUUACGUCCUUAGACCCCUAUAUUUUAGGACUCCAUCAUCUCAGUUUUAUACACCCUACAGAGAAUCCAAAACUGUUAGCUGUUAGCUUCAGAUAGCAAUAACAAGCAACAUGGAGGAUAUACAAUAUUUAAUGUUACUUAUACUUAACAUUGUUGAUUUAGUGCACCUUAGAGAAGUGUACAGCCUUACAUUUGGUCUGCAUACAACCAUCAGCUUUAGACAACACAAAUAACUGCCUAAUAAUCAUAAAUCUUUACAGGAAUGUUUCUGUUUGUCAUGAUGAAGCAUCAAUACUUGUUUGAUAAUGACUCCUAAGUUGUUUUGAGAUAAUGCUGGGACACUCCUUUCGUUUAAGUGCUCAAGUUAGAGAGUGAAGUCAGGACACACAGUUCUAGUUAGCCCUUUGUAUUUCUCUUCAGCAAUGUAACAGCCAUUUCACGGUACUUAUUUAACAUUGACUGUAUAUGUGGUUUCUGUAAAUAAGAAUAAGAAGAACUUUGUCAAUCCCCGAAGGGAAACUUAAUUGUCUGUUGUCCCACAUAAUACGUCUCAAAAAGCUAUCUACUAAUUAUACAAGAGUAGCAAAAUAGUACAAGAGUACAAAUAAAAUAGACACAAAGCGAGAAAUGAAAAAAAAUGUAUAACAGACAUCAACAGUGCAUCAGCCUCAGUAACGCGAUAUGUAAGUAUGCUAAUGAACUUAAUGUAAUUCAUGAGCCGUACUCGGUUGAACACACACACACACACACAUUCAACAUUUCCAUAGUAAACAUUACUUACUUCUUCAUGAACGCACAAUCAACUUGAAAGGACAACUUGGUAUUGAUUGGCAUUUAGCUGUGAUCUCCGCUAUCGCUAAAGGCUUUUAGGACCCUCAAACUGCCCUUAUCUAUGCCUAAACAAAAAAAAAUGGCACCCCGGGCAGCCCAAACGGGUGCCUGAACAAAAACUUAUUUUAAGUGGUUUCACACAUAGACGGAAAAAAACAUAGGACAUUUAUAAUAGUAGGCAUUUUAGUUUGUUUCAUAACCAUCUAAAAGCUCCUCACAGGUGCUUUCAUGUUUUACAUCUGCCCAAAUAUGAACAUCACACAUCACACCUUGCAGAUAAAUAAAGCAAGGUAAUUUAUCUGUGAUAAGCAUACAUAGUUGAUCCAGUAAGCUACAUCUGUUCAAAACUAGGCUGUAUUAAUAAAGGCUUUUUUGACUUUUAUUUCUUAAAUUUUAGUCUGAAAGUGAAAGAAAUCUGAAAGAUGUUUGGUGUAUCAGACCAUCAUUAUGCAUCCACUGCUACUUUCUUUUCAUAUUCAUCUUGGAGCAUGCCACUCUAAAAGCCUCUGGCAGGUUUUAAGGCUAUUCUCCUUCAUAUUCUCAUGUUAUCAGCAUUUUGGUUUUCUUAACCUCUCCUCCAAGAAAAAUAGUGAAAAUAUGAAAAAGAUUUCUAGGCAAAUAAAUACAGAAGACAAGCUAAAGCAACAUCUUUGUUCUUAUUUCCCCUCUGUUUGUCUUUUGGGGGGAAAAAAAGUCUUUGAAGCUUCCACUGUGCAAAGACUACAGUGUGACACAUUUCCAUAUUGUACACAGGAGAUAGAAAUAUAUCAUAUACCUGGAAGCUAGAUUAUAUAUAAAAAGAUUAAGUCAUAGCUGCAGUGCUUAGGAAUACUCUGACAGAUCUCUGACAGUAUCAGCAUGCCGUAGAGUAACUCCCCCCAUGUGAUUCAUGUCGUGUUUAAAUUGAAAUACACCAUUUGCUCAGGAUCAUAAAUAUUGUGUGGGAAUCGUCUGAAAUGAUCUAGAGUCACACACACCAGCAGGCGUCCACUAUAACCCACUGGAAAAAGAGAGAAAAUCAUUCCCGUUUGUCACUUUUAUUCGCUCGCCAGUCGCAGCUGUAAACUGCUGACCAAACACUUCAUGCACAUUUUGCUUUUCUGGACUCAUUUUAAAAACCCUUCAAGUUGUGCCACUGUUUAAAUAGCAGGAUCAAUACACAUCCACACUGAUAUUCCGUGUCAGUGUGCGGCCGCAUGUGUGGGGCUGUUAUAACAAAGGGGUCAAACUGGGGGUACGAGGCAUUGUGGCACAACACCGCAGAUGAAUCCAGUGAGGGUUUUAUUCAGUUAAUACUCCACUGCUGCUUCAUUUAAUCGAGCCAAUGAUUCAAUUUACUACCAAGAAAUUAUAAUAGACUGUUUCCAAGCAGGUAGAUCCAGGCUUUUAGUAUUAAUGAUCUUAAUGGAUGCAUGACACAGAAGUAACACACAUCAUUACAGGAGCUCCCAGCCCUUUUUUUUUUUCUAUUUUAACUAUCUCUGCGUUUAAGAAGAAGCCGACCUCUACUUCUCUGGCUCAGGAAUAACGAGUUGUUAGUGCUCAUCCAUGUUGAGGUUAGACAUGAUAAAUCAGUGAGAAAAUGAAAGAAAGCGAGAUUCAGGAGCUUGUAUAUUUAGAGUUAAGGAUAGGGAAGUAUAAGCCAAGCUCUUGGACCCCUUUCCGCUGCUAAUUGCAGAAAUAUGUUUGUUUUCUAAAUAUAUUCUCUUUUUGUCAAUCCUUUUCCUUUUUUAUUUUUAUUCAUGACAUAGUACAAAGACUCCCACAUGCAUCUCUCGUUGGGACUUUUCAGCUGAGCUUUAAAAUUGCCUUAAAACAAGAUGCUGCAAGUGUUUCAUCUUUUUUUUAAUCAUCAGGACUGUUUUUUUUGUUUUGAAUAGGGAGGAAAUUUACUGUAAAAGUCUGUAAAGUUUGUCAUUGGGUGGGUUUUGAGUACUUUUAACUUGCAUGGAAUUAAAAGCAAAGCGAAUUUAAAACAUUUUACACUAAUUUUAAGCAGGAUCCGUACUGACCGUGUUCCAUCAGCGUCACAUAUCUGCUUCGUUGAGCAGUACUGUCUAUCACCAACAGGAUGCACAUUUGGAAUGUAGCAGCAGUGUAGUGAAGCCCCAGUCAGCUGGGCUCAGUAUAGAGGAAACAACAUGCUCACAAGUUUUUUUUUUUUUGCCUCUCUGCAGUCUAUUUCCUGCUAAUUUGGAUAUAAUUCAGUGAAUGUUGAGCCUCUACUGUAUGUGAAAAAGUAAGGUGAUUUUACAGUUUUGUUUUUGCAGGUUUACCCAUGUCUAAUAAAGUAAACUAUGUUUCUUUAUCCUGUGCUGUUACCUUCAGACAGAGUUAGCAGUUAAAAGUCCUGAUAGGGUCAACAUGGAUCAGGUAUUGACCAUCAGAUUGUUCUGUGUUACUGAUAAAUCAACAACCAAGAAGUAUUUCUCAUCUACACGGACUGACACACAGUCGCCAGUCUGCAUAUGGUGUUUUAUUUUCAAAUACCGGAUGACACGCAUGGUUUUCUUGCUUGACAUCCUGUCUAGGAGGAUCUUCUCUGUAUAGAUUGACGCGUAUUGGAAGCAUAGAGCAGCAAAAAUAGACUCGGCGCUUAGCUUUAGCAGAGCCGCGCUGAGACAGAACUGCGACAGAGCCGAGAUGUGUCCUGUAUGCGAUGAUGCAUUGAUUAGAAUGGCAACCUAUUUGCUGCGUGACACACGACGCUGACGGAACGCGCUCAGUACGGAUCCUGUGUGUUUUAGCCUUUAGGACAUUGGCAAUGCUAUAUAAGGAUAUAUAAGGACAGGAUAGGAUACAAUACAGGAAAAUACUGUAAUAUAAGAUAGAAUAAGACAAUGAUACAAUACAAUUACAAUACAAUAUACUAAAAUAGAACUUAGGAAAAAAAAUCAGUGAAACUAUAGGAUAAAAUAUACGACAUGAUAGGAUACGACAGUACAAUAGGAUACAAUAGUCAAUGACAGGAUAGGUUACCACAAACUACAAAACAAGAUUAUAGGAGAUAGGGUAUGGGACGAUACAGUACGAUAGGAGAUGAAAGAGGAUGUCACUAGAGGAUACAAUAUGAUAGGUAAGGAUAGCAUAUGGUAGGAGGACAAGGACCUUUUUAUUCAUUUAAUGUUAAGUUUUGAGAGACAAGAAAUUGAUAUACUCUAAUAUGUAAAGAGAUAUCGCCAUAAUAAAUGGAAUGAAAUGCAACAAAUAUGCGUUUCCAGCUCAUAGCAAGUUAUAAAAUUGACAAAAACAUCUAUUUUAUAUUUGUGCAAAUUGGACUUUUCCACCCAUAGUUUGAAAGGAUUCCCAGGAGUACUCAACUUAAACUCAGACAACACUUGAUAGGAUGUCUGGAAACAAGGUUGAUCUCAUAUGUAGACUUAGUUGUAGUGCUGGUGUUCUUCAGCAGAGACCGUCACUGACAUUUUCCAACAGCUUUAUGGCACACUUUGCCAAUUUAUAGUCUGUGUGAAAUGGCAGAAAUAACACAUUUGCCUGCCAUUAUUUUGCAUCUGAUAUUCAACCUGACAUUUUGUUAGCAACCCUAAAUCUCUGCUGGAUCAAGUCCCUCCGGUGUUAUUCCUGGAUAUAUGCACUAAUGUCUUUCGCAUGGCGUGGAAAGAGUUUGUGCAGCCUCUUCCUUUGUGGUGUCACACUGACCUACAGCUCUGUAAUGAAUUGGGGAAAAAAUGGAGAAAAAAGUGGCUGUGAUAGGUAAUUUCCUGCAAAAGGUUCACGCUCAGGUGUUUAACUGAUAGUGCUGCCAAAAAAUAACCUCUUGGGUAUGAAACAGGGGAAGAAAAGACAGACAAGCUCUUUUCUCUGUUCUGAGUUCAGCACUCAGCUAACAGGUAGACACAGGUAUCGAUAGAUAACAUUCAGAAGUAAAAACAAGGAUUUAUGCACCGAGUUGCGUGGGACAAAAUCAAGGUUAGAUUCACCACAGUGUGUGUUUUUAAUGACCUUUCUCACUGUGUUUGCUUGUGAUGAUGCCUUCAGCCAUAUGGCUGUGCUCUGAUAGAAAGCACUUUAUAUUUUCUGAAGCCACUUGUUUAUCCACUCAGUAAUUGCUGCCCUUCAAUCUUGUCAGCUGCUGUAUCACUGUAGGCUCCCUGCACAGUGUGUGAUUAGAAAUGGAAAAAUACCAAAUGCCAGGAAUGCUCUUAAAACAGAGAGAGAGAAAAAAGCAUCAAAUGUACCAUUGGGUUUUAGUUACCUCAUAUGAACCUAUUUAACACAAGUACGCCUCAUCAAAUCUCAUGAUUAUGUCAUGUAAGCAAUGAGCUUAAAUAAGCCGUGGCCAUGUAAAAAUGUUGUGGUCACUCAGCUAGCUUUUUUUUAAAAAUUUGAAUCUGCUUCAAACUUCACUGGAAUGACUGGGUGCUGAAGUUUCAACCAUUUAUUUUCCUCUUGCACAGAAAUCUAUCAUGUUCAAACUGUCAUAUUAAUUGGUUCUGCUUAACUGAGCUGGAUCUGCAACAUUUCCUGGAUGUAAAUUUUAGCCUUUGACUUUGAUGUACUCAGGUGUGACUUCCAAUUACAGCCAGCCUUUUUGUGUUACAACCCUUUUUUUCUUCUUUUUUUUUUUUCAGAGGGUUUUAGAGCUGCAAGAGAACACGUAUGGCACUUGUUCAGAUAAACACAAGGGCUUUUGCUUUUUUUAGACUUAAAAGCCAACCCUAAUACCCGUAUGUUUUUCACUGAAACACUACAGACAGGAUAUUUAUAUUAACUGGAGAAAAACAUGCUAAUAUCUGGUGCAUUUGACUAAACUCCAUGACGCUUGCAUCUGAGUCAGUUUCCUCUCUCUGUUCGGUCUUUGUCAGUAAAUGACACUGACAGUGGCACAUUUUCUCUCUGCGAGCGUGUUUAGACUGCUUGUUUUUUGUAGUGGCAACAUCAAUACUCAAAUAUUGAGGGCAAUUGUGAUCAAAUUGAACGAGUGUAGCCUCGAGUGCUCUCACCAGCUCAUCCAAAGGCAAAAAAAACAAACAAGAAAAGAACAAAAAAAGAAGAAAAUCGUCUCUCAGAAGAGUCGGACUACUGUUGUUUUAUAAGAGAACAGAUGAAACGUUAUGUAAGGAUUUUAUUUCUGGUUUAAUGUUUGUACUGUAUAUUUAUUUCAAGGUUUGUGAAGAGGAAUCAGUGCAGUUUUUACAGACAGUAAAGCUUAAACUGCUCUGAAGUUGAAAAAAAAAAGCAUUAUCCUCCUUUGAGGGUCUGGUUUGAGAUAAGAUUGCUUCCAUUUCCUCUCUGGACUUUAAAAAUAGACUAACUCUUCAGCUCAUAUUCACUGUUAUGGACUAAUGAUGCCGGGUGGUACAGCAUUCCAAACAUCCCCACAGUUUCCCCCUCGUUGCGGUGCUUUAUUUCAUGAUGUUUUUUAUGUCCAAAGGGCGUCUGAACACAGCUUCAGAUCUCAGCGCUGCAGUCUGGUGAUGUGGGGAAAAGAGGUACCUGGCUCGCCCACUGUUGGAAGUGGGACAGUCUUUGGGGGAUCUCGGGAAGAGAGCGGGGAAUAAGGUUUUGAUCAGGACCAGCUGUCACUUCUGUCCUCAACAAUUCUGUUGAAGCCCACUUUCCUGCAGGAGAAUAAUGGGCCUUUUUUAAAAGAGUGAGGAGGCUGAGUUGUGUUUUAAUUAGUCACACCGUCUCCAUCAAGCAGACAUGGUUUACUUGAUGGUAGAACCUAAUGUCCUAUGGGAGACAAACAGUUAUAGUGUAGAUUAGUUAUUGUGUUUAUUUAUGACGCGAUCAUUUGGCCUAAAUCCCACGGCCAUGUUUUAUUAAUGAGAGAUCUGAACAUGAGUUUGUGUAGGUGUGAUGAUGAACUCUGUGAUCCAUCAUUGCUCUGAACUCCACAGAGAGUGGAGUAGAGUACUGUGGUUCACUGACAGCUGGCAUUAUGAGCAUAAAUGUGCAAAAAGUAGGGGUGGAAAUCACCAGCAGACUCCUGAUAGGAUACGACAUGAUAGAAGAAGAUACAUGGUGCAAUGUGAGCCAAUACCAGAUGAUACAAAACGCUGUGAUACAAAAUGACAAUUAUUUUUUUUUAAAAGCAGGUUGCAAGACUGUCCUGUAAGAAGGCUGAUGAGAACCCAUUGCCAUGGAAACAUUACCCACAAUGGAAUCUGCAGGGACUUUUUUUCAAGCUGUAUCCAUAAACUCCUUUCCUAAAUACAUUUAUCGUGAUAAUGUCAGCUUCUUUAUUGCACUAUAGUAGGUAGCGACAAUAGCAAUAAUACUUAAGCUAACAUGCAGUUAAAAAAAUGUAUUUAGAGCCUUAAGGUCCUUACACACCAGGAAUGACGCAAAUAUAUGACGCAAAAUUACGGAAAAUUUUGAAACAAAUUAUGAUGCACCUGACUAUACACAUCGCGAUUUUGCGACUUUCCGGGGUGAAAAAAGACGCGUCCCGGGUGGAAGCGAGAAGACUGACACAACACCAGACUGACUGUUUUUCAGGUUUGAUUAGACACUAGUGUUGAGAUGGCUGUCUGUCAUGAUAGCAUGUGCUGAGUCGGGGCCAGUUCCAGAUAAGCACAUUAAACUAUAAUCCAUAAACGUAAGGUAACAACCGAGACCUAAUAGUGCUGUGACAGCAACGUGAUUGAGUUUGAGACAGUGAAAAUGCAUAUGGUAUGUUGUAUCUGAACAGGUUAGCUUACAAGCUAAAGUUAUUUAGCACAGAUAAAAGUUAAAACAAAGACGUUUAGCAAACUGUUAAAGCACACAAACUAUCGUCAUAUGAGAAAUCCGACGCUAUGACUCUCCACAAGUUGUCCUUCAGGCCGUUAGCUUUGUAAUGUCUGUGUCUUUUAUCAAAAAGCACUUUGUUCGACACAUAAACAAUUAGGCGGUCGGCCAUGAUGGAUGUACCGGUGUAUCUGACGUCACAACAACACGAAAUCUGAUUGGUCAGAAGUGGACACACAGUAUGCGAACCUUUAAAAAAAUCGACCGUGAUACGAAAAAAUAAAUGCUGCAAUAUCACAGGACGGGAAAACGUCACUGAUGUGGAUGCUUGUAUUGACAGGAUAUAGGUUCAUAAAAAUUAUUGACAUCUUAAAUAGUCACACAAAAAAACGCCCCCUGUGUGUAUGGACCUUUAAACCGACUGAAACUGGACAUUUAUUUUUUAUUAUUUUUUUGGCCGAUUUUUGCCCUUUAUUGACUCUCAAACCUCAAACCUGCGACUGCUGUGAAGACCAUGGUCUCCAUGUAUGGGGCUCGCUAACCAGCUCGGCCAUCUGCGCGCCCCCUGUAACUGAACUUUUAAAAAUCAUAUCAACACAUUGUCCGACUGACAUUAAACUAAUUGAACUAACUGAACUUCUCAUAGUCUGACUAACAUACCUGGAUAAUGCAGUUGGGGGUUGUUUUUCUUUGACAUGCUUCUGUAAAUAAUUUAGAUUUUUGCUUUAUGCAUGUAAACUGACACAAGAACAGCCCUCCAGCUAAGUCGCCUAAUUGAACUAUGUAAACAUAUUGAGUUUUCAAAGUUUUGAUUUUGGCUCAAUUUAGUUUUAAAAGUGUGUCAACCGCAAAGUCAAGGCAAAAGUCAUCACUUAAAUUUACACAGAAGACUGGUUCACAUUAUCUGCUAAACAGAAAUGUUCAAUUAUUGAGAUGGCUCAUAUGACUACUCCCACCCAGCAAAUAGUGGUUAAAAAGGCAUUGAAAAGACGUUUUCACCACACAUCUAAACAAUGUCUAGAUUCAGAUGGUCUAAAUAAAGCCCAGCUUUCAACAUCUUUUUUUUAAAUCAGGACCGAAUACGACUGUCUAAAUGAAGCCCAGUUUUCAACGUCUUUUAUUGGGCUAAAUUACAGACAUGACGGGCUGACAUGAUUUAGCCUUAAAAACGACAUAUAUGUUGGGUGUUUGGUAGGCUAUAUUAGCUCACUUGAGUUUUAAUUGUACUAUCAACUAAAAUGUUUAGUCUGGUGCUUGUUUGUGCUCCAAGAAUAAGGAUAACAGCCUAUUACCAUGGUACCAGCCUUGGAAACGUAGGGACAUAUUUUUAGAUCCAUGCUUAAUUAUUGGGAUGUGAUCUCACCCUUUUCAGACUGAAUUACCCUUUACUUUGCUUUUUGAUAUGACACUCUAAAAAGAAAUAUUCAACAUGACAGAAAACCCAGCAUGUGCCAAACUCAGUCGUACCUCGAUAGCAGCAUUUCGAGGCUUGAGACCCACAGAACAAGGUGCUGUUGACAAGUUUGAAGUGACAAGAUUGGGGUGAGAACAUGUUGGGAAUGAUACACAUGGAGAGAGUACAGCUCUGAAUCAAGGAAAGCUCACAUGGAGGACCCUUUUCCUGCUCUCAGGUAGAAAGGUCAGAUACAGACAGAGAAACAGAAACAAUCUCUUCACCUCAACUUGAGACUGAUCUGUACGCUGAGAUCGGCAGUAUUCUGUGGAGUUGUUUUGCACCUUAACCAUGACAGCAGAAUGCCUCCCACUCCAAAACAGAACCACUAAGACCCUUUGCCGUGGCCUGUGGGCUUGUUGCUUAUGUGUGCCAAACAUGUACGCGUAUACACUUGUAAAAAGCCGGGUGAAGAAUGACUCAUUUGACCAUUUUUUUUUUAUUUCAUUUUUUUGAUCUCUCUUCUCUUCUCAGUAAACCAAUGUCUUUGUUCUUGGAGCUGCAGUAAUCACCAACAUGUCACUCAGGGUGUAAUAACAGGAUUAUUCAUUGCAAACUGACCACAGUAUCUCUCACUUCAAAUGUCUUGACUGACUGUUGUUGAUGAAUAGCCGCUUACACCCUCGAUUGAUAUUUGCAGUGAGACUCAGAGUUACACCUCAAUACAAUUACCUUUUGUCAUUGGUUCUAUUAUCAGCCUGCUGUGACAGUGAAGGCAUCGGGUUACUGGGAAAAUGUCCAAACAUUUCUGAAAGUAAAAUUGACUGUAGCGUUUAUCUUUUAUUAUGAAUUUUUACAAAGCCUGAAUGAAAUAUGUUCCUCUGCAAAGGCGAUGAUUCACUUGGACAAUAUUGACUGAAAACAAAAAAGGUGACACAUUCCUAUUAUUCACACCUCUGUGUCUUGAUAUAUUGUGUUUUUUAGGAAUUGUUCAAAAGCAUCACAGCAGUAGUCCACGCUUUCAUAGUGCUGUCUUCAACAUGCUCUCUCCGAGGACUCAGAACCUUGUUAUGAGUGGACUCUUUCAGAAUAAUUGAUCGUAUUUGACGUGACAUGGAGGAAGCUCGUGCAGAUUGAUACUCUGCAGCCAAGCCAUGAUCAAUCCAAAUGAGAGACAGGGGGGAGCUUUUAUUUUUCCUGCCAGACUUUAUUAGUGAGAACUUAUCUUCUCUGGAGAAACGCUUUUCCUCCUGAAACAGCUUGGACCCUUUAGUACCUGCAAUGUGAAUUAGCGUGAUCCCUCACCUCAUCAUGCCUCAAAAUAUCCCCCCUUCACUGCUUUGACAGAGCGUAAUGAAACACGGAGUUAACACGUCUGGGCGUGCUCAAGAAUUUUUUUUUUUAGGGCAUGGAGAGUUGUGAUUUUCUAUACAGAUUAGUUUCUGUCUUAUCAAAUACAAAGAUUGGUUGUGAUUUGGUGCACUGCACAUUCUGAAUGAUGAAUCCACCUUUUAAGAGAUGGCUGGACAUGCUGCGUAUUUGGAAUUUUUAUGUGGAGUGGGUGUGAAAUGAAAUUUCUCCACUCGCGCUGAGGUCAUGUACUCUAAGUCGGAAAGGAAAUGCAGUUUUAAAGGUUGAUUUUCUACUUUUUUAUUCAUCUGUCUGACUCAGAUAAUGUUUUCACCGCGUUAAAUGGAUGAUGACGCCUGAUUUUGUCCGCACUUUUAGGAAUUAUGAAGGCUUCAGUUACACAAAACAGAGUCACAUUCUUGCAUUUAUUUCUUAAUGCAACAAAGAUUAAUCUUUCUCUUCUCACUCUAGCCUUCCUCUCGUAGUAUUAAAAUGAGGUACAUUCCCCUCUCCUUCUAUGUAAAUAAAGCUUUGGAUGUGAUGUGUGUUGAAAUGCAAGAAAGCAAGUGUUACGGAGAAUGUCCUCACUCUGAGGCAGUAAACAGCAGAUGGUUCGUGGGGCCUCUUAAGCGCUAUGGCUUCCAUUUACCUACCCACCUGAAUGACCUGUGCAGAGCUGUGCAGCUGAUGCAGAGACGAAAUGAAAAGCUUGAGUUUUCUCUUGUUUAUUCCAAAACUACAGCACUGCAAGGCCAGAGGAGUCAUCGGCCACGUGCUGGGAAAUUAGCUUGUUUAUCAGCAUUUUGAUUUCCGUCCCGCCUCACCGUCCUGCUGACAUUUAAGACGCACAUGAUCCAUGACUGAUUCCCAAUCAGAGCGGGGAGCCUCAGAAACACAACAAAGCAUUUGCCCUGUGCAGUUUCCAUUGUUUUUUAAUUAAGUGUAGGAUGAUUAGCAUUGAGCCAAACAGGGACAAUGGCUUCUUAUGUUAAGGUAACCUUGAACAUUGUCCACCUGUCCCGUCAUUUGGAUAUGCUCCAAAGAUGCACAGCACAUUAGCGCAAACGGCUCGGCUCAUGUUCAAACAUUAUGUUUCAAGGUGAUUUCCUGUGAUAUAUUUGAGUUUAUAUCUUUGAUGUUCAUGCCGGUGGUGGAACCUGAUUUCACUAGCUGCUCUUUGGAGUCGAGUUAAAGUCCUUGAAAGGUUAAGAAAAAAAAUCCUCAACCGUUCAAUACUGUGAGGAAAAAAUGGAAAUAAGAUGAAAUAUAAUGAAAACUAAUACUCUUCUAGUCACCAUGCUAUCUGUAGAUAUGUUUAAUAUCCCAUUACAGGCCCAGAAGUAACCACAGUUCUAUACUGUCAAGAGACAAACAUAAUCCGGAGGGAAAUUACCCAUCAGGAAGGCAAUACUGUUACUGAGAUGCAAUUACCAGGCCACUUGUGAGACUUUCAGGCCCGGCAUCCAUGGGUGCAUGGCUGUGUGUGAGGGUGGUCGAUAUGUGCAUAACAGCUCUUAUGUUUUGCAGAGUAAAUUGGAUUCUUUGCCAGAGAACAGUUAAUUUAGAAUAUGUCCAAGAUGCAAAUGAUUGAUGUGACUAUAUCGUUACAACUCUAGGUUUGGUGUGCAGGGCAGCCUGGUGGAAAAAAAAAAAAAAUACAGCCAGGGGAGAGGGGAAAGAAGGAAGCGAGGAAGGAGGGAAAUAGCUUUUUAAGCAGAAUUAUGGAGAAAGCUCCUGCUCUAAAUCUGUAAGUCUCUGGAUGGAAUAAUUUGGGUUUUGGCCAGCUGUUUCGACGUUAAUUCCCAAGCUUACAUUACUUAAUUUGAGGAGGAACAGAGCAGUGUGCAUGCUUGGAUUCUGUCUCACUUUACGUUAUAUUGUAGAGCUCCUGUGCUGCUAUUUGUGAGUCGUUAAAUACACGGUGUGUCUCACAGAGGAUUUAAUGUACCAAUUUAGCACUGAAUCACAUAGCCUACAAACAAAGAAAAAAGCGCGGAUUGGAGUGAGCGUCAGUGUAAACAUUUGAUAAGGAUUUGCUCAAGGCGCAUGCUAUGCUUUAUUAUCGAUAUGAAAAUAGAAACAGUAGAAUCCAGCCCUGUCUCUGUGCAUGUGAUAUACUUGCCUUUGCACUGUCACAUCCUACAACUCAUCCUCACAUUGUGGGUAAUAUUUGUGGCAGUGGCAAAUGGCUUCAUGAUAAAUUUCUCAGGUGUGUACGCGCAUGUGUGUUUGUGUGUGUGUGUGUGUGUGUGUGUGUGUGUGUGUGAUGUUUCUAUUAUACGGAGAAUUAUCACAUUAAAUCUGAUAAUGAAUCUCAGCUGCCUUCAAUGGACAGCCCCUAACCUUACACAUUGUUCAGGGAGGAGAAGAAAAGAGCUGUCUGCACCCAUUGGAUAGGAAGUGCGCGUGCAUAAGGAAUAAAACUGCCUGCACAGAGUGUGAGCCAUGCAUGCAUAAUAAAUGUAUGACAAAACAAUACCCCAGGCACCCCGGCAUUAAUGAUAUGCAGCGCACUCAUUAUUAAAGUUCCAAAACAGCUCCUGGAGUAACACAGAUGGAGUCAAUUAAGCAAUGAGCAUACUUGCUUUGCCUGCCGUUUCAUCUCCUUUCUUUUAUCUCUUGAAUAUUACUCCACGGAUGUAAUUAGCUGUAUGUUUCUCCUCGCAACAUAAUGUCCAGUGAUAAUAACAGCUAUUUUCACUUGUAAUUUCAAAUAAUGUACUGCUUAAUAAAUGUACCAAAUUUGCUUGCGCUGUGUCCUUGGGAAUUUUUAUCUGCACAGUGUGAGGUGUGGAGGAUGAAACUCUGCUAAGCUUAUGUUUUCUCUCUUUUUUUCCCCUUCUUGUUUCUCUUCCCAGAGACCUGAUGCCUUCUACGCUGGAGGGGCAGAUCACCAUGGAGAAGACACCCAGCUACUUUGUGACUAACCAUGCCCCCAAGCGCAUCCACACCAUGGCCAGAGACAUCAAGCUUAUUAUUGUGGUGCGUAAUCCUGUCACCAGAGCCAUUUCAGACUACACACAGACUUUGUCCAAGAAGCCAGAGAUUCCCACCUUUGAGGUUCUGGCUUUCAAGAACCGGACGCUGGGUCUUAUAGACGCCUCGUGGAGCGCGUUGCGUAUCGGGAUAUAUGCGCUCCACUUGGAGAGCUGGAUGCAGUAUUUCCCUCUUUCCCAAAUGCACUUUGUCAGUGGUGAGAGGCUCAUUGUGGACCCCGCUGGGGAGAUGGCCAAAGUGCAGGACUUCUUGGGCCUCAAACGGAUUGUCACAGACAAACACUUUUACUUCAAUAAGACUAAAGGAUUUCCUUGUCUGAAGAAGCCAGAGGACAGCAGCACUCCCAGGUGCCUCGGCAAAUCGAAAGGGAGAACUCACCCUAAAAUCGACCCGGAUGUGAUCCGCCGGCUGCACAAGUUCUACAAACCCUUUAACAUGAUGUUCUACCAAAUGACCGGCCAGAACUUUGAGUGGGAGCUGGAGGAGGACAGUGAACCUCGCAGCUCUCAGGACUAAGCAGCAGACUGCGGCAUGGCAACGGCUUUAGCCACACCACCAGCCUUCAAAAAUAAAACAAUUGUCUACAGAGAGUGUCCGAGCACGCCAAUCAAUCAUGGCCGUAUUUGCAGUGUCUGUAUCCAUUAGCAAGAGUUUACUGACAUGCUUUUUCUCUCCUCCAAUACUAAUGUCGUUGAUGAUGGCGAAUCAUUAUUGUACAUACCAAACAUAAAAUAUAUUUAUAUUUGUGAAAAGGGGAUGAUUUAUUCAUUUUGUUUUAAAAAGCAUAGAGCUGAUAUAAAAUCCUGUCGACUAUGGCAAUGCAUGCGAUGAGUUAAGUGUCCUUACCUCAUGAGCCCUAAGGGCAAAUCUGCCUGUUUCUUCUCCCUUUACUUUCCUGCAGUUUGUUGCCCUCACGCCCACUCACCAGCACUCAGUACAAAAAGAUAUUCUAUUUCAAUGGCUGAGGUCAUGAAGAGCUCUGUAUUAUGUCUUUUCACACUGUCCUGCUGCUUUAGAAGAGAGAGAAAAAUCACAGACACACAGUCCAGUAAUCCUUUGACAUGAGCUCAUCCCUUCAUUUAUCCAUAAUGUGAGUGGAGACAAUCUUUUUUUUUUCUUUUUUUUUCUCUUUUUCGUCAGUCUGAGUUUACCAAAGUGUUAAUUUCUUCUGUGUCAGUAUUCUGGUUUGCUCUGCGCUCAUUAAUUGCACACAUAUUCAAUAAGGGAGCUGAUGUACAGUGGCCAUCAGUCAAUAAUUGGAUUGUUUCGCUGCAUAGCUGCGCAUUAGCAUACUGAUGACCACGCACUCAGAUGUGCUGCAGUAUCAGUGGUUUUGGCAUAAUUUGACAAAUGAAUCCGUGUUCGACAAAUAUCAAGGGUUAGCUGUGGAUCAAAACAAUCCUGCAUCUUGACAAAAACAAUUUCCCGCCACCGCCCGCAAAACUCCCACAGUCCUUCUCUGUUUCUUUUUUUUUUUUCCCCGGCGACCCUCCUCUUGUCGCAGUAAUACAUGUCAAUGAGGGUGAAGAACAACAGCGCAGGACCGAGCAGAAGUUUGUUAACCAACAUCUGCUGCCACGCGGUCUUCUGUCGUUAGAGAUUAAUGGCGUGUUAAAUAAACCGCUGCUGCUGGAACAAUGUCAAUGUCAGAGCGAAUUUGCUGUGAAGGAAAAAAAAAAAAAGCUACAUACAUGCCCAGGUAGAUGACAAAGCCAUUACUGUAUGUACUUAACUUGAAUGAGAUGAUGUGUGCAAGGGAAAUAUGCUGUAACCAGAAGUUUACUACCAAACACUUGGGGUGGAUGUUUGUGUGGAAAACAUUUACAGGGUUUUUCUGCUGUGAAAUGCUCCUUUACGACAUAAUAUCUGCUCUAUUAUUUUUCAUUCUGCAUAACUCGCUGUGCGUCUGUCUGUUGUCUCUGGACUUUUCAUCAAUUGAGACAAUCAAUACAGUCAAUGAGUCAAUAAAUACAGUCUGCUCCACAUCA